Pygocentrus nattereri (red-bellied piranha) is the source of this 93175-nucleotide messenger RNA. RefSeq names its product titin, tandem duplicate 2 (gene ttn.2). Gene Ontology annotation, biological process: protein phosphorylation. The transcript is spliced from 234 exons. Gene Ontology annotation, molecular function: protein kinase activity; protein binding; ATP binding. NCBI's taxonomy places the organism in Eukaryota, Metazoa, Chordata, Actinopteri, Characiformes, Serrasalmidae. Bases 226 to 92133 code for a protein of 30635 amino acids. The record is from RefSeq and is a predicted model, not a curated record.
CAGCCUUGCCUCGGGUGUAGGGAUUGCAAGGGAAAAAGCAAAACUACACGGACAACAACCUGUGUAGUUUUGUUUUUUGGGGGGGAUUUUCCGAGGCUCAACCAUUCUCACAUUGGAUUUUCUGAAAUCAUAUCUGGAUAAGGAGUUUGUUUCAGAAGAUAAUACCCCCUUGGGCUCCGUCCCCACAGUUCAGGGCACUCUUGUGGAUACAAGGUGCCUACCACCAUGACAACAAAGGCGCCAACGUUUACACAGCCGCUUCAGAGCGUUGUGGCACUUGAGGGUAGUGCCGCAACGUUCGAAGCUCAAGUUAGUGGUAAUCCAGUUCCUGAGGUGAGCUGGUUUCGUGAUGGCCAGGUUCUUACUGCUGCCGCUCUGCCCGGCGCUCAGAUCUCGUUCAGCGAAGGCCGCGCUGUUCUGAGGAUCCCCGCCGUGACAGCCGCACACAGCGGAAGAUUUUCUGUGAGAGCCACCAAUGGCGCUGGACAAGCCACUAGCACUGCUGAACUGCUGGUUACAGCGGAAACUGCGCCACCCAACUUCAUUCAGAGACUACAAAGCAUGGCUGUGAGACAAGGAAGCAAAGUGAGACUGGAUGUUCGUGUAACGGGAAUCCCUACACCUGUGGUGAAGUUCUACAGAGAGGGAGCUGAGAUUCAGAGCUCCGCUGACUUUCAGAUAGUUCAAGAAGGAGACCUUUACAGCUUGUUGAUUGCCGAGGCCUUCCCGGAAGACUCUGGAACAUACUCCGUCAGUGCCUCAAACAGCAGUGGACGGGCCACUUCAACGGCAGAACUGUUGGUUCAAGGUGAGGAGGAAGCCGUGCCUGCGAAGAAGACUAAGACAGUUAUUUCAACCUCUCAGAUUUCACAAGCCCGCCAAACCAGAGAGGAAAAGAGAAUGGAAGCUCACUUUGAGGCCUCAGCCAUGAAAAUGCAAGUGGAGGGAGGUGUUGUGAUACAACAGCUGGCUCAUAAGACGCCGCCUCGUGUGCCCCCGAAACCAACCUCCAAGUCCCCUCCAUCUCUUGUGACUAAGGUCUCAGCUACUCGUCACCAGUCCCCAUCUCCUGUGAGGCAUGUGAAGGCACCCACGCCCACUCCUGUCAGAGCCGUAUCUCCCUCCACAAGACUGUCUGUAUCACCCAUCAGACCAGUAAAGUCCCCAGUAUUGACCCGCAAACAGGUCACAAUCACUGCUGAAGUCCUGCCUCCGUGGAAACAGGCUGGCUACGUGUCUGAGUCCAGCUAUGCAGCCAGCAUGGCAGCUCAGGUCCAGGCUUCAACACAGAUACGCAUGGAGCAGCGCUGGGAGGGCUCCAUCGCCAUGCAGCAACAAGUCAGUGGUGCUGCUGUCAAAGAGGAACAGCAAAGCAUGGAUGACAAAUCUGUUGCUGUUGCCACCGUGGUGGCAGCAGUGGACCAGGCUCGUAGUCGUGAGCCUCUGCCUGGCUCAGCAGAGCCUCACAGUGUAGAGAGCAGCACUGCUACUGUCCUUCUCGUACCUCCGACCGAGCAGAUCAAGCCCAUGGCAAAGGUUUCAUCCAUGGCACUUCUUGAGCAGUCCAGUAUAAGAGAGACCAUUGGGGCUCUCUCAGAAGGCACGACACAUAUGGAAACAUCACACACAUUUGACUCUCAGGAGCAGGGUGAUGGGAAAAAGGCCGGAGCCGUGGCUACGGUUCUUGCCGCGGUGGAUCAUGCACGUGUGCGAAAGCCUGGGCAUGUUGAGACCGCUGUGGCUGAAGAAGAAAUAGAUAUGAAACAGCAACAGGCAACUCUAGCUGCUAAGCAGCACGUCACAAGUAAAACAGAGGUGUUGCAGGUUCCCAGUGUCGUGGCAAGCGCUACGUCCGAUCAAACCGUUCAUGUCACCCAGAUCCAAAGAACUACUGAGGUUAGGCCCCAGGUGGAUACUGGACUCGCGCCGUCCCCAGUUCCACAUUUCACAGUUUCAAAAGUUACAGUUCCUAAACCAGAUCAUAGCUAUGAGGUUUCAAUAGCAGGCUCUGCUAUUGCCACCCUGCAGAAAGAGCUCUCUUCUACCUCCAUUGCUCAAAAGAUCAUCAAGCCCGUCAAGCCCCCGACUUAUAAGGUCGAGACGAGAGUGACGUCACAGCCGACUCCUUCUCCCUUUAGGGACACUACUGAGAAAUAUCACUUGCGUUUCGACUCAGAGUUACAGAGACAGAUAGAUGCCUCAUAUGCAGGGGGAUGGGAGACUCAGGUUCUUGAGACAGCAGCAAUCCCCUCAGCUGCCAAAGAGCCAGUUAUGCCUCCAACUGUUGUUGUUGGAUUGAAGAACUUGACCGUUACAGAGGGAGAGUCUGUGACUCUGGAGUGCCAGAUCUCAGGCCACCCUACACCUGGCAUUAUGUGGUUCAGAGAAGACUACAGGAUUGAGAGCUCCAUUGACUUCCAGAUCACAUACGAGAACAACUUUGCCCGCUUAGUGAUUCGUGAGGCCUUUGCUGAGGAUAGUGGCCGUUUCACUUGCACCGCUACCAGUGAGGCUGGAACCGUCAGCACCUCCUGCUACCUCCUUGUUAAAGUGUCUGAAGAGAUUGAAGGCCGAGAAGAGGUUACAAUGGAGAAACAGAUUGUUAUUGAGAGUAAAGAAGCAGCUGUAACAGAAGUGACUGCUGUAGAGAGUGUAGAAGCUGGAGCAGCUGCAGCUCCUUUCUUUAUACGGAAGCCAGUUACACAGAAACUGGUGGAAGGUGGCAGCAUUGUCUUCAAUUGUCAGAUUGGUGGCAGCCCCAAACCUCACAUCUACUGGAAGAAGAAUGGCGUCCCACUCACCACUGGAUAUAGAUAUAGAGUGAGCUACAAUAAGGAUACAGGAGAAUGCAGACUGGAGAUCUCCAUGACGUUUGCUGAUGAUGCUGGAGAAUACAGCAUCUCUGCUAAAAAUCAACAUGGAGAGGCAUCUGCCUCCACACAUCUCCUCGAAGAAGAGGAAUAUGAGGCAUACAUGAAAACACAGGAAGUGACGUACAAAACAGAAGUAACCACUACGGUGGUGCAGGAGCCCAAAGCGGCGGUGAUUGUAAGUGAAUAUGACAUACAAAGGAGGAUGGCUCAGCAAGCACAGAUAAUGCAGACGUUCAUCACAGAGAGGGAAUUCCAAAUCUCUGCUUUGGAGCAGAGAAUAAUUCAAGAGAUUGAGAUCAGGAUUCUAAAGAUUACUUACCGGGAACUGGUGACUGAAGAUGGAGAGGAGAUGAUUACUGUGGCUGAGCAUGAGGCUGUAGGAUCCUCAAUCAGUACAGCUGUGAAAAGCUACAGAAUCAUGGAGGGAAUGGGAGUUACUUUCCACUGCAAAAUGGAAGGAAAUCCCGUGCCAAAGAUUGCUUGGUACAAAGAUGGCAAGCGCAUCAAGCAUGGAGGUCGUUAUCAGAUGGAGGUUCUUCAGGAUGGUAGGGCCAGUCUGCGCCUUCCUGUGGUGCUGCCAGAAGAUGAAGGAGUCUAUACUGCUUUAGCAUGUAACAUGAAGGGUAAUGCUGUCAGCUCUGGAAAACUCUAUGUGGAGUCAACAGCUACUGCUCAGCCUUAUUAUCCUCAGGCAGAGGCAGUGAGAAGAGUACAGUCAGAAUCCCCAAUGUCUGCACGGUCCACUAGCCUCUCUCCUGGACGCUCCCCUGCACGCUCUGUUAGCCGUUCCCCUGGUCGCUCACCUGCUCGCAGGCUGGAUGAGACAGAUGAGGCCCAGCUGGAAAGACUUUACAAACCUGUGUUUGUCAUGAAGCCAUCGUCUUUCAGGUGCUCUGAAGGACAAACGGCAAGAUUUGAUCUGAAGGUUGUUGGAAGACCCAUGCCUGACACUUUCUGGUUCCACAAUGGACAACAAGUGGUUAAUGACUACACCCACAAGAUUGUGGUAAAGGAAGAUGGAACACAGUCACUGAUUGUGGUUCCUGCCAUGGCUCAAGACUCUGGAGAAUGGACAGUUGUCGCACAGAACAGAGCUGGAAAAACCUCAGUCUCCAUGACUCUCACUGUAGAGGCCAAGGAAAAUUUGGUUAGACCACAGUUUAUUGAAAAACUGAAGAAUGUUAGCAUCAAGGAGGGAACUUUGGUUGAGUUGGCUGUCAAAGCCAUUGGAAACCCUCUCCCUGACAUUGUCUGGCUGAAGAACAGUGACAUCAUCUCUCCUCACAAGUACCCCAAUAUUAAGAUUGAGGGUACUAAGGGAGAGGCACAUUUCAAGAUUCCCCAAACCACCAGUUCUGAUAGUGCCUGGUACACAGCCACAGCUAUUAACAAAGCUGGCCGAGAUACCACACGCUGCAGAGUCAACGUUGAGGUGGAGAUCGCUGAACCUGAACCAGAAAGAAAGCUUAUCAUCCCCAAGGGAACCUAUAAGGCUAAGGAAAUUGCUGCACCAGAGUUGGAGCCUCUGCAUCUCCGCUAUGGUCAGGAACAAUGGGAGGAGGGUGACCUUUACGACAAAGAGAAGCAGCAGAAGCCUCAUUUCAAAAAGAAACUGACUUCAGUCAGACUUAAGCGUUUUGGUCCUGUGCACUUUGAUUGUAGACUAACACCUAUUGGUGACCCCACAAUGGUUGUUGAGUGGUUGCAUGAUGGGAAACCUCUGGCAGCUGCUAACAGACUACGCAUGGUCAAUGAGUUUGGUUACUGCAGUCUCGACUAUGAAGCUGCUUAUUCCAGAGACAGUGGUGUUAUUACCUGCAGAGCCACCAACAAGUUUGGUGUUGACCAGACCUCCGCUACCCUAAUUGUGAAAGAUGAGAAGAGCCUUGUUGAGGAAAGCCAGUUACCAGAGGGCAGGAGGGGACAGAGAAUAGAUGAAAUUGAGCGCAUUGCUCAUGAGGGAGGUCCUUCAGGAGUCACAGGAGAAGACAUGACAGAAAAAACAAAGCCAGAGAUUGUCUUGCUUCCAGAACCUAUCAGAGUACUGGAAGGAGAAACUGCAAAAUACCGUUGUAGAGUAACUGGCUACCCAACUCCAAAAGUGAACUGGUACCUCAAUGGACAGCUUAUUCGCAAAAGCAAAAGAUUGAGACUGCUGUAUGAUGGUAUUCACUAUCUUGAGAUUACAGACUGUAAGUCCUAUGAUUCAGGAGAUGUCAAAGUAUUGGCUGAAAACCCUGAGGGCACUGCUGAGCACACAGUAAAGCUGGAGAUCACACAGAGGGAGGACUUCAGAUCAAUUCUGCGGCGUGCCCCUGAGAUAAAGGCUCCAGAGGGUCCUGGUCCUGAACAUGGCAGAGUAUCCUUUGAUGUUGUGAAAGUGGAUAAACCUGCUGAGGCCUCACAGGCCAAAGAGGUCGUCAAACUGAGGAGAGCUGAGAGGGUUAUUCAUGAGAGGCCUACAGAAGAGACAGAGGAAUUGAGAAGCAAAUUCAAGCGCAGAACUGAAGAGGGCUACUAUGAGGCAAUCUCUUCAGUAGAGUUCAAAUCUCGCAAGAAGGAUGAAUCCUAUGAAGACAUGCUAAGGAAGAGAAAGGAGGAGCUUCUGCACUGGACCAAGGAGAUACCUGAGUCUGAAAAGAAGAAAAUGGAAGAGGAACGCAAGCUUACUAUUCCUACAAUCAGACCUGAAAAGGUGACUCUGUCUCCAAGCAUGGAGGCACCGAAGAUCUUAGAACGAAUUCAGAGCCAGACAGUCACCCUGGGCGAUGAGGUGCAUUUCCGUUGCAGAGUUGUUGGGAAACCAGAUCCAGAAUGCCAGUGGUUCAAGAAUGGAAUCUUACUGGAAAAAUCCGACCGCAUUUACUGGUAUUGGCCUGAAGACCAUGUCUGUGAAUUGGUUGUUAGAGAUGUCUCAGCUGAUGACUCAGCUAGCAUCAUGGUAAAAGCCAUAAAUAUUGCCGGGGAGACCUCAAGUCAUGCCUUCUUGUUGGUACAAGCCAAGCAAGUUUUAAGCUUUACACAGGAAGUGGAGGAUGUCUAUGCCAAAGAGAAGGACACCAUGGUGACCUUUGAAUGUGAGACAAAUGAGCCUUUUGUCAAAGUCAAAUGGCUGAAGAACAAUGCAGAGAUUUUCUCUGGGGACAAGUACAGGAUGCACUCAGACAGAAAGGUGCACUUCCUGUCUGUGCUGAUUAUAAACAUGGAGGAUGAUGCUGAGUACACUUGUGCUAUUGUUGAGGAUGAUCACAUAAGAACAUCUGCCAGACUUCACGUUGAAGGUGCACCACUUGACAUUGUGAAGAAUCUGGAGAGUAUUGAAGUACCAGAGACAUAUGCUGGAGAGUUUGAGUGUGAGCUGUCACGUGAGGAUGCUGAAGGCACCUGGUACUUUGAGAACAAAGAGAUUACUCCAAGCCUCAAGUACUUUGUGUCCUCACGUCGUGGCCGCCACAGCCUGACAGUAAAAGACGUGAAGAAAGAAGACCAAGGCAAAUACACCUUCAAAGUGGGCAAUCUAAAGACAAGUGCCUCCUUGAAGAUGAAAUUGCGCCCUGUUACGCUGUUGCAAGGCCUCUCUGACCUGACUGUCUGUGAAGGUGAUAUUGCUCAACUGGAGGUGCGAUUCUCUCAGGAGAAUGUGGAAGGAACUUGGAUGAAGAAUAAUCAACCCAUCUCAGCUACUGAUAGGAUUCUCAUUGUAAUUGACAAAGUUGUACACAAGCUCCUUAUUGAAAAUGUCAACAGAGAUGAUGCCGGAGCAUACUCCUUUGUUGUUCCUGCUCAGGACAUUUCUACUACAGGAAAACUAACUGUUCAGUCAAUCAAUAUUAUAUCUCCACUGAAGGAUGUUAGUACAGUGGAAGGCACAAAGGCUGUGCUAGAAGCCAAAAUUUCAGCUGCUGAUGUUAGCUCAGUGAAAUGGUACCGUAAUGAUAAGCUGCUGACGGCUGAUGACAGAGUCCAGAUGGUUGCUAAGGGAUCAAAACAACGCUUGGUACUUAACAGGACUUAUGCUUCUGAUGAAGGACACUACAAACUGGUUGUUGGCAAAGUUGAUUCAUCAUGCAAGCUUUCUGUUGAGAAGGUCAGCAUCGUAAAGCACAUGGAGGACCGUGUGUGCACAGAGACCCAGAAUGUCACCUUCGAGGUUGAGUUAUCUCAUGCUGGGAUUGACGCUCUGUGGACCUUUAAGAAUCAACCUCUUAAGGCUGGUCCUCAGUAUAAGAUUGAGUCGAAAGAUAAGAAGUAUAGGCUCACUGUUGUCAAUGUUAUGAAAGAUGAGGAAGGUUCUUACACUUUUGCAGCUGGUGAGAAGACAUCAAGCGCAAAACUUACUGUAUCAGGUGGUGCCAUAAACAGACCCCUGCAAGAUUUAACAGUUGCCGAGUCACAGACUGCUGUGCUUGAAUGUGAAGUUGCCAAUCCCACUGCAGAGGGCAAGUGGAUUAAAGAUGGGCACCAUGUUGACUUCAGUGAAAAUAUCAGGAGUGAAGAGAUUGGAGCUGUAAGACGCCUUGUCAUUGUUAUCACUAGACCACAGGAUAUUGGAGAGUACACCUACCAGGUUGCAAACUCCAAAACAUCAGCCAACCUGAAGGUUGAAGCCGUGAAAGUCAAGAAGACACUGAAGAAUCAAACUGUCACUGAGACAAAAGAGGCAUUGUUCAGCCUUGAACUCACUCAUUUGGAUGUAAAAGGGUCUCAGUGGAUUAAGAACGGUGUUGAGAUUGUUCCAAGUGACAAAUAUGAGAUCACAGUAGAAGGCACAGUUCACUCUUUGAGAAUCAAAGACUGUAACACCCAGGAUGAAUCAGUUUAUGGGUUCAAACUAGGAAAGCUUUCUGCUAAUGCCAGACUGAAUGUCGAGACAAUUAAAAUUGUGAAGAAGCCCAAAGAUGUGACUUCGCUGCUAAAUGACACUGCCUCCUUUGAGCUGAGCCUAUCUCAUGACAAUAUCCCAGUUAAAUGGAUGUUCAAGAACCAAGAGCUCAAGCCAAGUGCAAAUGUCCAGAUACUUUCAGAGAGGAAAGCACACAAGCUGGUUAUUUCUAAUGUUGAUGAGACGAUGGCAGGAGAAUACACAGCUUCAGUGGGACAUAUGCAGUGCAGUGCAUUUUUACAUGUCGAGUCUCUAAGGGUCACCAAGCCCAUGAAGAAUGUGGAAAUUCCAGAGACCCAGGUGGCCACAUUUGAGUGUGAAGUCUCACAUUUCAACGUCCCAUCCACCUGGUUGAAAAAUGGAGUUGAGAUUGAGAUGAGUGAGAAGUUCAGAAUUGUGGUGCAAGGGAAGCUCCACCAACUCAAGAUCAUGAACACCAGCAGAGAUGAUGCUGCCGAGUACACCUUUGUGUGUGGGAAUGACAGAGUCUCCGCCACUCUGACCAUUAGCCCCAUACUCAUCACUUCGAUGCUCAAAGACCUGAAUGCCCAAGAGAAGGACACCAUUACAUUUGAGGUGACUGUCAACUAUGAGGGCAUCACCUACAAAUGGUUGAAGAAUGGCGUGGAGAUUCGGUCCACUGACAGAUGCCAGACCCGUUCUAAACAGCUCACUCACACUCUCACCAUCCGUAACGUGCACUUUGGUGAUAGCGCAGAGUAUAAGUUUGUGGCAGGAUCUGCUGAGACGUCAGCCAAGCUGUUUGUUGAGGCUCGUGUCAUUGAGUUCACAAAACACAUCAAAGACAUCAAGGUUACUGAGAAGAAGAAGGCCAUUUUUGAAUGUGAGCUCUCUGAGCCUAAUGUUCAAGUCACAUGGAUGAAAGAUGGCCAAGAACUUGAGAAAUCAGAAAGGCAUAAAGUUUCUACAGACAAAUACAUACAGCGCUUGAUGAUACAAACUGUUCGCAUGUCUGAUGCUGGCGAGUACUCUGUGGUUGCCGGCUCAAGUGUUUCCAAGGCUCACCUCACAGUGGAGGGCAAGGACGUUCGUAUUACUGAACCUGUUGAGAAAGAAAUAACGGUGCUUGAGAAGCAGAGAGCUACUUUGGAGUUUGAAGUCAAUGAAGAUGACAUUGAAGGCCGCUGGUUGAGAAACGGUGUUGAAAUUCAGUUCACAGUUGAUAAGCGCUUCAAUUAUGUGACCAUUAGGAAAAUCCAUCGCUUGACAAUCACUGAAACCUACAGAAGUGAUGCAGGAGAAUAUACUUUCAUUGCUGGGAAGAACAGGAGUGUUGUGACACUACAUGUCAACAUCCCUGAGCCUCCUCAGAUCAUCAGACACAUGGAGCCUUUAUCUGUCGAAGCUGGCAAACCUGCACGCUUCUCUGUGGAAGUGACCGGCAUCCCACAGCCCCAGGUCUCCUGGUACAAGAACUCUCAGGCACUGUCUGCUGGAUUCAAAUGCAAGUUCCUGAGAGAGGGAAAUGAACACACUCUGCUGCUCAUCGAGGUCUUCCCAGAAGAUGCAGCUCAGUACAACUGUGAGGCAAGAAAUGACUAUGGACAGGCCACCAGCUCUGCCACACUGAACGUUGAAGUUCCAGAGGUUGUUUCCCCUGACACUGGUGCACCCUUAUCCCCGCCUGUGAUUAUAUCUCCAAUAAAAAGCACCUCUACCAAAGAAGGAGCAUCUGCCAGAUUCCAGUGCAGGGUGACUGGAGAGGAUCUGACUAUCACUUGGUACUGCAAAGAGAAGGAGAUCAAACAAUCAAAUUUCUUCAGAAUGUCUCAGUUCGAUGAUAUCUGUCAGCUGGAGAUUGCCAGAGUUUAUUCCGAAGAUGAGGGAGAGUACACCUGUGUCGCUCGCAAUUCUGCUGGAAUGGUCUCCUGCUCUGCAGUGUUGCAACUGGAGGGAGAAACAAAAAUUAUGGAUAUAACAUCUCAAGAAUCUCACUGGCAUGCCUCUUCCAGUCUUUCCACCAGCAUUAAGAGUGUAAAGAAGGAGCCUAUUGGUCAAAGACCCACUUUUAUUCAGCCCAUCGUGAGCUGCACCGUGUCUCACGGGGAAGUGGCCAGGUUUCACGCUUGUGUGUCUGGCAUGCCGAAACCAGAGAUCAGCUGGUUUCAUUGCCAGGAACCUGUUAUGCCAAAUAAAAAUGUUGUCUUUCAUUUUGAUGAAAUGACAAACACUGCCACAUUAAUAAUAGUUGAUGCUUUUUCUGAGCAUGCUGGACAAUACACUUGCAAAGCAGUCAAUGCCGCUGGAGAGGCAGUUUGCACAGCAACGCUUGCAGUAACCAGAGAAGUUCCACAAGUGCGUGAGGAGAUUGAAACUAAAAUUGAGGAAGAAGUCAAAGAAUAUUCUAGCUUGACCGUGAAGACUGUGGAAGAAGAAGAAGAAACCUACAGCAUUUCCCUACAAUUACCCGAAAAAUCUAAAACACUUGAACUCAAGCCACAGGAAAAAAUGUAUUCUAGUUCUUUGGAAAAGAAAAAGGAAAAGCCAGUUUUUGUAACCCAACUAACACCUGCAGCAGUAACGGUUGGGGGCUCAGCUAGGUUUACUGUUACAGUAUCUGGAUUUCCGAGGCCUAAAGUUCAGUGGUAUCAUAAUGGAAAAGUCAUUUCCUCUUCAUCUGUAUACAGGUUCGUAGAGGAAAGAGAUGACUACAGUCUGAUCAUAACAGAGGUCAAAAAAGAAUAUGAGGGAGAGUACUCUUGCACUGCCAGUAACAGAUUUGGCCAGACUACUUGCACAACGACUCUGAAGGUACAAGUCAGCGAUAUAUCACCAGCAGAGAAAUGGGUUGAGCAAAUGUUUAAAAUACCUGGAGAACCACCUCGGUUCACCAUACAGAUCCAGCCUGUACAGUGUGCUGAGGGAUGUGAGGCCAAAUUUCAAUACAAAGUGACAGGGAAUCCCCGUCCACAGGUGCAGUGGUUCAAGGGCAGCACUGAAAUCAAACCAAGCCUGAACUGUUGUGUUGUAACAGAUCCAGAUGGUACUGGUUUUCUUAUUAUGAUUGAUGCUCAGCAGAGAGAUAGUGGCCUUUACACAUGCAGGGCUUCCAAUACCUUUGGGGAGGCAACUUGUAGUGCUGAACUAAUUGUGUUUCACAAAAGUUUCUCUGUAUCUCAUCAACAACAGUUGGUUCAGGAACAGAGAGGUUAUAAGAUCUCCACAACUGAAGAGGCAACUGAAUCCCGUUUGUACAGUGUGAGCCUUCCUGGGCAAGCAGGAGUCAGUCUGCAAGAAGGACACCAGAUGAUUUAUACCAUUGGCACAGAAGAUAGGCAGACUGUAGCAAGCGAACAAGUGGGUGCUCUGCAUGAGUUAGACGUUUCUUCUGCUGUUAUGCACAGAGAAAAGGUAACUCACCAAGCCGCAGUUCUGCAGACUCAUGAGACACACGAGAGAGUAACUGUUGCUCCAACCCAGCCACAACAGGCUGUGGCAACACCUUUAAAACAGUUCCACGUAGCCGCAAUGACCUCUGCUGUUCAAGAGAGCCAAGGCUUCACAGAGCAGCACUACGAUCGUAUUAAAAGCCCUGAGGUCACAGAGCUUGAAAUUGCAAAGGAGCAACCUUCAAAGUUCAUGUCAGCAGUAACGGAGAGUGUGACCCCUCUGACAAUUGUGAAAGCAGAACCACUAGCCAGUCGAGAAACGGAGCAGGUAAAACCAACUCCUGAGCCAACAUACCCAAUCUCAAGUCACCAGGUGGAAACAACACUCCCAAUAGUAAAAGAGCAUUCAGAAAUUAUACCACAGACAGAGGCAGAAAAGAGUUACCAAGUAAAGGAGGGUAUUAAAAUAUUAUAUACAGCAGUUUCCACAGAGAAACAACAAAUAACAGGCGGUCAUGCUACAGAUUUAUCAACGUUAGAUUUAGCUGUUGAGCCAUCAGUUAAGAAAGAGUCCUCCAAACCUGUCAUUCUUUCAGUGAAUGAGGCCAAGCAAAUGCUAUCAAAAGAGGAAACAUUUUCUAUACAUAGACCUGAUGAAGAGAUGGCAUCUUUGUCUAAGGAUAGAGUAUUAAGAUCAGCCCUUGUUGCAGAAGAAAAGAAUGAACUUCAAGCUGAUAAAACAAGUGUAAUUCCAGGUUUGGACAGCGCUGUUUCAGUUCAAUCACAGAGAGAAGAGGAACAAAUUCUUCACUUACAGAUUUUUACAGAUCAGGCCAUUCUUCCUUCUGAGGGUCAAUUCAGUAGUGAGAAGUCAAGCCCAGAGCAGGCAGAAAGUAGAAAAAGUCCUACUCUUAUGCACACAGUGUCGACAGAUGAUCAGUGGGCUGUUACUUGUGAGGAGUCAAGUCAGUUCAGCACCCAAGAGACGUCAAUCUCCAUAGAGCCUCAUAAGGAGGCCCCUGCACCUCUGCAUUUGCAGGCAAUUCAGCCAGAAAACAUGUUCUCCAAAGAGGGGAUACUGUCAGUAGACAAACCAGAGCAGCAGAUGGCAGUGCAGAGACAGGAGAAGUUCCGUAGACAUGCAGUUACCACAGAGGAGAAAAGGGAACUGAUGGCAGAUUAUUCCAGUGCUCUUGAUGUUUCUGUGACAGGUGUUCAGUCCGAAAUCAGGAAAGAACCGAAACCUCAAAACAUUUUGCAGGUCAUCACAGAACCAAUGCAGAUACCAAAAGAGACUCCAUUUUCUAGUGAUAUUAAGCAACAACGUGCACUAGUGCAAAAGGAGGAUCACUGGAAUAUUAUACAUGCCACAUCUGUGUCGGAGAGGCAAGAUCUAGAGGAAGGGCAUGUUGAGAAUUUGGGUGCAGUUGAGAAAUACACAUGCUUGACUGAAAUCGAACCUAGAAUACCAUCUGAAUCUGUCCAUGUUGAAGACAAAGCAAUUUCCACUGAAAGUAGUAUUGCUCUUCAGGCUGCAGAGCAAGACUUUGCUGUUCAGAUUCAAGAAGGACAGUCUGUUAGACAGUCGAUAUUAAUGGAGGAGAAACGUGUUAUAAGAGGUGAACUGUCUCAGGAUGUAACACAUUUCGAAACAACCACAGCAAUGGUCACUCAGCAAGAGAUGGGUGUUCUACAAGUGUCAGAGUCCAGAGACAGCCAGACCCUUCCCAAGGAACUUACGUUUGUGAUUCCAGCACCAAAAGCACACAGCUUGGACAUAAAGCACCAGUUGAAAAGUACGCUUGCGUCGGCUGUUGCUCAAGAUCAACCAUUAAUCUUGGCAGAUGUGGUUCAACGUUUAGAAGUUGUUGAAGUACAGGAGGUCAAAGUGCAGAAAGAGCCGAGGUAUACUAGAUUCACGUAUCUUAUCACAACGCCAGGUGCCCCCAUAGAGAUUACUAUUGCCUUCAAGGGUGAGUACCCUCAGAAUGCCGAUCUCAAGAGUGAACUUCAGGCUGCAUUCUAUUCCAUUGUCUAUCAGGAGCAGCCAGUUCUUACUUCUGAACAACCUGGAACAAUGCAAAUUGACAGGCCUCAGAGAUUACAGGUUAGCAAGGCUGCUUCUAAAGAAACUUUCUCUCCAAUGGUACAGACUGUACAGUUAACAGAAAAUACAGAAGCGUUCUUGCCACCUAAAACUCAAUCAGCUGCUCUGAAGACCGAGGCCACCUCUUCUUUCUUGUCUGUAUCGGCUGAGAAGCAAACCGUUGUGCAAGAGUCAAAAAAUCAGGUGAUGACUAUUACCACCGAGUCAAAAAUGGAAUUAAAGCAGUCUGUUCAGGUUGAAAGACAGGAAAUGAGAUCUAUAACAGUAAAAAGUCAACAGAGAGAUGUAGGUGCAGCAGAGGUCACAACUGGUGUGUCCUUUGGACAACCUCCAGUUGAACAGUCUGCUGAUGUUCUCAUUCAGAGGGAAGGAAUACAGGAAUAUCUGACAGAAGAGACCGAGAAAUUCGAGAGUGAAAAAGUUAGGGAGUAUCAGUCAGUUUUUGAAAGCUCUUUAGAGGACAUUACACUAGAAGAACACUCUAAAGCAACAUUUUCUGUGUCUAUAAAAUAUGUUUCAAAAGUGAACUGGCUUUUCAAUGGAAAACCAAUUAUAUCUGGCAAAGAGUUCAAGUGUUUGAAAAACAAUGACACUUACACAUUAGUAAUCGACAAAGUAGUCCAGGAAAAACAUGAAGGAGAAUACACGUGUGAAGCUGUGAGUGAAGCUGGCAAGACAUCGACAUCAUCAAGGCUCACAGUGGUCAAAAGAGUGCCACCUGUUUUCAGGCACAAAAUCCAUACUCUGGAAACCAAUGUUGGCAGCCCUGCCAAGUUUGAAUGCGAGACUGAAGAUGCACCGAAUGUGACCUUCAAAUGGUUCAAGUCUGGCUCUGAGAUCAGACAUAGUGACAAGUACAGGAUCAUCAGCCGCAAUACCACGUCAUGUCUGGAGCUUUUGAACCCAGCAAAGGCCGACAGUGGAGAGUAUACCUGCAGAGCUUCUAACCAACAUGGUAGUGACAGCUGCUCUGCUAACCUGAAUGUGACAGAGGUUUUCCCUCCAGAAUUUGUGUCAAAGCCUGAUCCGAUGAUUUUAUUUGUGGGCAAGCAAGCAAAAUUGCAAUGUGUUAUCACUGGUUCUGCGCCGAUGAAUGUUGUCUGGCACAAAGACAACAUUGCCAUUUCAACUGAUCAACACUAUAAGCUGUCAUCUGAAAAGAGCAAACAUUAUCUUGAGAUCAUGCAACUUGAGCAGAGUGAUCAGGGUACAUACCUUUGCAAAGCUUCAAACAGCGUCGGCACGGCUACAUGUUCCACUGAAAUGAGAGUUAUAGACAAACCCAUCUUCGUAAAAACGUUUGAGUCAACAUUUAUAGCAGUGGGUAACCCACUGAAGCUGGAGUGUCAGGUGAAUGAAGAUAUAGGAGUGACCAUCAGCUGGACGAGAGAUGGCAAGAAACUCCAUAAUACAAUGGAUAGCAAAAUUUCUUUUGAGGAGAAAGUGGCCUGCCUUGAAAUCCCGAAGGCCAAGCUUAAAGAUACUGGCACUUAUGCCUGCAUUGCUGCGAACGAUGCUGGAAGCAGCACUUACUCUUCUGUGGUAACUGUACAAGAACCUCCAGCAUUUGUAAAGAGACUGGAGCCUAAGAUACUAUGGAAACAAGGCAUAUCUGCACGCUUGCUGUGCACUGUUAAAGGAUCUCCUGUACUUCAUGUUACUUGGUUUUUAAAUGACAAACAACUUGAUUCCAGUGAGAGACACAAAAUUGUGUUCAAAGAUGGUCACGCCUCACUUGAAAUUGCAGCCCUUGCUGUGUCCGACAGUGGGAAUUACACUUGUGAAGUAAUGAAUGAGGCUGGCUGUGAAAGCUGCAGCACACAACUGACUGUUAAAGAACCACCUGCUUUCAAAAAGGAACUGGAAAUGGUGGAAGUAGUGAAGGGACAAACAGCCCAAAUGAGCUGUGAAGUUACAGGCACUGUUCCAUUUGAAGUGACCUGGUUUAAGGAUAAGAAGCCAAUUGCUGCUGAUAAAAAACACAAAAUAGUUUCAAAGGAUGCUGUUUCUUAUUUGGAAAUACAGUCAUUUGAUAGUGCAGAUGUUGGUGAUUAUCAAUGUUGUGUUUCAAAUGAUGUUGGUAAAGUAACAUCAAAAGCAGUAGCCAAGCUAAAAGACCCACCAUCUUUUGUAAAGAGGGUUGAAAAUACGACUGCAGUUUUGGGAAGUGCUGUGAAACUGCAGGGUACUCUUAAAGGUUCAGCCCCUAUUACUGUCAAGUGGCUCAAAGAUUCUGAAAUACUCAGAGAUGAUGAUCCUAAUAUUGCCACAACCUUUGAACAUAACAUUGCCAUUUUGGCAAUUGCAAAAGUUGCCUUAAAUCAUGGUGGGAAAUACACAUGCCAAGCUGAAAAUGAGGCUGGUCAACAAAAAAGUGAAGCCACGUUAUCAGUUCAAGAACCUGCUAGGAUUGUUGAUAAAGCACCAUCCAUCAGUGUAACUGCAGGGGACUCUGCAACUUUGGAGUGCACUGUCUCUGGAAGUCCAGAUCUCAAAGUAAAGUGGCUCCGUGAUGGCAAGGAAAUGACCACAAGCCGAAAAUACAAAGUCACCUUUAAAGACAAUGUAGCAAGCUUAAAAAUCCUCUCGGCAGAGAGGGGAGAUAGUUCUGAAUACACUGUUGAAGUUUCGAAUAAGGUCGGAAAAGACCGCUGCUCUUGCUCAGUCACAGUUCUUGAUAAAAUUAUACCCCCAACCUUCACAAAAAGUCUUAAAAAGGUUGAUGGUAAUGUUGGGGGCAGUGUUCAGAUGGAUUGCAAGGUGUCUGGGUCCCAGCCCAUGAAAAUAUCUUGGUUCAAAGACGGAAAGGAGAUCACAACUGAGAUGAAGUACCAGACUGAGUUCAAAGAAAGCACUGCAACUUUAAAAAUACCUACUUUAGAGACCAUUGAUGCUGGAGUUUUCACCUGCCAUGCCACUAAUACGGCAGGGCACAGUGAGACUAGUGGAACAGUAUCUGUUAAAGAGCCUCCAGUCUUUACACUGAUGCCUGAAUCUCAAGAAGUUAUACCAGGAUCUACUGUUGUUCUGAAAGCUGCUUUCACUGGAACCGUGCCUUUUGCCAUUAAAUGGUUCAGAGAAGAGAAAGAGAUAUUAACCGGAGGCACUUGUUUCAUCAAGAAAGAAGCCUCUUCAACUACCCUAGAGUUGCACUCUGUGAAGCCAUCUCAUUCUGCCAAAUAUACUUGCCAAGUGGCUAAUGAUGCAGGAAAGGUUUCAUGCACCGCUGACUUGUUUGUAAAAGAACCUCCUAAGUUUGUGAUGAAACUUGACUCAACUAAAUUAGCAGUGAAUGGAAGUUCUGUGGUUUUGGAGUGUAAAGUAACUGGCAGCCCUGAAAUCACUAUUAAGUGGCUUAAAAAUGAAACAGAAAUUAGCCCAAGUGAAAAAUACCAAAUGAGUUUCACCAACUCAGUUGCUACACUGUGUAUGUCCAAUUGUAGUGUUGAAGACAGUGGAGAUUAUAUUUGUAUAGCGUCCAGCGAUGCUGGCAGUGAUCGAUGCAGUUGCUUGGUCACAGUCAAAGAACCUCCUGUUUUUGUGAAAUUAUUUGAGUCCAAAGAAGUUGUCAAAGGUUCGGACGUUGUGCUGGAGGGAUCCGUCUCAGGCUCAGAUCCCUUCGAGGUCUCUUGUUUUAAAGACUCGAAGCAAAUCAGAAAUGACCGUCGUCAUAUCAUUACCAUAAAAGAUGGUAUAGUUAAUGUCCAGAUUCUGAAAUUUGAACACGGAGAUGCUGGAAAAUAUCAGUGCACUGUAGGAAAUGAAGUAGGACAGACAUCAUGUGAUUGUGAAAUUAUACUGAAAGAGCCACCAUCAUUUGUGCAGAAGCUAGAUAACAUGAGUGUCCUCCUCGGCAGUGAGCUUACUAUGCAGUGUGUUUUGAAAGGCUCUUUGCCUAUCACAGUCUCAUGGAUGAAAGAUGACCAUGAGGUCAAGGACACUGAGCAUGUCCAGAUUUCCUUUGAAAACAGAAUAGCAGUGCUGCACUUGUCUUGUGUACAGUUAAAGCAUGGUGGAAAGUACACGUGUCAUGCUCAGAAUGAAGCUGGAAGCCAGAAGUGUACAGCAGCUUUGGUAGUCAAAGAGCCAGCAAAUAUCACAGAGCAGGCCAAGUCCAUCAGUGUCACUGUAGGAGAUCCUGCCACUCUGGAGUGUAGGUUCUCAGGCACUAAGGCCCUGAAAGCCAGAUGGCUAAAGAACGGAAAAGAGCUUAUGUUGGGGAGAAAAUACAAAGUACAAAGCACUGAUAAGAGCUCUAUGUUAAAGAUCUUGUCUGCAGAGAGGGCUGACGAAGGCGAAUAUACCUUUGAGGUUUCAAAUGAUGUUGGCAGUGGCACAUGUGAGGCUUUCGUGACAGUAUUAGAACCACCCACUAUCAUUGAGAAGCCUGAGUCACAGGAUGUCAUACCUGGAACAAGAGUGAAGUUCAAUGUACUUGUAUCUGGUACUCCUCCGCUGACUAUCAAGUGGUUCAAAGACAAAAAAGAGGUCUUAUCAGGGGUUGACUGCUCAGUUCAAAAAGAUGAUUCUUCAAGUUCCCUUGAGCUCUUUUUCACUAAGCCAUCAGACUCUGGACAGUACACCUGUAAAAUAACAAAUGAUGUUGGGUCUGAUUCCUGCCAGGCAAUGCUUUUUGUCAAAGAACCUCCAAAAUUCACCCGAAAACCAGACAAAGUUUCAGUGGUGAAAUCUGGCCAGUCUGUAGUUUUUGAGUGUCAGGUUGUGGGCACUCCUGAAAUAGACACAUACUGGUUCAGAGAUGGCAAUGAAAUAAGUCCAGGCGCCAAGCAUAAAAUUACUUUUGGCAACUCACUGGCACGGCUUGAGAUAACUGAUGCUGAUGUCAAAGACAGUGGAGUAUAUUACUGUGAGGCCAGAAACGAAGCAGGUAGUGAGAGCUGUAGUAUGGAGCUGAAGGUCAAAGAACCACCAGUUAUUGUGAAGCCGUUCACCUCAGUAGAGGUUGUGAAAGGAUCAAAUGCUUCUUUUGAGUGCCAAAUUAAAGGCACUGCUCCUUUUGAGAUUACCUGGCAAAAGGAUUCAAAGGAGAUAAAACCAAGCACUAAACAUGUGUUCUCACAGAAGAAUGGCUCAAUAAUUGUUCUUGACAUACAGAAGUGUGAUGAUUUAGAUGUUGGCGAAUAUCUCUGUAUUGUUUCAAAUGAGGUUGGCAGUUGUUCAUGUAGCACAACACUAAGCAUAAAAGAACCACCAUCUUUUGUAGAGAAGAUCCAAAAUGUGGCCACAGUGUUGGGAAACGUAGCUGAGUUAACAUGCAUUGUGAAGGGGUCACCUCCUUUGACCAUACAGUGGCAGAAAGAUGAAACCUGGAUUCUUGAAGAUCCCAAAAUUGAUAGAACAUUUGAGAAUAAUGUUGCCACUUUGAGAAUACCCAUUUGUGAGUCUAGCCAUAGUGGAAGAUAUACCUGCCAGGCAAUGAAUGAAGCAGGACAGGCGAAAUGUUUCGCUACACUGUUGGUGCAAGAGCCUCCACAGAUUAUUGAAAAGCCAGAAGUUAUAAACGUCACUGCUGGAGAUCCAGUCAGUUUUGAGUGCAAGGUAACAGGCACUCCUGAGCUGAAAGUGAAAUGGAGCAAAGGUGGUAAGGAGGUGGUCCCAUCCAGACAACACAGCCUCACCUUUGCCAAUAAUGUCAGCAAUCUUAAGAUUCAGUCUGUGCAGUUAGAUGAUGGAGGAACGUAUGCCUUUGAAGUUUCCAAUCACAUCAGUGUCUGCCAGUGCAAAGUGACUUUGAAUGUUCUAGAACAAAUAAUUCCUCCGGCCUUCAUCAAACCUCUGAGUGAUAUGGAGGACAUUCUAGGUUCCCCAGUAAAACUUGGAUGCAAUAUAUCCGGCUCUCUCCCAAUCUCUGUGGAGUGGUUCAAAGAUGGAACUAAACUCUCGGGUAGAACCAAGCAUAAACUGGUUCAGGAUAACAACAGCGUCUCUUUGGAGAUUGAGCGACUAGAGAAGGCAGACACUGGAACUUACUCUUGUAAACUCAUGAACAAAGCAGGCAGUUGUGAAUGCAGUGGAACGCUAAGGGUGAAAGAGCCUCCAAGCUUUGUGGUGGUGCCAGAACACCAGGCUGUCAUACCAAAUACCACUGUUCGUUUUAAGAGUACCUUUAAGGGAACACCUCCCUUCACAGUGAAAUGGUUCAGAGAGGACACUGAGUUGAUCACUGGACCUUCCUGUUUUAUUGGCCUCGAGGGGCUUUCAUGCUUCAUAGAUCUUUAUGCCGUGGGAAUUUCAAACACUGGGACUUACUCUUGCCAAGUUAGCAAUGAUGCUGGUACAGUGAAAUGUACCACAAGCUUAUUGGUGAAAGAACCCCCUGAGUUUGUUCAGAAACUGCCAGCAACAAAGUAUAUAAAGAUGGGAGAGCCACUUCGGCUUGAGAGCAAAGUUACUGGCACGCCUCCUUUGAAAAUUAGCUGGUACAAAAAUGAUGCCACUGUCACUGACACUGACAACAUGAGGAUGACAUUUGAUGACUCGGUGGCAGUGCUUGAGAUUUUCAGCACCAGCAAUAAUGAUGAUGGAGUGUACACCUGUGAAGCCCAAAAUGAUGCGGGAACUAAGAGUUGCAGCACCACUCUCUCAGUCAAAGAACCGCCAACUUUCCACAAAAAGCCCACACCCGUUGAGGGACUGAAAGGAAAAGAUGCCAGUCUUAACUGUGAGCUGAAGGGAACUGUACCUUUUGAGAUAACCUGGUUCAAAGCCAGCAAGCAACUGAAGGAAAGUAGAAAAUACAAGUUUGUGUCUGAGGGACACUCUGCAACUCUGCACAUCCUUGGUCUGGAGGCCUCAGAUGCUGGUGAAUAUGAGUGCAAAGCCUCAAACAAUGUGGGAAGUGAUGCCUGCCAGGCAACAGUGAAACUCAGAGAACCACCAGUUUUUGUCAAAAAGCUGUCCAAUACAACAGCCGUAUCUGGUGAGGAAGUGACUCUGGUGGCCACCGUCAAAGGUUCUAAGCCAAUCAGUGUGUCUUGGGUACAGGACAAGGACCAUAUUCUCACAGACAGUGACAAUAGGAAAAUUGCAUUUGAGAAUAACCAGGUCACUCUUAAAAUCUUUAAAGUGGAUCCCACAGCUGCUGGGAAGUACACCUGUCAGCUUAAAAAUGAUGCUGGUGUUGCAGAAUGCAUGGCAAACCUAACUGUUCUAGAACCCGCUGCAAUUUUGGAUAAGACAGAAUCCGUGAGUGUCACAGCAGGUGAUGCUGCAGCUUUAGAAUGCAGUGUAUCUGGAACCCCAGAGCUCAAACCAAAGUGGUACAAAGAUGGAGUGGAGUUGUCUUCUGGCAGGAAUUACAAAAUCACCUUUUCCAAAAGGAUUUCCUCUCUUAAAGUGCUGUCUGCACAGAAAGGUGAUACUGGAGAGUACACCUUUGAGAUCAAGAAUGAGGUUGGCAGUGACAGCUGCAAAAUGCACCUCACUGUCUUAGAUAAAAUUAUCCCUCCCACAUUUUCACGGAAAAUGAAGGACACCCAGAGUAUCAUUGGCAAACAUAUUGAAAUGGACUGUAAGGUCUCAGGUUCUGCACCUCUCACCAUUUCUUGGUACCACAACGGAGAAGAAGUCACAAGUGGACCAAAUUAUGAGAUUAGUUUUGCUGAUAAUACCUGUACCCUCAAGCUGCCCAAUCUGAAACUGUCAGACUCGGGUUCAUACACGUGCAAGGCACUGAACAGUGCUGGGGCUGCCGAGACUACUGCCUCACUUGUUGUUAAAGAACCUCCAUCUUUUGUGACACCACCUCAGCCAAUGGAGGCCCUCCCGGGCUCAAAUGUCACAUUUACUGCCACUGUGAGGGGAAGUGCCCCAUUAAAACUGAAAUGGUUCAGAGGCAGUAAAGAAAUUGUGUCUGGUAGAGGCUGUCAGAUUGACUUGAGAGGAGACACAGCCAUACUGGAGCUCUUUAAAAUUGACACAUCCCAUGCAGGCGAAUAUACCUGCAAGAUCAUUAAUGACGCAGGGAAGGAAAACUGCCCUGUCACUCUUUUUGUGAAAGAGGCUGCACGUUUUGUCAAGAAGCUAAAGAAUCUCUCAGUUGAAAUGGGCAAGUCAAUGAUACUGGAGUGCACAUAUGCUGGAAGCCCUAAGAUUCUUGUAAAAUGGUACAAAGAUGGUCAGGAGAUCUUCUCCUCUUACAAAUAUAAUAUCACAACCACUGAGAGCUCCUGCAUCUUGGAGUGUCUGAACAGUGAUAAAGAGUCUGCAGGAAAGUACACUUGCGAGGUUUCAAAUGAUGCUGGACACGACACCUGUGAUGCCACAGUGUCUAUAUUAGAACCACCUUCCUUUAUUGAGAGUUUGGAACCGAUGGAAGUGACUGCAGGUGAUGCGGUCUGUCUGAAAUGCCAGAUUGUGGGGACCCCUGAGAUCAAAGUGUCCUGGUUCAAAGGAGAUGGCAAAGUCAGAUCUUCCCCAACUUGUAGAAUUGAGUACUCCAAAGGCACGGCUUGCUUGAGAUUAACUAAAGCCUCAAAAGUCGAUAUUGGCGAAUACACUUGUAAGGCAGAAAACAGCAUUGGGUCUGCAACUUCUACCUGUUAUUUAACUGUACAAGAGGCCAAAACGCCCCCUUCAUUCCCCAAGAAAAUUACUAGCAUUCAGCAAACUGAAGGACAUAGUGUCCAGUUUGAGUGUCGUGUUGCAGGAUCCUCUCCUAUGGAGAUUUCUUGGCUUAAAGAUGGUGAACCUCUGAGAAGUGACUCAGAGUACACAAUGACUUUUGAUGAUAAUUCUGCUGUCCUGAAAAUCGCCAAGGGUGAAAUGAGACACUCUGGAGAAUACACUUGCGUUGCAACAAAUAGUGUUGGGACCGCCUCUUGUAGAGCCAAGCUCACACUUCAAGAGCCAAGAUACCCAGCUGUGUUUGAUAAAAAGCUUGUGCCUGUGGAAGUUUCAGUUGGAGAUAUCGUAGAACUGGAAUGCCACGUGACUGGAUCAUUACCAAUAAAAGUGACCUGGUCAAAGGAUCACAAAGAUAUCCGUACAGGGGGCAAUUAUAAGAUAUCGUUUGUGGAAAACACCCCACAUCUCACUAUUCUGAAGGCAGAUAAGGCUGACUCUGGCCGCUACUCUUGCCAUGCUAGUAAUGAUAUGGGGAAGGACUUUUGUUCGACAGAAGUUAUUGUGAAAGAACGCAAAAUUCCUCCAAGCUUCACCAAAAAGCCUUCAGAAACAGUGGAGGACACUGAGGGCAAGUUAGUGAAAAUUGAGGCCCGUGUUGCUGGAUCGCAGCCCAUGACGGUCAGCUGGUUCAAAGAUGGCACGGAAAUCUUCAGCUCUGACAAUUAUGAUAUAACCUUCAAAAACAAUAUGGCUGUGCUGUUCAUCAAGAAUUCCCGCCUCUCAGAUAGUGGUACUUACACAUGCAAAGCCAACAACGAGGCUGGCGCUGCUUCUUGCCAGGUUUCUGUCCACAUUACAGAGCAAAAGGUACCUCCAAGCUUUGACUUGUCUCUUAAACCUGUGACGGUGAAUGAGGGCGAGACACUCUUUCUUAGCUGCCAUGUACGUGGCUCUCCUCCACUGAAAAUUCAAUGGCUGAAGGACAGGAGGGAGCUGACAUCUUCUGCCAGCACCAAGAUCACAUUUGUAGAUGGCACUGCCACAUUAGAAAUAGUCCGUGUGUCUAAAACAGAUGCAGGAGAUUAUCUCUGUAAGGCAACCAAUGAAGUUGGUAGCGAGUUCUGCAAGUCUAGAGUCACUAUCAAAGAGAAAGCAGGAGCUCCUGUUCCAGCUCCCACAGCUCCCACAGCUCCUGCAGCUCCUGAACCAGUUAAGAAACUGGACAACUUGUUCUUUAUUGAGGAACCCAAGAGUGUCCGGAUUACUGAGAAGGGCAUUGCAACCUUCAUCGCCAAAGUUGGGGGUGAUCCCAUUCCUAAUGUGAAAUGGAUGAAAGGCAAGUGGAGACAGAUGAGUCAUGGUGGCCGCAUCACCAUUGAUCAGAAAGGACAGGAGGCCAAGCUGGAGAUCAGAGAAACAACCAAAUCUGACUCUGGCCAGUAUAGAUGUGUAGCCGCUAACAAGCAUGGAGAAAUCGAGUGCAGCACCGAACUGAAUGUCGAUGAGAAGAAAGAGAUUGUACUUGAAACAGUUAAACUGAAGAAGACACCCUCAAAGCAGAAAAGCCCGAAAGAGGAAAAGGAAAUUGACAUUGUUGAGCUGCUCAGAAACGUGGAUCCCAAAGAGUAUGAGAAAUAUGCCCGCAUGUACGGCAUCACAGACUACCGAGGCAUUCUUCAGGCCAUUGAGCAGCUCAAGAGGGAGAAAGAAGAAGAAAGUGGAAGACCGGAAGUGGAACGUGCAAGACAUGAGCCAGAUGAAGAUUUGGCUAAACUUGUGGCUGAUUUGCAGAAAAGGAUGGAGCAAACUGAGCCUGUUACAUUGAUCAAAGACAUCACAGACCAGACAACAGAUGCCAACAAGGAGGCUGUCUUUGAAUGUGAGAUCAAGAUCAACUACCCAGAGAUCAUGCUGACCUGGUACAAAGGAACCCAGAAACUUGAAACAAGUGACAAAUACGAGAUCAAAAUUAGUGGUGACCGCCACAUCUUGAAAAUCAAGAACUGCCAGACCAGGGAUGAAGGCAGCUACCGAAUUGUUUGUGGACCUCAUAUUUCCAGCGCCAAACUUACAGUAUUGGAAGGUGAAGUGGAACAGCACAUGGAGGAUGUUGCUGGUAAGGAAGGCCAAACCUGCACACUAACAUGCCAGUUCUCCAUACCCAAUGUAAAGGCACAGUGGUUUAAAAAUGGAAAGCUUUUAGAGCCUCGUGGCCGAUACACAUUCACUGUGGCCAAUUACGCUCAGAAGCUCUCGAUCAAAGACGUUAGGCCUGAAGACCAGGGAGAAUAUAUGUGCAAAUACAAAAACCUUGAAACAGCUGCAAAUCUUUGGGUUGAAGCGGAACAAAUUCAUUUCACUAAGCGCAUUCAGAACAUUGUUGUCCGGGAACGUCAGUCCGCAACUUUUGAAUGUGAAGUGUCCUUCGACAACGCGGUAGUAACAUGGUACAAGGAUACAUGGGAGCUUAAAGAGAGUCCAAAGUACACAUUCAGAAGCGAAGGCCGACGGCACUUUAUGAUCAUCCGCAACGUAACCUCUGAGGAUGAAGGCGUGUAUUCGGUGAUUGUCAGAUUGGAGCCCAGAGGUGAAGCCAAAAGUACAGCAGAGCUGUAUCUGUCUGGUAAAGAAAUUGAUGUAGGGAGGGUACCUUAUGAUAUCCCAGAUUCAUCAAUACAAGUCCCUGAAGCACCAUCUGCAUUUACUAUUGAAGCUGAAUCUUCUGCAGAAUACUAUCAUUAUGAAGAAAAGAUGGAAGUACAAGAAUAUGAGUAUGAAUACAGGACAGAAGAGAGGAUAGUAGAAGAAGUCUCUAUGACAGCCCUGAGGAUCCCUGUGGAAGAGACUAUUGAGAGAAAAGCAUUAGGAAUGAGAGAGGAAGUUCCAAUCAAAGUUCCAGAGGAGGAACGAGUUGAGGAGAAGGAAGUAGCACCACCUAAAGUACCCGCAGUCAAGAGACCUGUGGAGGAAACAAUUGUACCAGUAAAGGUGGAGAAACCAAAAGAACGUCCCACACUGAAAGAACCUGAAGCGAUACCUGCUCCUCAGCCAACUCCAGUCACUCCCAAGAAAGUGCCAGAACCUGUAGCUCCUGUGGUUCCAGAGCCUAAACCCAAAGUACCAACGCCUAAACCUGCCCCAGUAGCUGAACCCAAAGCAGAGCCCAGGCUGGAAGUUAAGCCUGAGCCUGUACCUGAGGCUAAGGUGAAACCAGCUCCUGAGCCAAAACCUGUACCUGAGAAGAAAACUGAGUUACCUCCAGCCAAAGUUCCUCCGGAGGUCAAAAAACCAAAAUCAGCUGAACCAGAACCACCAAGGCCAGUACCAGCCGAACCAGAACCAGUCAUCUUGGUUCCUAAGGAAGUAGCUCCUCAAAAAGUUCAUGUGGAGGAAGAGAAGCGAAAACCAACUCCAGAACCACCAAAAGCUGUGCCACCUAAACCCGAACCAGCAAAACCCACUGUGGUCCCUAAGGAGGUAGCCGCUCAAAAAGUUCAUAUAGAGGAAGAAAAACGAAAACCAGUUCAGCCAGAACCACCAAAAGCUGUGCCACCUAAACCUGAACCAGAGCAUCCCACAGUGGUUCCUCAGGAAAUAGCCCCUCAAAAAGUUCGUGUGGAAGAAGAGAAACGAAAACCAGUUCUGCCAGAACCACCAAAAGCAGUGCCCCCUAAACCUAAACCAGAAAAACCCACUGUGGUUCCUCAGGAAGUAGCCCCUCCAAAAGUUCGUGUGGAAGAAGAAAAACGAAAACCAAUUCAGCCAGAACCUCCAAAAGCAGUGCCACCUAAACCAGAACAACCCACUGUGGUUCCUCAGGAAGUACCUGAGCCUAAACUUGAGGUCAAGCCUGAGCCCAAACCUGAGGUCAAGCCAAAGCCUAAACCUGAGCCUAAACUUGGGAAAGUUUCUCCUGUUGAAGAGGGUGACAAGGGACCUGUUGCUGCACCUGGACCUGUGAAAAAAGAGGGGACACCAAAAGAGGAGGCUGGAAGAGGCAGAGGGUUGAAACCAAGAAAAACUCCCUCACCUGGUGAUGUUGGACGAGGAAGAGGACUAAAACCAGGUGCAGGUGGUGACAAACCUCCAGGGGAGUCACCAUUUGGUUUCCAGCUCAAGGCUGUCCCUCUGAAGUUUGUGAAGGAACUCCAAAACAUUGUGCUGCAGGAAGCUGAGUCAAUAGGUUCUUCUGCUGUAUUUGAGUGCCAGAUUUCUCCUUCUACUGCUAUUACCUCAUGGAUGAAAGACGGAAGCAACCUGAGGGAGAGUCCAAAACACAAGUUUACCUCUGAUGGCAAAGACCGCAAACUGGCCAUCAUUGAUGUCCAGCUGUCCGACACAGGGGAGUACACAUGCAUUGCUAAGCUUGGAAAUAAAGAGAAGACCUCUACUGCCAAACUUAUUGUAGAAGAGUUGCCUGUGAGAUUCACCAAGACUCUGGAAGAAGAGGCGUCUGUAAUCAAAGGACAGCCCUUGUAUUUGACCUGUGAGUUGAGUAAAGAGAGGAGUGUGGUCUGGAAGAAGAAUGGAAUUCCACUCUCAGCAGUUCCCGGCAAGAUUGCCAUCAAUGUUAUUGGACUGCAACAUGCUUUGACAAUUCAAGACUCAAAUGAUGAUGAUGCUGCUGUUUACACAUGCGAAUGCGAGAACCUUCAGACACAGACAAACGUCAAAGUCAUCGAAAUAAUAAGAGACUGGUUGGUGAGACCUCUCAGGGAUCAGCACGUGAAACCGAAAGCCACUGCUACCUUCAAGUGUGAGCUCUUCAAGGACACUCCCAACUGGAAAUGGUUAAAGGGAGAUGAAGAAAUUCCCAUUGAACCAACAGAUAAGACCGAGGUCAAGAAGGACGGAAAAGAUAUCACACUGGCCAUUAAGAAUGCCCAGCCAAAUGAUGCUGGCGAGUAUGCCAUUGAGGUCGAAGGCUGCAGAUAUCCUGCAAAACUCACACUUGGAGAACGUGAAGCUGAGAUCUUGAAGCCUCUUGCUAGUGUGGAGGUGAAGGAGAAGGAGGAGGCUAAUUUUGACACUGAAAUCUCUGAGGAUGAUGUGCCUGGGGAAUGGAAGCUUAAAGGACAGGUUCUAACAAGAUCACCGACAUGUGAUAUCAGGGCAGAGGGACGGAAGCGAUUCCUUACUCUGAAAAAUGUUCAGCUUGACCAGGCUGGAGAAGUUACAUACCAAGCUCUGAAUGCCAUCACAAGUGCAAUGCUGACAGUCAAAGAAAUCGAAAUGGACUUCACAGUCCCACUAAAGGAUAUUACGGUUCCUGAAAAGAAACAGGCAAAGUUUGAGUGUACCAUCACUAAAGAUGUGCCUAAAGUGAUGUGGUAUAGAGGGUCUGAUAUUGUAGUAUCAGACCAGAAAUAUGAUAUUAUUGAUGAUGGAAAGAAACACAUGUUGGUCAUAAACCACUGUGAAUUUGAUGAUGAGGGAGAAUACACUAUUGAGGUCUUGGGUAAAACAUCAACAGCUAAACUGACAGUGGAGGGUAUAAGACUGAAGUUUAUCUCACCGAUGUCGGAUCAAACUGUGAAGGAAGGUAAAACGGCUCGGUUUGAGAUUGAGCUUUCUCAUGAGAACGUGCCUGUGACUUGGUACAAAAAUGAAACAAAACUGCAUCCGAGCAGAACGGUGCUUACCCAUGUCGAUGGAAAGAGACAUAUAUUAGAAAUUAAGGAAGUCACUCUAGAUGAUACCUGCCAGAUAAAGGCAGAAGCAAAAGGAAUAUCAACUACAGCAAACCUGACGGUCCUAGAGGGAGACGCCUACUUCACAGUGAAACUGCAGGACUACACUGCAGUCGAAAAAGAUGAGGUCAAUCUUGACUGCGAGCUGAGCAGAGAUGUUCCUGUGAAGUGGUUCCACAAUGAGACUGAAAUUAAGGCCUCCAAGUUGGUUUCCAUGAAGACAGAGGGCAAACGGAGAAUCUUGACGAUUAAGAAAGUGGGGGACAAAGACAAGGGCCAGUAUGUCUGUGACUGUGGAACAGACAAAACAGUGGCCACUGUGAACAUUGAAGCUCGUGACAUCAAAGUGGUUCGCCCCAUGUAUGGUGUUGAGCUGUUCGAUGGCGAGACUGCACGUUUUGAAGUGGAGCUCUCCGAGGAUGAUGUCCAUGGCCAGUGGAAACUGAAAGGAGAAGUUCUUUCUCAGUCACCUGACGUUGAAAUCAUUGAGGAUGGCGCCAAGCACACUUUAACUUUGUACAACUGCAAAGUUCCCCAAUCAGGCGAGGUUUCAUUCCAGGGUGCCAAUGCAAAGUGUUCUGCAAAUCUGAAAGUCAAAGAGCUGCCCAUCACUUUCCUUACACCUUUGAGUGACGUGCAAGUGUAUGAGAAAGACGAUGCAAGGUUUGAGUGUGAAAUAUCACGAGAGCCGAAGACCUUCCGCUGGCUGAAGGGAACCCAGGAGUUGAAGGCUGACGAGAAAUUUGAAAUUGUUUCAGAGGGAAAAAGGCACGCUCUGGUGGUCAAAUCUGCAGCCUAUGACGAUGAGGCUAAGUACAUGUUUGAGGCUGAGGACAAAAGAACUACUGGCAAACUCAUUAUUCAAGGCAUUCGUCUUGAAUUUGUGAAGCCCAUCAAGGACGUGACCGUGAAGGAGCGUGAGACGGCGGAGUUCAGUAUUGAACUUUCCCAUGAGAAAGUUCAGGUCACCUGGUACAAAAAUGAUGUCCGCCUGCAUCCGAGCAAAGUGGUGCACAUGUCAGAACAGGGCAAGAUCCACACUCUCUCCUUCAAGGAGGUGUCAAUUGAUGAUACCUCUUUGAUUAAAGCAGAGGCCCUUGGAAAAACCUGUGAGGCCAUGCUCACUGUUCUUGAGGGAGAAGCCUACUUCACCACCAAGCUGCAGGACUACACAGCUGUUGAGAAGGAUGAAGUGGUGCUGAUGUGUGAACUGAGCAAACCCUCUGCUGAGGUGAAAUGGUUCAAAGAUGGCAAGGAAAUUACCCCAUCCAAGAAUGUCCUCAUCAAGGCAGAUGGAAAGAAACGCAUACUAACAGUUAAGCGGGCUGAUAAAAGCAAUAUAGGCGAAUACACUUGUGACUGUGGCUCUGAUAAAACAACAGCUAAGCUCAAUAUUGAGGAGCGUGACAUUAAGGUCGUUCGUCCACUGUACAGCGUGGAAGUCAUAGAGACUGAGACUGCUCGCUUUGAGACAGAGAUCUCUGAGGAGGAUGUGCAUGGUAACUGGAAACUUAAAGGAGAGGCUCUGCACCAGUCUUCUGACUGUGAGAUCAAGGAAGAAGGAACAAGACACUUGCUCAUUCUCUACAAUGUGCAGAUGGUCAUGGCUGGCGGUGUGGACUUUAGUGCUGCCAAUGCUAAAUCUAGUGCUCAUCUGAGAGUUAAAGCACGAACGAUAGGCCUUUUGCGGCCUCUCAAGGAUGUUACAGUCACGGCUGGGGAGACUGCAACUUUUGACUGCGAACUGUCAUAUGAAGGCAUAUCUGUGGACUGGUUCCUUGGGGGUACAAAGCUGGAACCAAGUGACAGAGUGGUGACCCGAGCAGAGGGCAGAACUCACACGCUGACCCUAAGAGAUGUGAAGCUGACAGAGGCAGGAGAAGUAAAACUCACUGCAAAGGAUUUCCAAACCCAGGCCAAACUCAUCGUAAAAGAGCCUCCAGUCGAGUUCACCAAGCCGCUUGAGGACCAGACUGUGGAGGAGGAAGCUACUGCCAUACUAGAGUGCGAAGUCUCCAAAGAAAGAGCAGAAGUCAAGUGGUUCAGAGAUGGACAGGAAAUCCGUAAAACUAAGAAGUAUGAGAUGGUUGCUGAGGGCUGCAAGAGAAAGCUCAUCAUUCUUGACUGCACACUUGACGAUUCAAAAACAUACACCUGUGAUGCCAAAGACUUCAAGACCUCUGCUUUCUUGAAUGUUGAACCUCCACAUGUGGAGUUCACAAAGCCGCUUCAUGAUGUUGAAGUCAUGGAGAAAGAAACUGCCAAGUUUGAAUGCGAGGUUUCCAGAGAAAAUGCCAAGGUUCGCUGGUUCAAGGAUGGAAAUGAAAUCAGAAAGGGCAAGAAAUAUGAAAUCAUUUCCAAAGGAGUUCAGCGUAUUCUUAUCAUUAGCAAGUCAGUGUUUGAUGAUGAGGCCGAAUAUGAAUGUGAUGCAAAGACUUCCAGGACCUCUGGCAUGCUGACUGUCAUUGAGGAGGAGGCAAGGUUCACAAAGAACUUGGCUAAUGUGGAAGGCACUGAAACUGACGGUAUUAAACUGAUCUGUGAGGUCUCAAAGCCCAGUGCAGAGGUUGUCUGGUAUAAGGGUGAUGAGGAACUGCCUGAGGGUGGACGAUAUGAACAUAUUGCAGAUGGCAGAAAGAGAGUUCUCCUCAUCCAGGACCUUCGUAUGGAUGAUGCUGGAGAAUACCACUGCAAACUGCCCAGCUCACAAACCACAGGGACACUGAGAAUUAAUGAACUCGCCGCCGAGUUUAUUUCUAGACCCCAGAGCCAAGAAGUGGUUGAGGGUGAAAAAGCUGAGUUUGUGUGCUCAGUGUCCAAAGACUCAUAUGAAGUCAGAUGGCUCAGGGGUGACAAAGAACUCCAAACAGACGACAAAUACGAAAUUAUUUCUGAUGGCAAAAGAAGGGUCCUUGUGGUCAAGAACUGUGAGCGUAACGAUGAGGGACAUUUUGUAGCCCUUAUUGGCGCCACAAGAGCUAGUGCUGAUUUGACAGUGCUUGAGAAGCUUAGAAUUAUCACACCCCUCAAGGACACAAAGGGAAGUGAAGGACAAGAGAUUGUUCUCAACUGUGAGGUGAAUACAGAGGAAGCCAAGGCCAAGUGGCUGAAGAAUGACGAAACACUGUUCGAGAGCAGCAAGUUUAUCAUGGUCCAGAGAGACACUGUUUUUUCUCUGAGGAUUAAAAAUGCUGAGAAGUCAGAUGAAGCUACUUACACCAUCACACUGACCAAUCAGCGUGGUGAAUAUGCUAAGAGCUCAGCCAAGAUUAGCGUGCAAGAGGAAGACCUGAAAAUCGUUGUUCCUCUUGAGGAUAUUGAAACACAAGAAAAGAAGACCAUUUCCUUCUCAUGCAAAGUGAACAAGCCAAAUGUGACUGUGCAGUGGAUGAAGGCAGGCCAGGAAAUCACUUUAAGCAAGCACUUUGUAUAUCGCGUUGACAAAGACAAGCACACUUUGACCAUUAAGGACUGUAGCCUUGCAGAUGAGGGUGAAUACUCUGUCAUUGCCGGUUCUGACAAGUCAACAGCUGAGCUGAUAAUCAGUGAAGCGCCGACUGACUUCACAACUCAACUCCAAGAUCAGACUAUCACUGAGUUUGAAGAUGCUGAGUUUACUUGCCAGCUCUCCAAAGAGAAGGCUGAAAUUAAAUGGUACAGAGAUGGCCGAGAGAUCAGAGAGGGUCCAAGAUAUCAGUUUGAGCGUGAUGGAAAGACGUGCACACUACGCAUUAAGGAAUGCAGACCUGAUGAUGAAUGUGAAUAUGCCUGUGGAGUUGAUGACAAAAAAUCCAGGGCUCGCCUCUUUGUUGAAGAGACCCCAGUGGAGAUCAUCAGACCACCAGUUGAUGUAUUUGAGCCCCCAGCCUCCGAUGUUAUAUUUGAGGUUGAGCUGAACAAAGACAAAGUUGAAAUUAAAUGGCUAAGAAACAACAUGACAAUUGUCCAGGGUGACAAAUACCAGAUGAUGAGUGAAGGCAAGAUUCACAGACUCCAAGUCUGUGAGAUCAGGCCUCGUGAUCAGGGUGAAUACAGAGUCAUCGCCAAAGACAAGGAUGCAAGAGCCAAGCUUGAGCUUGCAGCUGUGCCAACGAUAAAGACUUUGGAUCAGGACCUGGUGACAGAUGCUGGAAAACCAUUUGUCAUGUCAGUUCCUUACAGUGCAUACCCACAUGCUGAGGCUGAAUGGUUCUUUGACACCAUCAGCCUGCCAAAGGAACAUGUUCACACCUCUACCGACAAGACAGAGUACAGACUGAAGGACCCUAAGAAGUCAGAGGAGGGCCGAUACAAGAUUGUUAUUAAGAACAAGCAUGGACAGGGAGAGGCUUUCAUUAAUCUGAAAGUUGUUGACGUUCCUGGGCCUGUGAAGAAUCUACAUGUGGUGGACACUUCUGAUGGUGAGGUCAGCAUUGCCUGGGAUGAGCCUGAGAGCGAUGGUGGCAGCAAGAUCUUGGCCUAUGUGGUGGAAAGACGAGAUGUCAGGCGCAAGACCUGGACGUUGGCCACUGACCAGGCUGACAGCACAGAGUACACGGUCACUGGGCUGCAGAAGGACUCUCUGUAUUUCUUCCGUGUUUGCGCACGCAACAGAGUUGGAAGUGGGCCAAAUGUGGAGACGGAUAAAGCUGUACAAGCCAAGAAUAAGUUUGAUGUUCCAGAUGCACCUCAGAAUGUUGCUGUUGGAAAUGUCAGCAAGUUUGGUGCCACAGUCUCCUGGGAACCACCACUGUUUGAUGGUGGAUCAGAAAUCACAUCAUACAUCAUUGAGCUCCGUGACAGGACAUCUGUGAAAUGGUCUCCAGUCAUGGUGACCAAACCUGAAGACCGUACAGCCAUAAUCAAUGAUGUUAUUGAGAACAAGGAAUACAUUUUCCGUGUUAGAGCAGAGAACAAGGCUGGUCCUGGCAAGCCAAGUGCUGCCACUAACCCAGUUAAAAUCAUGGACCCAAUAGAGAGGCCAAGCCCACCCCUGAAUUUGACACACUCUGAACAAACCAAAGAGGGCUGUCUGCUAACUUGGGAGACGCCUCUUAAGAAUGGAGGCAGUGUGAUCACAGGCUACAUUAUAGAGAGAUGUGAGGAAGAUUCAGACAAGUGGCUGAGGUGUAAUGCCAGGCUUUGCCAAGACCUCGUCUACAGGAUGUCCGGUCUUAAAUAUGGAAAAAAGUACAGAUACAGAGUCAUUGCUGAGAAUGCAGCUGGUCAAUCUGACCCCUCUAAUAUUGUUGGACCUGAACUGGCAGAUGACCCACACUUUGCACCUACACUGGACCUGAGUGCCUUCAAGGAUGGCCUGGAAGUGAUUGUUCCUAAUCCUCUUAGAAUUCGUGUCCCAGUCACUGGAUACCCAACACCCUCUGCUAAGUGGACCUUUGGUGACAAGGAGCUCACUGCUGGUGACCGUGUGUCUAUGGUCACAAAGGCCACCUUCACCGAAUUAGUCAUUACUCCAAGUGUGCGUCCAGACAAAGGCAGAUAUUCUCUGACACUGGAGAAUGAUGUAAGCAGUGUCUCAGGAGAGGUUGACGUCAAUGUCAUUGCAUCGCCUAGUGCACCAAAGGACUUCAAGGUUGCAGAGGUAACCAGAAAUCAUGUGCAUCUUAUGUGGGAAGCACCAGAUCAUGAUGGAGGCAGCCCACUGACUGGCUACCAGGUUGAGAAGCGAGAAGUGUCCAGAAAGACUUGGGUCAAGGUCAUUACUGGUGUCCAAGACCAAGAGUUCACGAUCACAGAUGUAAUCGAAGGCAAGGAGUACUUGUUCAGAGUUGUUGCCUGUAACAAGUGUGGCCCUGGAGAACCUGCUUAUAUUGAUGAUCCAGUGAAUGUGUCUUCACCAGCCACUGUUCCAGACCCACCAGAGAAUCUUAAAUGGAGAGACAAGUCUGCCAGCAAAAUCUUCUUGUCAUGGGAGCCUCCAAAGUGGGAUGGUGGUGCUCCAAUUAAAGGCUACACUGUUGACAAAUGUCAGCGUGGCACUGACAAGUGGGAGCCAUGUGGAGACCCAGUGCCUGAGCUCAAGCUUGAGGUGACUGGUCUGAAAGAGGGUCAGUGGUAUGCUUAUCGUGUGAGGGCCUUGAACAGACUAGGCUCAAGUAGACCUAGCAAGGCAACUGAUGAGAUCUUGGCUGUUGAUCCUAAAGAGCCCCCAGAGAUUCACUUGGAUGCAAAACUACUGGCUGGUUUAACAGCAAAGGCUGGCACAAAGAUUGAACUUCCAGCUGAUAUCACAGGCAAACCAGAGCCUAAAGUAAAAUGGACCAAGGCUGACCUCAUUCUCAAGGAAGAUGACAGAAUCACUAUUGACACCAAGCCCGGUCAUUCCACAGUGAACAUUGCUAAGACUACAAGAGAUGACUCGGCAACUUACAUUGUUGAGGCAGUCAACAGCAGUGGACGUGCAACUGCAACAGUUGAUGUCAACAUCCUAGAUAAGCCUGGACCUCCAGCUGCCUUUGAUAUCUCUGAAAUAACCAGUGAGUCCUGCCUCCUGUCCUGGAAUCCACCCAGAGAUGAUGGUGGCUCAAGAGUGACAAACUACAUUGUUGAGAGGAGGGCUGCAGACAGUGAGAUUUGGUACAAGUUGUCAUCCACUAUAAAGCAGACCACCUACAAAGCCACAAAGCUUGUGACCUUCAAGGAGUAUAUCUUCAGAGUCUAUGCUGAAAAUCAGUUCGGCAUUGGUUUGCCAGCCGAACAUACACCGAUAAUUGCCAGAUAUCCCUUUGAUCCACCUGGACCCCCAUACAAACUUGAGGCAUCCGAUAUUGCAAAGGAUUCUGUCACUUUGACCUGGUAUGAACCUGAUGAAGAUGGUGGAAGUCCCAUCACUGGCUACUGGGUUGAGAGAUUUGAGCCAGAUGCUGACAAAUGGAUACGAUGCAAUAAACUACCAGUAAGCGACACUAACUUGAGGGUGAGAGGAUUGCCCACAAGAAAGAAGUAUAAGUUCCGUGUCCUGGCUGAGAAUCUUGCUGGACCUGGCAAACCAAGCAAGGAGACUGACCCAAUCCUGAUCAAGGAUCCAAUUGAUCCUCCAUGGCCUCCUGGCAAACCUCUUGUUAAGGAUGUUGCCAAAACUUCAGCUUUCCUGCAGUGGACUAAGCCUGAGCAUGACGGUGGUGCUAAGAUUGAGUCCUACGUUAUUGAGCUCCUCAAGAGCGGAACCGAGGAAUGGGUCCGUGUGGCAGAUGGUAUUCCUGCUCUUGAGUACUUCCUUAAGGGAUUGAUGGAGAAGCAGGAAUACUCUUUCCGUAUCAGAGCUGUCAAUGCAGCAGGCGAGAGUGAACCUAGUGAGCCUAGCAGCCCUGUGCUGUGCAAGGAGAGACUCAAUCCUCCAUCACCCCCAAGAUGGCUAGACAUAGUUAAUAUCUCCCGGAACAGUGCUGAACUGAAGUGGACGGCCCCUGAGAGAGAUGGUGGUUCACCAGUCACUAACUAUAUUGUUGAAAAGAGAGAUGUCAGACGCAAGGGCUGGCAAGCUGUUGACACCACUGUGAAAGAGCUGACAUACACUGUCACUCCACUGAACGAAGGCUCUCUCUAUGUAUUCCGUGUGGCAGCUGAGAAUGCUGUUGGUAUUAGUGAAUACUGUGAACUUGCUGACUCUGCUCUGGCAAAGGAUACAUUCACUACUCCUGGACCUCCUUAUGCUCUGACUGUCGAAGGGGUGUCAAAGACCCAUGUUGAUCUUAAAUGGGAGGCACCUAAGAACGAUGGUGGUAGACCUAUCUUGAGGUAUGUCAUCGAGAAGAAAGAGAAACUUGGAACCCGCUGGGUGAAAUCUGCAAAGACAGCAGGCCCUGACUGCAAGUACAGAGUGACUGAUGUAAUUGAAGGAACUGAGGUGCAGUUCCAGGUUCUUGCUGAGAAUGAGGCUGGUGUUGGUCACCCAAGUGAACCCACAGACAUUGUGGUAAUUGAGGACCCAACAGGUCCACCAUCUCCACCUCAGGAUCUCCAUGUCACCGAGGCAGCCAGAGACCAUAUCUCUGUUGCCUGGAAAGCCCCAGAAAGAAAUGGAGGAAGCCCAGUCACUGGCUACCACAUUGAGCUCUGUGAGGCUGGAACCGAGAAGUGGAUGAGAGUUAACUCUCGUCCAGUUAAAGAGCUGAAAUACAGAGCCGGGGAGGAAGAGGGCAUUGUUCCAGAGAAGCAGUAUAUUUUCAGAAUUCGUGCUGUCAAUGCUGUUGGUGCUAGCGAGCCCUCCGAGAUUUCUGAGAGUGUUUAUGCUAAAGACUCUGACUGCAGCCCUACCCUUGAGUUUCAGACGCAGGAUGUUAUUGUUGUGGAGGGUGAGAAGAUGCACCUACCCAUUCCAUUCAAGGCUGUACCAUCACCUAAGAUCACAUGGCACAAAGAUGGGAAGGAAAUGAAGGCUGAUGAACGAGUCUCAUUCAGAUCAGACUAUAUUUCCUGCCACCUGGAAAUUCCAAGCAGUCUGCAUGCUGAUGCUGGCCAGUACAAAGUUACCUUGGAGAACAGCCUUGGAGCAACCAGUGGGACAAUUAACGUUAAAGUUGUUGGUCUUCCUGGACCAUGCAAGGAAAUUGUUGCUAGUGAGAUCACCAAGAACUCCUGCAAAGUGUCAUGGGAUCCACCAGACUAUGAUGGUGGCAGCCCUAUUCUUCAUUAUGUCCUGCAGCGCAGAGAGGCUGGCAGAAGAACCUAUGUCAAUGUCAUGUCCGGAGAGAACAAAGUGAGCUGGCCUGUGAAGGACCUCAUUCCAAAUGGAGAGUACUACUUCCGUGUGAGAGCUGUCAAUAAGAUUGGUGGUGGCGAGUUUAUUGAGCUUCGCAAUCCAGUGAUUGCUGAGGAUCAGAAGCAUCCACCUGAUCCACCUGUUGAUGUUGAAACUCACAACCCUACUUCUGAUUCUGUGACCCUCACAUGGAAGCCACCUAUGUAUGAUGGUGGAAGCAAGAUCAUGGGUUAUAUACUGGAGAAGAUGAUGAAAGGCCAAGAGAAGUUUGAGAGAUGCAAUGACUUUUUAGUGCCAGUCUUAUCCUAUACUGUUAAAAACCUGAAGCAAGGAAAAGAGUACCAGUUUCGUGUGCGUGCAGAGAACGCAGCAGGCAUUAGUGAUCCUUCACGCAGCACUCCUUUGAUUAAAGCCACUGAUGCUGUUGAUCGUCCCAAAGUGUUCCUCAGUGGCAGUCUGCAAUCAGGUUUAAGUGUCAAGAGAGGUGAAGAGAUCCGACUGACUGCCUACAUCUCUGGAUUUCCUUACCCAGAAAUAACCUGGAUGAGGAAUAAUUCAACCAUCAGGCCAGAGGCUCUGAGGAAGAGGCCAGAAAAACCUAUCAGGAAGAAGAAGGAAAAAGAAAAGGAGGCAGAGAAGAAGGAGGAGGAGAAAGAAAAGACAGAGGAAAAGAAAGAAGAGGACAAAGAGAAGAAGGAGGAAAAGCCAGAGGAGGGAAAGCCAGAGGAGGACAAGGACAAAAAGGAGGAGAAGAAGGAGAAAGAAAAAGAGGUAGAGGAACCAGAAGAGCCAGAGGAGGAAUACCACCCAUCUCUGAAUGAGCGUCUUACCAUUGACAACUCCAGGAAGGGCGAAUCCUUUGUUGUGGUCAAAGAUGUUAUCAGAGGCGACCACGGAGUAUUCACCAUCAAGGUGGAGAAUGAUCACGGCAUUGCCUCUGCCACCUGUGAGGUUAAUGUUCUUGAUACUCCUGGACCCCCAGUCAAUUUAAGAUUUGAGGAGGUCAGAAAGGAUUCUCUCCUCUGCAAGUGGGAUCCCCCUCUAGAUGAUGGUGGAAGUGAAAUUCUUAAUUAUGUAUUGGAGAGAAAAGACAACUCCAAGGCUGAGACUGGAUGGGUUACCGUGACAGCAACUCUCAGAGGCUGCAAGUACCCAGUAACAAAAUUGAUUGAAGGGAAGGAGUACCUCUUCCGUGUUACUGCUGAGAACAGAUUUGGCCCUGGAAAACCAUGCAUCUCUAAACCUGUCAUUGCCAAGAAUCCAUUUGAUCCUCCAGAUGCCCCUGAGAAGCCUGAAAUUGUAGACGUCACAGCCAACAGCAUGGUUGUGACUUGGAAGGAACCCAAGGACAAUGGUAGCCCCAUCCAAGGAUACUGGGUGGAGAAACGAGAAAUUAAUAGUACACACUGGGCAAGAGUUAACCGCAACAUUGUUAAUGAACUGGAAGUAAAAGUAGAUGGUCUCUUGGAAGGCUUGACAUACAUUUUCAGGGUGUGUGCCGAGAACGUGGCUGGACGGGGAAAGUUCAGUCCACCAUCUGAGCCGAAAACAGCACAGGCUCAAAUUUUGCCACCAGGUCCACCAAUUCCACACGUUGCUGACACCACAGACCAUUCAAUAGUAGUUGAAUGGGAGCCUCCUGCAGACAAUGGUGGUGCAGAUAUUUUUGGAUACCAUGUUGAUAAAUUAAUGGUUGGCACUAAAGACUGGUCACGGGCCACAGAGAGACCAUGGAAGAACCACACAUUCACUGUGUAUGGUGUCAGAGAGGGAGCUAAAUACAUUGUCCGCGUUAUGGCAAUCAACUGUGCUGGUGAAGGUGCUCCUGGUGUAACAGAUGCAGUCAUUGUGAGAAAUCCUGCAGAGGUGCCUGUUAUUGAACUUGGUGUCAAUGUGAAGGCUGGUCAUUUUGUAAGAGCUGGAGAGCCGCUGGUAAUCCCAGCACAUGUGACUGGUAGACCUAAACCAUCCCUUGCAUGGACAAAGGAUGAUGCUGCCCCUGACAAGGAGCGUGUGGAAAUUGAAGAAGUUGGUCAGGAUAGUACUCUUAUGAUCAAAACUGCUAAAAGAAGUGACAGUGGCAAAUACCAGAUCACUGCAGCAAACCCAAGUGGCAUCAAAUCAGCUUGGACCAGGGUUGAAGUUCUGGAUGUUCCUGGGCCUGUCCUUGACCUCAAGCCUGUUGUAGUGACAAGAAAGUUGAUGAUAUUGAACUGGUCUGAUCCUGAUGAUGAUGGGGGCAGUGAUCUGACUGGUUUCGUUGUUGAAAGGAGAGAGCCAAAGAUGCACACCUUCAGACAGCCCAUUGAAACAGUUGCAUCUAAAUGUGAAAUUGUGGGCAUUAUUGAGGGACAGGAAUACAUCUUCCGAGUUGUGGCCAAGAACAAAUUUGGCUGUGGGCCACCAGUUGAUCUUGGGCCAGUUCGUGCAGUGGAUCCACUAGGUCCACCAACCUCCCCUGAGAAGUUCCACUACACUGAGAGAACCAAGUCUUCCCUUACCCUUACAUGGAAGCCACCUCGCAAUGAUGGAGGCAGUCCAAUCAUUGGAUACAUCAUUGAGAAAAAGCGUCAGGAUCAUCCUGCCUUCCAGCCUGUCUCUGCAGAGAUGUGCACUAAUCUGACACUGACUGUGGAGAAUUUGGAUGAGCUGCACAUGUAUGAGUUCCGUGCAAAGGCCGUUAACAGCAUCGGAGAAAGUGAUCCAUCCAUACCCUUGACUGUUGUGAUUCAGGAUGAUGAAGUUCCCCCAUCUUUGCACAUGAUGAAGCAUUUCAAAGGUGAUCUAAUCAGAGUGCGGAAGAAUGAGCCAAUUGAGAUGCCUGCUGAGAUCACAGGUCUUCCAAUGCCAAAGGUUGAGUGGUUGAAGGAUGAUGUUGUUAUUCCAAAGUCUACUGAGAGAGUCUUGCUGGAAACCAAAGAGAUUGAUAGACUGACAGAACACACAAAACUCACCAUCCCUGCUAUUGCAAGGCUGGACAAGGGAACAUACACUGUGUCUGCUUCAAAUCGUCUUGGAACAGUCAGCCAUCAUAUCACAGUGGAGGUGCUAGAUCGACCAACACCACCAAGAAACAUUGCUGUUUCAAACAUCCGAGCUGAGUCUUGCCAUCUGACGUGGGAUGCACCACUUGAUACUGGAGGCAGUGAGCUCACCAACUAUAUCAUUGAGAAGAAAGACCUCAAUGUUGAGGAUGUUGAGAAAGCUGAAUGGGUCCCGGUUUCUAACACUGUCAUUGAGAAAAAAUUCGGGGUGUGGGAUCUUGAAACAGGUGGCAAGUAUCAGUUCAGAGUCAAGGCUGAAAAUAAGUAUGGAAUAAGCGAUGGCUGUGAAACAGAAGAAGUACAAAUCAGAGAUCCAUUUGCUCUUCCUGGUCCACCUCAAAAAGUUGCUAUUGCCGAGCACUCCAAGACCCAUAUGUUGGUGACAUGGGAGCCACCUAUGGACAGUGGUGGAUCAAUGAUCACUGGCUACUGGUUGGAAAAGCGUGAGAAGGGCACUUCCCACUGGGCUAAAGCAAACAAGUCCCUAGUGACCAAACGUGGCAUGAAAGGCUGGGAUUUCCAGGUCACACGUCUCAUAGAGGGACUGGAAUAUGAAUUCCGUGUAAUGGCUUGCAAUGCUGCUGGAAUUGGACCCCCUAGUGCUGUCUCUGAGUCAGCUUUUGCUGAUGACCCUAUCACACCACCUGGCAUGCCAGCCGCUCCUGAAAUUGCUGACAAAACCAAACGUAGUGUCACUCUGUCAUGGACCCCACCAGCUAAAGAUGGAGGACGCCCCAUCAAAGGUUACAUCAUUGAAAUCCAAGAUGAGGGUACAUCUGAGUGGGCCAGGAUAAAUGAUGCGGACAAUCUACAUCCUUCUACUGUGUUCACUAUUCCAAACCUCCAAGAGCUGAAGAAAUACAGAUUUAGAAUCAUUGCAGUCAAUGAUAUCGGGGAGUCUGAGCCAAGUCCUCGGACCACUGAGGUUCUCUUGGAGGACAUUCAUACUGAGCCAAAGUUAUUUUUGGAUAUCAAUGCUGAUGAGUUACUAAGCAUCCGUGCUGGAUCUACAUUCAAAAUCCCAGUAACUGUUACUGGACGUCCCGUUCCCAAGGUUGCAUGGGAGUUUGAUGGCAAAGCAAAGACAGAGAAGAAAGAUCGUCUUCACACACUCCCAGUGGAUUCACAGGUGGAAUCUACUGACACUACCUCUGUUGUAACAUUUCCUGUGAGCUUGAGAGCCCACUCUGGCAGAUACACUGUCACAGCAAAAAACAAAACUGGACAGAAACAUAUUAAUAUCAGAGUCAUUGUACUUGAUGUUCCUGGGCCACCAAAGGAGCUCAAAGUUACUGAUGUUACCAGAGCUACAAUGAGACUUAUAUGGAAACUGCCAGAUACUGAUGGUGGAGAAAGAAUCAAGAGCUAUUUCAUUGAAAAGAAGGCUGUCACAGGGAAGGCUUGGACAAAGGUAAAUCCAGCAUGUGCCAGCAUGGCAUAUGUGGUGCCUGAUCUCCUUGAGGGCCAAGACUACCUGUUCCGUGUUCGUGCUGAAAAUCGUCUUGGAAUGGGACCAUUCACUGAAACCACUGAGCCAGUGAGGGCAAGGGAUCCAAUCUAUCCCCCUGAUCCUCCAACUAAGGUCAAAAUCAACCUUGUUACCAAAGAUACUGUGACCCUUACAUGGGUGCCUCCAAAAAAUAAUGGUGGUGCACCAGUAACACACUACAUUAUUGAGAGGCUGAGCUGGGAUACCACUGGUCCACAAAAAGAGACCUGGAAACAGUGCAAUAAGAGAGAUGUUGAAGAGACUACCUAUGUUGUUGAAGACCUUAAAGAGGGUGGUGAAUAUGAGUUCCGCAUCAAGGCAGUAAAUGCAGCUGGCCCAAGCAGACCCUCUGUUACAGUGGGACCUAUAAUCAUCAAAGAUCAGACCUGUCCUCCAAACAUUGAACUUAGAGAAACUCUGGAGGGUGCAGAAACAUUUGAUGUAAGCAUAAUUGCCAGAAUUCAAGGGUGUCCCUUCCCAUCCUUGGUUUGGCAGAAGGCCCCACUUGACAAGCCUGAAGAAAAGACUGAUGUGCAAUACGAUCAGCAUAUCAACAAGCUGGUCUCAGAUGACAAAUGCACCCUGCUGAUUCAGCAAUCCAAGAGAGAUGACAGUGCAAUAUAUACACUCACAGCUACUAACAGCCUUGGCACGGCUUCUAAGGAUAUCAAACUUACAAUUUUGGGACGACCUGGACCACCAAUUGGACCUGUCAAAUUUGAAGAAGUGUUUGCUGAAAGAAUUGGUCUCUCUUGGAAACCACCCACAGAUGAUGGUGGUUCUAAGAUAACCAAUUAUGUCAUUGAGAAACGUGAGGACAACAGGAAGACAUGGGUCCAUGUCUCCAAUGAUCCAAAGGAAUGUGCAUACACAGUACAGAGGCUUACAGAAGGACAUGAAUAUGAGUUCCGCAUUAUGGCUCAAAAUAGAUUUGGUGUUGGACCACCACUCUACAGCGAACCUGAAAAAGCUAGAAAUCUGUUCACUGUACCAGGUCAAUGUGACAAGCCAACUGUCUCAGAAGUCACACUUGCAUCCAUGACUGUUGAAUGGGAAGAGCCAGAAUAUGAUGGUGGGUCUCCAGUUACUGGCUACUGGCUGGAGCGCAAGGAAACUACAGCCAAGCGCUGGACCAAAGUGAACCGGGACCCCAUAAGAAUCAGGCCCCUUAGUGUCUCCCACAUUGUGACUGGUCUUUUGGAGGGAGCCACCUAUCAGUUCCGUGUUACUGCCAUUAAUGCUGCUGGAUGUGGACUUCCAAGUCUGCCAUCAGAUCCUGUUGUUUCUAGAGACCCAAUAGCUCCUCCUGGACCUCCAAUUCCAAAAGUAACAGAUUGCACUAAGUCAACUGUUGACCUUGAAUGGAUUCCUCCAUUGAUUGAUGGUGGAUCUAAGAUUACAGGAUACUUCAUUGAGUACAAAGAAGAAGGAAAGGAAGAAUGGGAGAAGGCCAAAGACAAGGAGAUUAGAGGCACCAAGUUUGUUGUGCCCGGACUGAAAGAGCUUGGACUUUACAGAUUCAGAGUGAGAGCAGUGAAUGCUGCAGGUGUUGGUGAACCUGGUGAAGUUGCUGAAGUGAUUGAGGUCAAAGACAGGACAAUUCCUCCUGAAGUGGACCUGGAUGCAACUGUGAAGGAGAAGAUUGUUGUUCAUGCUGGUGGUGUAAUUCGCAUCAUUGCCUAUGUAUCUGGAAAACCUGCACCAGAGAUUACGUGGAACAGAGAUGAUGGUGAUUUGCCUAAGGAGGCUGUCAUUGAGACUACUGCAAUCAGCUCAUCUCUGGUCAUCAAGAGAUGUAGAAGACAUCAUCAAGGCAUUUACACCCUGACUGCCAAGAAUGAAGGAGGAGAACGAAGGAAGGCAAUAAUUGUGGAGGUGCUGGAUGUUCCUGGCCCUGUGGGUCAGCCCUUCUCUGGUAUAAAUCUUACCAAUGACUCUUGCAAGCUGACCUGGUAUUCACCUGAAGAUGAUGGUGGCUCAGCCAUAACUAACUACAUCAUUGAGAAGAGAGAGUCGGACCGUAGAGGUUGGACUUCAGUGACAUACACUGUCACCAGACAUAACGCUGUUGUUCAGGGUCUUAUUGAUGGCAAGGCUUACUUCUUCAGAAUUGCUGCUGAAAAUAUAAUUGGAAGAGGUCCAUUUAGUGAGACAACAUCUGAAGUUCUCAUUAAGGAUCCAGUUUCUGUUCCUGAGCGUCCAGAGGAUCUAGAGGUAACAGCUGUCAAGAAAGAUUCGAUCAGUGUGGCGUGGAGACCACCAAAGUACGACGGUGGUGCAGAAGUGACAAGUUACGUUCUUGAAGUUCGUCAGAUUGGAAAGGACAACUUUGUCCGCAUAGCAACUGAUGAUAAGCUGAUGGAUCGUAAAUUUACUCACGAAGGUCUGAAAGAGGGUUUAACUUAUGAAUUCCGUGUCAGUGCUGUGAAUCAAAUUGGCCAAGGCAAGCCUUCCUUCAGCACCAAACCAAUUACAUGCAGGGAGGAGCUUGAACCACCUACUCUUGAUCUGGAGUUCCGUGACACACUCUUGGUUCGUGUUGGGAAGCCCUGCAUUCUCCAAGGUCGCUACACAGGGAAACCAACCCCAAAUAUAAAAUGGUUUAAAAAUGAUGAGGAGGUUCAGGGAAAUGAGGAGAUUGUACUCACCAGCACCAAGAAGACUUUGUGUUUGACAAUUGAGAAGGCUAAGCGUGAUCACAGUGGCAAGUAUACUGUGGUUGUGGAGAACUCGACAGGCACACGGAAGGGCAUCUGCACUGUUACUGUUGUUGAUCGUCCACAACCUCCAGAGGGCCCCGUUGUCUUUGAUGAAAUCUACAGGAAUUACAUGGUCAUUUCUUGGAAACCUCCAUUGGAUGAUGGUGGAUGUGCUGUCUCUAAUUACAUUGUUGAAAAGAGAGACACUAACAGGGAUCUCUGGAUGCCUGUCAUUGCAUCCUGCACUAGAACAACAUGCAGAGUUCCGAAACUGAUUGAGGGCAGAGAGUACAUUAUUCGAAUCUGUGCUCAGAACAUCCAUGGCAUUAGUGACCCUUUGCUGUCUGCAGAGACAAAAGCAAGAGAUGUCUUCAAGGUGCCACAUGCUCCAAAAGCUCCAGUGGUGAAAGAAGUCUACAAUUACACAGCUCUGCUUUCCUGGGAACCACCAGCUGAUGGUGGAAAACCAAUCACACACUAUAUAGUUGAGAAGAGAGAAACCAUGACCAAUAGAUGGACGCCUGUCGAACGCAUUCCCGCUAAAACAGAAUACUGGGUUCCAGAUCAAGAGAUUCUCAAGGGAUGUGAAUAUGAGUUCCGUGUCAUGGCUGAGAAUGUGGUUGGUGUUGGAGACCCCAGUCCAGGCUCAAAGCCUGUCUAUGCUAAAGAUCCUAUUGUGAUUCCAAGUCCACCAGUAAAACCAAUGGCAAUUGACUACACAAAGGACUCUGUCACUCUUUCUUGGCAGCCACCAGUGGACUGUGGCAGAGGCAAAAUAUUUGGCUAUCUCCUUGAGUAUCAGAAAGCUGGAUCUGAGGAAUGGCUACAGGUUAAUCAGACUCCUGACUCUUGUCAGGAAACUACAUUCAAAGUCAUCAACCUUGAAGAAGGAGUACUGUAUAGGUUCAGAGUGAAAGCUGUUAAUGCAGCUGGUGAAUCAGAGCCUGCAAAUGUUCCAGAGCCUGUGCGGGCACAAGAUAGACUUGAACCCCCAGAGCUGCUGCUGGAUAUGGGCAUGCCUCGUGAGAUUAAAGCAAUGGCUGGAACCCACAUUAAAAUUGCUGCUGGAAUCAAGGGUAUACCUUUCCCCAAAAUCACAUGGAAAAAGAAUGAUGCAGAGCUACCUCCAAGAGUAGAAAUGGAAACCUCCGCAGUAAGAACCAAGCUUGAGAUGCGUUAUUGUAACCGUGGAGAUUGUGGAGACUACACCCUCAAUGCUGAAAAUCCAGCUGGAUCGAAGACAGCAACAUGCACUGUGCUUGUUCUAGACAAACCUGGGCCUAUUCAGCAUCUGAGGGUAUCUGAUGUUAGAAGUGACUCAGCACAGCUUUCCUGGAAAGAUCCAGAAGAUAGCGGUGGUGUACGUAUCACUAACUUUGUGGUAGAGAAGAAGGAUACUGCUGCCACGCAGUGGGUGCCUGUCUGUUCAACAUCUAAAAAGCGAAGUCUGAUGGCCAAGCACUUGAUAGAAGGCACAGCAUACAUGUUCCGUGUCGCUGCUGAAAAUCAAUUUGGCAGAAGUGAAUAUGUUGAGACAACCAAACCAGUUAAGGCAAUGAACCCACUGUUUCCACCUGGUCCACCAAAGGACCUGCAUCAUGUAGAUGUUGACAAAACAGAGGUGUGGCUCCAGUGGAACUGGCCUGAUCGCACAGGAGGAAGUGACAUCACUGGCUUUUUGGUUGAGUACCAAGAGGAGGGUGAGAGAGACUGGAUUGUCUUCAAGACUGUUAGCAUUCCUGAAUGCCAUGUGACUGGGCUAGAGGAGGGCAAAACCUACAGAUUCCGCGUUAAGACAGAGAAUGCAGUUGGUCUUAGCCGGCCAGAUACCACUGUGCCAGUCCUCUGCCAAGAGAAACUUGUUCCCCCAAUUGUUGAAGUUGAUGCGAAACUGAUUGAAGGAAUUAUCGUGAAGGCAGGUAGCACGAUCAGACUGCCUGCAAUCAUGAGGGGCAUUCCAGUUCCCACUGCCAAGUGGGUCAUUGAUGGAGAAGAAAUUAGAAGUCAAGGAAAUACCAAGAUUGACACAGACAGUUUUUCAACUGUGUUGAACAUCGCAGAGUGCACAAGAAAUCACACUGGAAUUUAUAUUCUCACAGUAUCUAACCCUGCAGGAAGUAAGACUGUUUCUAUGAAUGUCACAGUACUUGAUGUCCCAGCUGCACCAAUAGGCCCUGUUAACAUCCUUGAGGUAACUCCAGAUUCUAUGGUCAUUGACUGGCGUCCUCCCAAAGACGAUGGUGGAAGUCCUGUCAUGAAUUAUAUUGUUGAAAAGAGAGAGUCUAACAAGGAAACCUGGGGCGGUGUUAGUUCUGGCAGUACUGCUACAAGGCUUAAAAUUUCUCGUUUACAGAGUGGAGUUGAAUAUGUUGUGAGAAUCCGUGCAGAGAACAAGAUGGGAGUUGGUGCGCCUCUCGAAAGUGCACCAACUGUGGCAAAGCACCAGUUUGAAGCCCCUGGGCAUCCUGGAAAACCUGUUGCAUCUGAUAUUGCUGAGGAUGCACUUACUCUUGGUUGGACAAUGCCAUUGUAUGAUGGUGGUAGUCCUAUAAGUGGUUACAUUAUUGAGCGUAGACAUAAGGGAGGCAAAUGGAUUCGAGUGAAUAAGACACCUUGCAAGGAACUCAGAUUUAGAGUGCUUGGACUUUUUGAGGGUAAUGACUAUGAAUUUAGGGUAUUUGCUGAAAAUACUGCUGGCUUUAGUGGACCUUCACCUAUCUCAGAUCCAGCCAAACCUUGCAGACCAAUCACAGUUCCUGGACCUCCAGUCAACCCUAAAGUUAAGGACUAUAGCUGUACCUAUGCAGAUUUAGUCUGGAUAAAGCCUACAAGAGAUGGAGGUAGUCCAAUCUUGGGAUACGUUGUUGAAUGUCAGAAAGCUGGAGGUGAAUGGGAGAAAGUCAACAAAGAUGACUUAGUUGCACAGUGUGCUUAUAGAGUCAAGGGACUGACUGAGGGCACAGAAUAUAGAUUCCGUAUUAGAGCUGUCAACAUGAUUGGAGAUGGCGAGACAAGAGAAAUCCCAGAGUCGGUUAUUGCUAAAGAUAUUCUUAUCCCCCCAGAAAUAGAGAUGGAUAUCACAUGCCGUACACAUGUGACAGUCCGUGUAGGACAUAAUAUUAAUAUUACUGGAUAUGUGAAAGCAAGACCUGAUCCUGUGAUUACUUGGACAAAAGGAGAGACAGUCUUAGAAAAAGACAAACGUACCACUCUAACAAAUAAUUUCCCUGCAGUGAGUAUGCGCAUCAAGGAAGCAACCAGGGCGGAUCACGGAGUUUAUGUUCUUAAAGCUGUGAAUGACAGUGGUGAAGCCUCAGCCAACAUCACCGUAAAUGUACUGGAUAGACCUGGACACUGCAGGAAUCUUGUGCUGACAUAUGUGACCAAAAAUGCUUGCAUGGUGAACUGGGAUACUCCUGAGGACAACGGAGGCACUGAGAUUACAAAUUAUAUUGUUGAGUGUCGUGAGCCAAGCAUUAGAGCAUGGUCAAUGAUCUCUUCUGACUGCACAAACCGCAAAGUGAAGGCAAAACUCCUAGAGAAUCAUGAAUAUUUGUUCCGUGUAUCUGCAGAGAAUAAGUGUGGUCCUGGACCAGCAAUAGAAACCAAGACUCCUAUACUUGCAAUAGAUCCACUUCAGAAGCCUGGUGAACCAGAGAACUUUCACGUAGCUGAUAUUGGAAAGAACUUUGUUUUCUUGAGGUGGAGAAGGCCAGAUUAUGAUGGUGGCAGCCCUAACCUAGGAUACAUUCUGGAAAGGAAAGCCAAGGCUGCUGAAGAAUGGGAACGCUUACAUGAUAAAAUACUUAAAGACACAUUCUUUAUGGUAGACAAAUGCACUGAGAACCAAACAUAUCAGUUUAGAGUUCAGUCAACAAAUGAUGGAGGUACGAGCAACUGGGUGACGACAUCCGAAAUUCUUGUCAAAGAAGAAAUUCAAAAACCAGUCAUUGACCUCAAAUUUGUUGGUACUAUAGUGGUUAAAGCUGGUGAAUCAGUCAGACUUGAGGCAGCACUUAGAGGAAAGCCACAACCUGAGGUCAAAUGGGUGAAGGACAAAGCUACAGGAGAUAACCCAAGAAUCAGCAUCGACACCGGGGCAGAUUACUCCAAGUUCCUCAUGACCAAAGCUAAACGUUCGGACACUGGAAAAUAUGUAAUAACUGCCACAAACUCAGCUGGUAGUUUUACUGCAUAUGCAAAUAUAAGUGUUCUGGACAUACCAGGACCUGUAAGAGAUGUCAAGGUUUCAGGCAUGUCCAAUGACAAAUGUAGAGUUGUGUGGGAUCCUCCAGAGGAUGAUGGUGGUUGUGAGGUUGACAGCUAUAUUCUAGAAAAAUGUGAGACUAGACGAAUGGUUUGGUCAACUUACUCUGAUUCAGUGGUCACUAACUACUGUAACGUUAGCCACCUUGUGGAAGGUAAUGAGUACAUAUUUAGGGUAAGGGCAGAAAACAAGAUGGGAACAGGUCCUCCAAUGGAGAGCAAGCCUGUUACUGCCAAGACACAGUUCAGCAGACCUGGUCCACCUGAUCCCCCAGAGGUCACCAAAAUUGGCAAGGAAGAGAUGACUGUUAUUUGGGCCCCUCCUGAAAAUGAUGGUGGAAAAUCCAUUACUGGCUACAUUCUGGAAAGAAAGGAGAAGCGUGCUGUACGAUGGGUUGCAGUUACAAAGAGCCCUAUCUCUGAGAGACGUAUGAAAGUAACCAAUUUGAUUCCCAACCAUGAAUAUCAGUAUCGUGUUAAGGCUGAAAAUGAAGUUGGGUUGGGAGAACCAAGCAAACCCUCAAGACCUGUUGCUGCUAAAGAUCCAAUUGAGCCCCCUGGUCCUCCUGGAAGCCUGAAAGUGGUUGACAGCACAAAAACUUCAGUUACACUUGGCUGGGCCAGGCCAGUGUAUGAUGGUGGUGCCCCAAUCAUAGGAUAUUUGGUUGAGAUGAGGGAUAAGAUUGAAAUGGAAGGUGAACAGGAGAGAGAUCCAGAGGAAGGCUGGUCAAAAUGUAACACUAGUGGACAGCUUGUUCUCACUGAAUUUACAAUGCUCAAUUUGGAUGAGAGGAAGCAAUAUGAAUUCCGUGUCUCUGCACAAAAUCAAGUGGGCAUGGGCCGUCCGGCAAGACUUAAAGAUGCUGUGUCACCAAAAGAUAUUCAUGAGCUACCUGAAAUUGAUCUGGAUGCCAGUUUGAGGAAGGGAUUCAGUGUAAGAGCAGGUUGCCCCAUAAGGCUGUUUGCUACAAUUAGAGGAAGACCAGCACCAAAAGUGACCUGGAAACGCAUGGGGGUUGACAAUGUGGUCAGGAGAGGUCAUGUGGAUCAGAUUGAUACAAUGACCUUCCUUGUGAUCCCUGAGAGCACACGUGAAGACUCUGGAAAAUAUUCUCUGACACUCUCAAACCCCUCAGGAGAGAAAGCUAUAUUUGUUCGUGUAAAGGUCUUAGAUACUCCUGGGCCUGUUGGUGGACUGGAGGCAACUGAUGUCACAAAGACAUCUUGCCAGCUCUCUUGGUUACCUCCAGAAAAUGAUGGUGGCAGUCCAAUCCUAAAUUACAUUGUUGAAAAGCGUGAAGUAGAUAGGAAGACAUGGACAAAUUGCACUAACGACUUAAAGAAGACAAGCUUCAAAAUCACAAACCUGGCGCCUGGAACUGAAUACUACUUCAGGGUCAUUGCAGUAAACAAGUACGGUAUUGGGGUACCAAAGGACUCUCCAAAAUCCUACUUGGCCACAGAUCCAAUGAGUGAACCAGAUCCUCCAAAGAAGAUGGACGUCUUGGAAAUUUCAAAAAACAGUGCAACACUUGGCUGGGUGAAGCCUCUGCGAGAUGGCGGAGCUAAGAUAAAUGGUUAUAUUGUUGAUUAUCAGGAGGCUGGCCAACCUGAAGAUAAAUGGACACCUUACUCAGUUGUAAAAGACUUGAGCAUUGUUGUUGUUGGUCUGAAAGAAAACACAAAGUAUAGAUUCAGGGUUGCUGCCAGAAACUCUGUUGGAUGCAGUCUGCCAAGAGAGGCUGAAGGAAUCUUUGAAGUGAAAGAACAGCUAAUGGCACCAAAGAUUAUCAUGCCUGAUGUGGUCUCUGCAAGGGCAGGAACAAAGUUCAAAGUUGAAGCACUGGUGUAUGGCAAGCCUAUUCCGGUCACUACAUGGAAGAAAGGAAGUGAUGACCUGGUUACAUCUGAUCGUCUGUUUGUACAAAAGACGUUAUCCUCGUCUACACUCCUUAUUAAAGAUGUAACGAGGAAAGACAGUGGUUAUUACAGCCUAACAGCUGAGAACAACAUUUCUAAGGUCAACCAAAUCCUUAGAAUCAUAAUUUUAGACAUCCCUGGUCCUCCGGAAGGUCCCCUUGAAAUUCUUGAGGUGGACAUAGAUGCCUGUACCCUUGCAUGGAACUCUCCAUCAGAAGACGGAGGUAGCAACAUCACUAACUACAUUGUUGAGAAAUGUGAUGUAACCAGAGGUGACUGGGUUCCUGCUGUGUCCUCUUGCACCAAGACCAGUUGUCGUGUUGUAAAGCUCACCCCUGGCAAAGAGUAUGGCUUCCGAGUGCGUGCAGAGAAUCGCUUUGGAGUUUCAGAGCCAAUCUACUCUCAAAAAAUGAUUGCCAGAUAUCCAUUUGAUCCACCCAGUGAACCAAGGAAUUGCUGUGUUAACAAAAUCAACAAGGAAUUUGUUGUUUUGUCCUGGGAAAGUCCGACCAAUGAUGGUGGUAGCCCUAUUAUAGGAUACUCCAUUGAGCGCAAAGAGAGAAAUAGCAUUCUGUGGGUCAAGGCAAAUGAGGCCCUUGUUCGUGCAACUGAAUACUCCUGCUAUGGCCUCAUUGAUGGUCUGGAAUAUACAUUCAGAGUGUCUGCUGUGAACAAAGCGGGACAGGGCAAACCAAGCAAACCAACAGAGAUCAUUACAGCAAGGGCCCCAGUUGAUCCACCUGGAAAACCCGAGGUCCUCGACGUAACAAGGAAUUCUGUGUCUCUUGUCUGGAACCGUCCAAAACAAGAUGGUGGUAGCAAACUCAUUGGUUAUUUUGUUGAGUCUUUGAAGCUUCCUGGUGACAAAUGGGUUCGUGCCAACGCGAGUAGUCAAAAUGUGCCAAAAGAAGAGUACAUUGUCCCUGGACUUGAAGAGGGAGCCCAAUACAAGUUCAGAAUCAUUGCAAAGACAGCAAUUACUGUCAGCCUGCCUUCAGAAGAGUCUGAUGUCAUAACAGUGAUUGCAGAGCAUGUUCCACCAAGAGUUGAGAUUAGUCUUGAAAUGAAGAGCCUUAUUAUAGUCAAAGCUGGAACAAAUGUCUGCCUUGAUGCUGAGGUUUAUGGCAAACCGCCACCAAAAGUGACAUGGAGGAGAGAUGGUGUGCCACUGAAACUUGUUGAAGGCAUGAAGAUGUCACAGAAAAGACACCUCUUCCUCUUAGAAUUGUUCUCUGUGACAAGGAAGGAGUCUGGAGAGUACACAAUUGUUGCUGAGAACCCAAGUGGCACUAAGUCUGGCAACAUUAAGCUGAAAGUAUUAGACAAACCUGGACCCCCAGCAUCGGUUAAGAUCAGCCACGUUUUUGCUGACCGGGUUAAACUGAGAUGGGAGCCACCCCUUUCAGAUGGUGGUGCUGAAAUAACCAACUACAUUAUUGACAAACGCGAGACAAGCAGAGCUAACUGGGCUCAGGUAACAUCCAAUAUUAGUGGCCACAUCACGGACUGCUCAGUGGAGAAACUAAUUGAGGGCCAUGAAUAUGAGUUCCGCAUCAGUGCUGAGAACAAAUAUGGUGUUGGUGACCCAAUUGUCACUAACUCUGUGAUUGCCAAGAAUCCGUUUGAUGUUCCUGGACCGUGUGACCCUCCAGUUAUUACCAAUAUCACCAAAGACCAUAUGACUGUAAGCUGGAAGGCUCCUGCUAAUGAUGGCAAGGCCCCGAUCCUUGGAUACAUGGUUGAGAAGCGUGAAGUUCAGGAAGUCAACUGGUCCAAAAUAAAUAGAAGACCUGUCAUUGAUAGAACCAUCAAAGCUGGAGGUCUCACUGAGGGUUCAGAAUAUGAGUUCAGAGUUAUUGCUCUCAACAAGGCUGGUCUUGGUAAACCAAGUGAUGCCUCUCAAGCUGCACUUGCAGCGGACCCAUUGUAUCCUCCUGGCCCACCUGCUUUCCCCAAAGUUGUUGACUCUACACAUAGCUCAAUCAGUCUAUCCUGGACAAAGCCUGCUUAUGAUGGUGGCUGUGAAAUAUUAGGCUACUUAGUAGAGGUAAAGAGAGCAGAUUCAGAGGAGUGGUUGAAGUGUAAUAUACCAAAGAAUCUCCAGGCGACAAAGUUCCUUGUCAGUGGUCUUAUAGACAACACAGAGUAUCAAUUACGUGUGACUGCUGUGAACAGGAUUGGCUAUAGUGAGCCAAGUGAAGUUCCUGGGAACCAUCUGGCACAAGACAUUUUAAUUUCUCCUGAGGCUGAACUUGAUGCAGAUCUUAGGAAAGCACUGGUAUUGCGUGCUGGAGUCACAAUGAGAAUCUAUGUGCCCAUCAGAGGUCGUCCUGCACCAAAAGUAACCUGGAGCAAGGUCAAUGCCAACUUGAAGGAGAGGCAAGGUCUUAACAUCACCACAACUGAAUGGGAUACAUAUGUAUACUGUGAGGACAUCAACAGAUAUGAUGCUGGAAAAUAUGUACUAACCCUUGAGAACAGCAGUGGAACGAAGUCUUACACUAUUGUUGUCAAGGUCUUAGACACACCUGGACCACCACUCAAUCUAAUUGUCAAAGAGACGUCAAAAAAUCAUGCAUCCAUUACUUGGGAUGCUCCACAAAUUGAUGGCGGAAGUCCAGUGAAGAGCUAUGUUGUUGAAAAACGUCUGGCAGAGAGGAAGGCAUGGACCUGUGUUGCUCCUGAGUGUCCCAAAACAUCUUUCAGAAUUCCUAAUUUGGAAGCUGGAAAAGCCUACUGUUUCAGAGUCUCAGCGGAAAAUGUGUACGGUAUUGGUGAGGGCUGUGAGACAGCUGGACCAGUGAAAGCCUCAGAGCAACCUGGCCCAGUUACAGACUUCAAGGCUGCACAGGUCACCAAGGAUUCUUGUACUCUUUGUUGGAAGAAGCCUGUCAGUGAUGGUGGAAGUCAUAUUGUUGCUUAUGCUCUUGAGAUCAGUGAAGGUGAAGACAAGUGGAAGCAGCUCAUGAAGUCCAAGCUCUUGCAAUACACAGUGAAGGACUUACAGGAAGGAAAAGAAUACUCCUUUAGAGUGAAAGCUUUCAAUGAGUCUUCUGAAGGUCCCCCAGCUGAACUCACUGUGGUGGCUAAGGAUCAAGUCGUUCUGCCAGACUGUAACCUUAAAGGGUUGCCAGACUCUUGUUAUGUGGCAAAGGAGGGAAGCACCGUUCGCCUCACAAUCCCCAUUACUGGCAUUCCUGUUCCCACAGUCAUGUGGAAGAAGAGUGGUGUCACUUUGGGAGAUAGUGGAAGAAUCUCUGUGGAAUCUACAGCAACAAAUACGACUUUGCUGAUACGUGACUGUCAAAGAGGUGAUGCUGAGAAAUACUCUAUAAAUUUGAAAAACAGUGCAGGAACCAAGGAAUCCACCAUUGACAUCAAGGUGGUUGGAAAGCCUGGAAUUUGCACAGGGCCCAUCACAUUUGAUGAAAUCACAGCUGAUGGAAUUACUUUGGAGUGGGGCCCACCCAAAGAUGACGGUGGAGCAGAAAUUUCCAACUACAUCAUAGAAAAGAGGCAUUCUACAAGUAAUAAGUGGGCAACAAUUGCUUCAGCCAUUCAGAAGAACACCAUGAGAGUCACAAGGCUCCAUGAUGGCACAGAAUACCUAUUCAGAGUGUGUGCCGAAAACAAAUAUGGUGUAGGAGAGUUUCUCAGAUCUGAUCCAGUGGUGGCCAAACAUCCAUUCAAUGCCCCAGAAGCACCAGCACCACCAGAGGUCCUGACUAUUCGCCAUGAGUCUGCCAUUGUGUUAUGGUCCGAUCCAAAAGAUACCGGAGGCUCUCCUAUUACAGGAUAUCAUGUGGAAUUCAAGGAUAGGAACAGUUUAUUGUGGAAGCGAGCCAGCAAAACACCUCUAAGAGUGAAGGAGUGCAGAGUGACAGGCUUAGUUGAAGGUCUUGAGUAUGAAUUCAGAGUAAUGGCGAUAAAUAUGGCUGGACUUGGAAAGCCAAGCAAACCAACUGAAGCACUUGUUGCACUUGAUCCAAUUGAUCCUCCUGGCAAACCUGAUGUGAUCAGCAUUACAAGGAACAGUGUAACACUCAUUUGGACUGCACCUAAGUAUGAUGGAGGCCACAGGCUAACUGGCUACAUUGUUGAGAAACUGGAGCAUCCAGGAAAGGCGUGGAUGAAAGCUAACCAUGUCAAUAUCCAGAGCUGUGCCUUCACAGUAACAGAUUUAACAGAAGGGUGCAUGUAUGAUUUCAGAAUUAGAGCAAAGAAUGCAGCAGGUGCUAUCAGCGUUCCCUCAGAGCAAACUGACACCCUUGUCUGCAAAGAUGAAUACGAGCCACCUUCUAUUACAAUUGAUCCUGAAAUGAAGGAUGGUGUCACUGUCAAGGCUGGAGAAACAAUUGUGAUUACUGCUUCAAGCAUUCUUGGCAAGCCACCACCUACAGCUGUAUGGUCUAAGGGAGGAAGAGAAUUCAAGCCCUCAGAUAUUGUCCAGAUAACAAACACUCCCACAUCUUCAACUAUCUCUAUCAAAUAUGCCAGCAGAAAAAACACUGGAGAAUAUACAAUAACUGCAAGCAAUCCAUUUGGUAUUAAGGAAGAAAAAGUGAAAGUAAAAGUCCUUGAUGUACCUGGUCCACCAGGUCCUAUUGAAGCCAGCAGUGUCUCUGCUGAAAAGUGCACAUUGACAUGGUUACCACCAGAUGAAGAUGGAGGAUGCGCUAUUAAGUCAUACAUUCUUGAAAAAAGAGAAACUAGCCGCCUCCUUUGGACAAAGCUUGCAGAAAAUGUAAUGGAUUGCCGUUAUGUGGCCAGCAAAUUGAUCAAGGGCAAUGAAUACAUCUUCCGUGUUUCAGCUGUGAAUCAAUAUGGUAUUGGUGAUGCAAACCAGUCUGGUCCAGUCAGAAUGGUUGAUAGUUUCGGACCCCCUGGGCCACCAUCAAAGCCUGAAAUUGAUAAUGUCAGCAGAAGCGCUGUAACUAUUUCAUGGAAGAGGCCAGUUGUGGAUGGAGGAAGCGACAUUAGAGGAUAUAGUGUUGAGAGGAAAGAGAGAAGAGGUAUGAGAUGGGUUAGAGCUUCAAAGAAGACCAUCUCUGAUCUACGUUGCAAAGUAUCAGGACUCACUGAAGGAGUUGAGUAUGAGUUCCGUGUAACUGCAGAGAACAAAGCUGGUUUUGGAGAACCUAGUGAGCCAUCACAGCCAGUGCUCACAAAGGACAUAACAUAUCCUCCAGGGCCUCCAUCCAAUCCAAGAAUCACUGAUACCACCAAAACGACAGCCACAUUCAACUGGGGAAGACCCUUUUAUGACGGUGGACUCAGUGUGACUGGAUACAUUGUUGAGUAUAAAAAGGAGGGACAUGAUGACUGGGUUCAAGCCACAACAUCUCUAUUGAGGAUAAAUGAGUUUGUAGUUCCAAACCUACAAGCAGGCGGGAAAUAUUAUUUUAGAGUUAGUGCAGUUAAUUCAGAGGGACGUGGGGAACCUGCUGAAGUUGAGAAAGUUGUGGAACUUGUUGACCGUGAAGAGGUCCCUGACUUUGAACUUGAUGCAGAAUUGAGAAGAACACUUGUUGUUCGCUCAGGUGGUUCUAUUCGUAUAUUUGUGCCAAUCAAAGGUCGUCCAACUCCCGAAGUUACAUGGAUGAAAGAAGAUGUUCCUCUUAAAGGUCGUGCCCACAUUGAUACUACUGAGUCAUACACUUUAUUAGUUGUUCCUGAGUGCACAAGGUAUGAUGCUGGUAAAUACAUCUUGACGUUAGAAAAUGUUGCUGGAAAGAAGACAGGAUUUGUUAAUGUCAGAGUUGUGGACACACCGGGACCACCAGUCAACCUGAAGCCAAGAGAAAUCACUAAAACCAGUGUCACUCUUCAGUGGGAAAUUCCAAUUAUUGAUGGUGGAUCUAAGAUCAUAAAUUACAUCGUUGAGAAGCGUGAUGCAACCCGAAAGGCUUUCACAACGAUCACUACAAAAUGCCAAAAGUGUUCCUACAAAGUUCCCGAUUUAGAAGAGGGAGCUGAGUAUUAUUUCAAAGUUUCAGCUGAAAAUGAACGAGGUAUUGGUGAGGCAGCAGAGACAGCUGAGCCAAUCAGAGCUUCUCAAGCUCCAUCUGCACCAGACAAUCUAAUAGUUACUGAUGUAUCAAAGGACACAGCAACUCUUGCAUGGACCAAACCAAAACAUGAUGGUGGUAGCAGAAUCACUGGCUAUGUGAUUGAGGCCCAAAAGAAGGAUUCUGACCAGUGGGUACAUGUGACAACAGUAAAGGCUUUAGACUAUAUCUCAACAGAUUUGACAGAAAAUGCAGAAUAUAUAUUCCGUGUCUUUGCUGUGAACAACUCAGGCAGAAGUGAACCUCGUGAAAGCCGGCCAGUUAUAAUUAAGGAGCAGACCACACCACCAGGAUUUGAUCUCCGAGGUGUCUAUCAGAAGUUGGUAGUAGCCAAAGCAGGGGAUAAUGUAAAGGUGGAAAUCCCUGUUUUGGGUCGUCCAAGACCAUCAGUUGUCUGGAAAAAAGAUGAUCAAGAACUUAAACAAACACAGAGGAUCAACAUUGAUGACACAGCAACCUCUACAAUUCUCAACAUACGUGAAAUCAAGAGAAAGGAUGGAGGACAGUAUUCAAUAACAGGAAAGAAUAUAUUAGGAACUGUGACAGAGAUCAUUACUGUCCAAGUACAUGACAUCCCAGGACCUCCAACGGGACCAAUAAAGAUUGAUGAAGUGUCCUGUGACUAUGUACUUAUAUCAUGGGAUGCACCAGAGAAUGAUGGAGGAGUUCCUAUCAAUAAUUAUAUAGUUGAAAUGAGAGAAACCACAGGCACCUCUUGGGUGGAACUGGCAGCUACUGUUAUUCGCACAACAUUCAAAGCUGCACGCCUUACAACUGGAAUUGAGUAUCAGUUCCGUGUUAAAGCUCAAAAUAGAUAUGGUGUUGGCCCCUUGAUAACAUCAGAACCAGUUGUUGCUGCUUAUCCAUUUGACGUACCACGCCAGCCAGGAAUACCACAAGUUGUUGCCUUUACAAAAGACUCUAUUACAAUCAGUUGGAAUGAACCUUCCUCAGAUGGUGGAAGCCCAAUUUUGGGAUAUCAUAUUGAGAGGAAAGAGAAAAACAGCAUCCUUUGGCAGCGGAUCAGCAAAGCUCUUGUAGUUGGAAACAUUUUCAAAUCAUCAGGUCUCAUGGAUGCUAUUGCAUAUGAGUUCCGUGUUAUUGCUGAAAACAUGGCUGGUCUUAGCAAGCCAAGUAAGCCUUCUGAGAUGGCAUAUGCACUUGAUCCAGUUGACCCUCCCAGUCAACCAGUGGCAAUUAAUAUAACUAGACAUGAGGUUUCUCUUCAGUGGCUGAGGCCAGAGGGUGAUGGUGGUUUCCCGAUCACUGGAUACACAGUGGAAAAGAGAGAAUUGCCCAGUGGCCGCUGGCUUAAAGCCAACUUCAGCAACAUCCUUGAGACACACUUCACUGUAAGUGGUCUUACAGAAGAUGCUUCAUAUGAAUUCCGUGUUUUUGCAAGAAAUUCUGCUGGAUCUGUCAGUAUGCCCUCCAAACCUUCUGAAGUCAUAAUCUGCAGGGAUGAUAUUGAGGAACCAAAACUUGAUGUUGAUUCCAGUUUUAGCACUGUUGUGGUGGUUAAAGCAGGCGAUGUCUUCAAACUAGAUGCAAAUGUUACUGGAAGACCAAUCCCAUCCUUGGUAUGGAGCAAAGAUGGGAAGGAGCUUGAAGAUUCUGCAAAACUAGAAAUCAAAACAGCAGACUUCUACACAUGUUUGAUCAACAAAGACUCUGCACGAAGAGAUGGAGGUGCAUUUACUCUGACUGCCAGUAACCCUGGAGGAUUUGCCAAGUUUGUAUUUAAUGUUAAAGUCCUUGACAGGCCUGGGCCUCCAGAAGGACCACUUCAUGUUACAGACAUGACAACAGAGAAAUGUAUUCUGUCAUGGUUGCCACCACUUCAAGAUGGGGGAGCAAAGAUUGAAUAUUACAUCAUUCAGAGACGUGAAACAAGCAGACUUGCAUGGACAAAUGUAACCACAGAUUUACAAGUCAACCGCUAUAAGGUUACCAAAUUGCUGAAAGGAAAUGAAUAUAUCUUCAGAGUUAUGGCUGUGAAUAAAUAUGGUGUUGGAGAACCCCUUGAAUCUGAGCCUGCUGUUGCAACCAACCCAUAUGUACCCUCUGAUCCACCACAAGCCCCUGAAGUUACAACAAUCACAAAGGACUCUAUGGUGGUAUGCUGGGGGCACCCUGAAAGUAAUGGAGGAAGUCCCAUUAAUACUUACAUAAUAGAAAGAAGGGAUAAAACUGGUCUUCGAUGGGUCAAAUGCAACAAGAGAACUGUUACUGAUCUGCGCUUCAAAGUGUCUGGACUUACACAAGGGCAUGAAUAUGAAUUCAGGGUUCUUGCUGAGAAUGCUGCUGGUUUAAGUGCUCCAAGCCCAUCAAGUCCAUUUUAUAAGGCAUGCGACACAAUAUUCCAGCCUGGACCUCCAGGGAAUCCAAGAGUUUUGGACACAACCAAGUCAUCUAUUACUAUUGCCUGGAACAAACCAGUUUAUGAUGGUGGCUCAGACAUUACAGGGUAUAUUGUGGAAACGUGCCUACCAGAUGAAGAUGAAUGGACAAUUGUCACUCCAAGGGAAGGUCUUACAAGAACUUCAUUUACCAUAACAAGUCUAACUGAAAACCAAGAAUAUAAAAUAAAUAUUUCUGCUUUGAACUGUGAGGGUGUUGGAGAGCCUGCAUCUGUACCUGGCUCACCAAAAGCAGAGGACAGAUAUCUUCCUCCAGAAAUUGAGCUUGACUCAGACCUGCGCAAAGUAGUAAACAUUAGAGCUUGCAGCACUCUGAGAUUAUUUGUGCCAAUUAAAGGAAGACCUGCACCAGAAGUUAAAUGGUCUAGAGAGAAUGGUGAACCUCUUGACAGAGCAUCCAUUGAGGUCACAUCAUCAUUCACAUCACUUGUUGUUGAGAAUGUUGACAGGUUUGACGGUGGGAAGUAUAUGCUAACAGUGGAAAACAGCUCUGGAAGCAAAACAGCAUUUGUGAAUGUGAGGGUGCUUGACACUCCAGGAGCACCACAAAACCUGACAAUUAAGGAAAUUACAAAAGACUCAGUCUCGCUAAUCUGGGAUCCUCCUAUUAUUGAUGGUGGGUCAAGAGUCAGGCACUACCUUGUAGAAAAACGUGAAUCAACAAGAAAGGCAUACUCUAUUGUAAAUGCAUCCUGCCCCAAAACAAGCUGGAGAAUUGGUGAUCUGCAAGAGGGUUGCUUGUAUUUCUUCAGAAUUUUGGCUGAAAAUGAAUAUGGUGUUGGCCUCCCUGUUGAAACUGCUGAACCUGUCAAGAUUUCUGAAAAGCCUCUUCCUCCUGGCAAAGUGACUCUUAAAGAAGUUACAGGCAGUAGUGUAACUCUGUCUUGGGAGAAGCCAGAUCAUGAUGGAGGAAGUAGGAUAACAGGUUAUAUUGUGGAAAUGCAAGGGAAAGGCAGUGACAAAUGGAGUCAGGUCAUGACAGUUAAAGUAACAGAGGCAGUUAUUGCUGGUCUGAUUCAAGGUGAAGAGUACUCAUUCCGUAUAUCUGCAACAAAUGAAAAAGGAAUAAGUGAUCCUCGUUCACUCAAUGUGCCUGUGGUAGCAAAGGACCUUGUUAUCACCCCUGCAUUCAAGCAUUUAUUCAGUACAUUUAGUGUGCUGGCAGGUGACGACCUCAAGAUAGAUGUACCUUAUGUUGCUCAACCUAAGGCAGCAGUCACCUGGCUGAAAGAUGGUGUUGCUCUGAAAGAGACAACAAGAGUAAAUGCUGAAGUAACCGAUAGGCAUCUAUAUCUUGUAAUCAAGGAGGCAACACGGGAUGAUGUGGGCACAUAUACUAUCAAGAUUGCAAACUCAGCUGGAGAGGCAACAACUGACAUUACUGUUGUCAUACUAGACAAACCUGGUCCUCCAACUGGCCCAAUCAAAAUAGAUGAAGUAACUGCAGAGAGUGUGACACUCUCCUGGCAACCACCAGAGUAUGAAGGUGGCUGUACAAUCAACAAUUAUAUUGUAGAAAAAAGAGACACAUCUACCACAAACUGGCAGAUUGUGUCAGCAACAGUAGCUAGAACAACAAUUAAGGCUGCAAGACUGAAGACUGGCUGUGAAUAUCAAUUCAGGAUUGCAGCUGAAAACAGAUAUGGAAAGAGUUCAUUUUUACUGUCUGAGGCUGUACUUGCACAGUAUCCAUUUGAACUCCCAAGUGCACCAGGAACUCCCACUGUUCAGUUUGUUACCAAGGAAAGCAUGGUUGUUGUAUGGAACAAGCCUGGCAGUGAUGGUGGAAGCAAGAUUCUGGGCUACCAUCUUGAGAGUAAGGAAAGAAAUAGCCUCCUAUGGGUGAAACAAAAUAAGACAAUAAUUCCAGACUCAAGAUUCAAGGUCUGUGGUCUUGAAGAAGGCAUUGAAUAUGAGUUUAGAGUUUAUGCAGAGAAUAUUGUUGGUCUGAGCAAAGCUAGCAAAGUGUCAGAAAUCCACGUGGCAAGAGAUCCUUGUGAUCCUCCAGGCAAACCCGAGGCAGUUAUUGUCACCAGAAGUUCUGUCACACUAAGAUGGACAGCACCAGAGUUUGAUGGUGGCAGCAGGGUCACAGGCUAUAUUGUUGAGAAGAAAGAGUUGCCUAAUGGUCGCUGGAUGAAAGCUAGUUUCACGAAUAUAUUAGAAACUGAAUUUGUUGUCAGUGGCUUGGUGGAAGACCAACAAUAUGAGUUCCGUGUCAUUGCAAGGAAUGCUGCAGGGGUAUCCAGCAUUCCAUCUGACAGUACAGGUGCAAUCACAGCAAAGGAUGAAGUGGAGCCACCUUUGAUUGAUUUGGAUGCUAAAUAUUCUCAAACUGUUGUUGUUAAUGCUGGAGAAUCAUUCAGGAUUGAUGCUGGAAUAUUUGGCAAGCCCAUUCCAUCAUGCCAUUGGAUUAAAGCUGGUGAAGAACUUACAAAUACAGCUAGACUGGAGAUUAAGAGUACUGACUUCACAACUUCUUUAAGUGUAAAAGAGGCUAUUCGUGUUGAUGGUGGCCAGUAUAUGCUAUUAUUGAAAAAUGUUGGUGGAGAGAAAUCUAUAAGUGUCAAUGUCAAAGUUCUAGACAGGCCUGGGCCACCAGAUGGGCCAAUUUCAAUUUAUGGGGUUACAAGUGAGAAAUGUUGCAUAGCUUGGAAAACACCCUUACAUGAUGGAGGUGCUGAGGUAUCUCAUUACAUUGUUGAGAGAAGGGAAACCAGCCGAUUAGUUUGGACUGUUGUGGAAUCUAAGGUACAAACCCUGAAUCUGAAGAUUACCAAGCUUCUUCCAGGAAAUGAGUACAUAUUCAGAGUUAUCCCUGUCAACAAAUAUGGAAUUGGUGAGCCUCUGGAAUCUGACCCAGUUAUUGCAGCAAAUCCAUUUGUCACACCUGAUGCACCUACUGGUGUUGAGAUAUCCAACAUUACAAAAGACUCCAUGGUUGUUACAUGGGAAAGACCUACUAAUGAUGGAGGUAAUGCAAUUAAUGGAUAUGUAAUUGAAAAGCGGGAUAAAGAAGGUGUUAGAUGGACAAGAUGCAAUAAGCGUGUUGUUAGUGAACUCCGCUUCAGAGUGGCAGGUCUUCUUGAAAAUCGCAGUUAUGAAUUCCGUGUCUCUGCUGAGAAUGCAGCUGGAGUUGGCAAACCAAGUGCCCCAACUGUGUACUACAAGGCAGUGGAUCCAGUCUUCAGGCCAGGUCCACCAAACAAUCCCAAGGUUAUUGAUAUCUCUAGGUCAUCUGUUGUACUACAGUGGGGAAAACCUAUUUAUGAUGGUGGUUGUGAGAUUCAAGGUUAUAUUGUUGAGGCCUGUGAAGGCAUAUCUGAUGAAUGGACAAUGUGCACACCACCUACUGGAAUCACAGAAACAAGAUUUGAAGUUAAAAAACUGUUGGAAAAACAUGAAUACAAAUUCAGAAUUUGUGCCAUAAAUAAGGUUGGAGUUGGUGAAAAUGCUGAUAUCAAAGGAUCCAUAAUCAUGGAAGAUAAACUUGAAGCACCAGAUAUUGAUCUUGAUGCUGACUUGAGAAAAAUGAUCACUGUUAGGGCAGGAGGAUCCCUUAGAUUAUUUGUUCCCAUCAGAGGCCGACCCGCUCCUGAGGUUAAAUGGGGAAAAGCUGAAGGAGAAAUUAACGAGACAGCACAAAUUGAUAUCACAAGCAGCUAUACUUCUCUUGUAAUUGAAAACAUCAACAGAUUUGACAGUGGUAAAUACACUUUGUCUUUGGAAAAUUCAAGUGGAACAAAGUCUGCAUUUAUUAGUGUCAGAGUACUUGACACUCCUGAUGCACCAGCAAACUUCCAUGUGAAGGAAAUAACAAAGAACUCAGUUACCUUGACAUGGGAGCCACCUUUGCUGGAUGGUGGAGCUAAGAUAAAAAAUUAUAUUGUUGAAAAGCGCGAGAGCACAAGAAAGGUAUACUCUGCUGUGGCUUCCUGCAACAAAAUGACAUACAAGAUUGAACAACUUGAAGAGGGCCACAACUACUUCUUCAGAGUUCUUGCUGAAAAUGAACAUGGUAUUGGAUUACCUGCUGAGACUCCAGAACCACUGAAAAUCUCAGAAGUACCACAACCACCAGGAAAAAUCACUGUAGUGGAUGUUACACGCAAGAGCAUAUCUUUGUCUUGGGAAAAACCAGAACAUGAUGGAGGCAGCCGAAUCACCCACUAUGAAGUUGAGAUGCAAGCAAAGGGCAUUGAAAAAUGGUCUCUGUGUGCACAAGUUAAAUCACUUGACACCACUGUUACCAAUUUAGCCCAAGGUGAAGAGUACAGUUUCAGAGUUAUUGCAGUUAAUGACAAAGGAAAGAGUGAUCCUAGAUUUCUAGCACAUCCUGUCAUUGCAAAGGACCUUGUAAUUGAUCCAUCUGUGAGGACAAAACUUAGUACCUACAGUGUACAGGUUGGCCAUGACUUGAAAAUUGAGGCCCGUAUCACUGGUCAUCCAAAACCAACUAUUACAUGGACUAAAGAUGGUACAGCUCUGAAACAGACCACAAGAGUUAAUGUUGCAGACACUGCACACCACACAACUCUGUCUAUUAAAGAUGCAACAAGAGAGGAUGGUGGCAUGUACAACAUUACAGUGGCCAAUGUACUUGGACAAAAAGAAGCCAUUGUUGAAGUCAUCAUACUUGAAAAACCUGGUCCACCAAUGGGUCCAGUCAGGAUAGAUGAAAUAAGCGCAGAAAGUAUUACAUUGUCAUGGGAUCCACCAACGUACACUGGAGGUUGUCAGAUAUCAAAUUACAUUGUACAAAAGAGAGAUACUACUACAACCAACUGGGUAGUUGUUUCAGCUACAGUGGCAAGGACUACACUUAAAGUUGGAAAUUUGAAAACUGGAGCUGAGUACCAGUUCAGGAUCUUUGCUGAGAACAGAUAUGGCAAAAGCUAUGCAAUAGACUCAGAACCAGUUGUUGCUCAGUACCCUUUCAAAGAGCCAGGUCCCCCUGGAACGCCAUUUGUGUCAGCAUUCACAAAAGAGUCUAUGGUUGUUGAGUGGCAUAAACCAGUUUCAGAUGGUGGCAGUGCUAUUCUUGGAUAUCAUCUUGAGAGGAAAGAAAAGAACAGUAUUUUGUGGACAAAGAUAAACAAAACACUUAUUCAAGACACUAGAUUUAAAACAUCACCACUGGAGGAGGGUAUAGAAUAUGAGUUCAGAGUCUCUGCUGAAAAUAUUGUUGGAAUUGGCAAAUGCAGCAAAGUUUCUGAGGGUUGUGUGGCACGUGACCCAUGCGAUCCUCCUGGUACACCUGUGCCAGUAAUUGUGACAAGACACUCAGUGAAGCUCAGAUGGACACCACCAACAUAUGAUGGAGGCAGUCUGGUCACUGGGUAUGUUGUGGAGAAGAGAGACCUACCAGAUGGCCGUUGGAUGAAAGCAAGCUUCACAAAUAUUCUGGAAACUGAAUUUACAGUCACAGGUCUGACGGAAGACUCAAAGUAUGACUUCAGAGUGAUUGCCAGAAAUGGUGCUGGAUCAGUCAGCAAGCCUUCUGAAUGCACUGGGCCAAUCACAGCUAAGGAUGAAGUUCAGCCACCAACGUUUGAGGUUGACUCACAGUACAGCCAAAUAAUCACUGUAAAUGCUGGAGAUACAUUUACUCUGGAGGCUUCUGUACUGGGAAAGCCAGUUCCAACAAUGCAGUGGUUCAAAGGCGAUGUGGAAGUCGAAGCAUCAGCAAGAGCAGAGACCAAGAACACUGAUUUUAAAGCCGUGCUUGUUGUUAAAGAUGCCAUUAGAAUUGAUGGAGGGCAGUACACUUUGCACCUUACUAAUGUUGGUGGAACUAAAUCCGUGCCAUUCAAUGUGAGAGUGCUUGAUAGACCUGGGCCCCCUGAUGGUCCUUUAACAGUCUCUAAUGUUACAAGUGAGAAGUGCUCAUUAUCAUGGCUUCCUCCUAGACAUGAUGGUGGAAGCAGUGUUUCACAUUACAUCAUUCAGAAAAGAGAAACAAGUCGUCUUGCUUGGACUGUAGUGUCUAGCGAUUGUGGAGCAACCAUGUUCAAGGUCACUAAGCUUCUUAAAGGAAAUGAGUAUAUCUUCCGUGUCAUGGCAGUCAACAAAUAUGGUGUUGGUGAACCUUUGGAGUCUGUCCCAGUAAUUAUGAGGAAUCCAUUUGUUCCUGCUGGAGCUCCUAAAGAGCUAGAAAUAACAAAUAUUUCAAGGGAUUCCAUGACAGUGUGCUGGACUCGCCCUGAGACUGAUGGUGGAAGUGAGAUUGUUGGUUACAUUGUAGAGAAGAGAGACAGAGCUGGUGUCAGAUGGACAAAAUGUAACAAACGCAGAGUCACAGACCUUCGUUUCAGAGUUACAGGUCUCACAGAGGAUCAUGAAUAUGAAUUUAGGGUAUCUUCAGAAAAUGCUGCUGGAGUUGGACAACCAAGUCCACCAACUGUGUAUUACAAAGCAUGCGACCCCACAUUUAAACCUGGUCCACCAACUAAUGCACACCUUGUUGACACCACAAAGAACUCAGUGACUAUUGAAUGGAGUAGACCAAUUUAUGAUGGUGGUUUAGACAUCCAGGGCUACAUUGUAGAGAUCUGCAAAGCUGAUGAAGAGGAAUGGCUAACAUGUACUCCACCUACUGGGUUGAAUAAUACUAAAUUCACAAUAACCAAACUAACAGAACACCAAGAGUAUAAGGUUCAGAUAUGUGCUCUGAAUAAGCUGGGUGUUGGUGAGCCAGUUGCUAUCCAAGGCACUGUGAAGCCAGUUGAUAAAAUGGAUCCUCCUGAAAUUGAACUUGAUUCUGAAUUAAGAAAGGGCAUUGUGGUACGUGCUGGAGGAUCUAUGAGAAUCAGUAUACCCUUUAAAGGCCGUCCCACUCCAGACAUAAACUGGACAAAGGAUGAUGGUGAUCUACCAAGUAAAGCACAAAUUGAAAAGGGUUUGGAUUACACCCAGCUCUCAAUUGACAUCUGUGACAGAAAUGACGCUGGAAAAUAUACACUGAAUCUAGAGAACAGCAGUGGUACCAAGUCAGCAUUUGUUUCAGUGAAAGUGCUGGAUACACCAGGUGCUCCACUAAAUCUAAUUGUGAAAGAUAUCACAAGAAAUUACGUCACUCUCGUCUGGGAGCCACCACUUAUUGAUGGUGGUGCAAAGAUAAAGAACUACAUUGUGGACAAGCGUGAAUCAACUCGGCCAGCCUUCUCUAACAUCACCACAAAAUGCACAAAGACCAGCUUGCGUGUUGGUGAUCUCACUGAAGGUGGCAUUUAUUACUUCAGAGUCAUGGCAGAGAAUGAGUUUGGAGUUGGUCUACCUAUAGAAACAGAAGAAUCUGUAAAGACUGCAGAUCCUCCUCUAUCUGUGGGAAAGGUAACUUUAACUGAUGUGACUAAAACCACUGCUUCAUUGUCAUGGGAAAAACCAGAUCAUGAUGGUGGUAGUAGGAUUCUAGGAUAUUAUAUUGAAAUGCAGCCCAAAGGAUCAGAAGACUGGGUAGUAGCAACAACUACGAAAACAUGUGAGGGUACAGUUACAGGACUCAGUGCUGGUAGAGAAUAUCUUUUCAGGGUUUCAGCCUUUAACGAUAAAGGAAAAAGUGAUCCAAGGCCAUUGGCUGCUCCAGUCACAGCCAAAGAUAUUACAAUUGAACCAACCCUCAAAAUGACUGUCAGCACAUACAGUGUCCAGUGUGGUGAGGACCUCAAAAUAGAAAUUCCAGUAAAAGGUCGACCUGCACCAAAGGUUACAUGGACUAAGGAUGGGAAAGCACUAAAAGAAACAACAAGACUAAAUGUCUCAUGCACUGCAGCAUCCACAGUUCUUAGCAUAAAAGAUGCCAAUAGAGAGGAUUCUGGCAAAUAUACAAUAACAGCUACAAACAAUGUAGGCACAGUCUCAGAGGAAAUUGGCAUAAUCAUCCUAGACAAACCAGGUCCACCAGUUGGACCAGUCAAAAUUGAGGAAGUAAGUGCCAACUAUGUUGUCAUUUCCUGGGAGCCACCCAUAUACACUGGUGGUUGUCAGAUAAACAACUAUAUUGUGGAAAAACGUGACACCACUACCACAGCCUGGCAGAUUGUUUCUGCAACCAUUGCACGUACAACAAUCAAAAUCUCUAAACUGAAAACUGGUUCAGAAUAUCAGUUUAGAGUAUCUGCGGAAAAUAGAUAUGGAAAGAGCUCAUCAUUAGACUCGGCACUUGUUGUUGUUAGUUAUCCUUUCAGUGAACCUGGAGCACCUAACAUGCCAUUUGUGUCCUCUGUGACAAAAGAUCAUAUGGUUAUUGAAUGGAAGCCACCUAGCAAUAACGGAGGCAGUCCUGUUAUCGGUUAUCACCUUGAGCGCAAAGAGAAGAACAGCAUUUUGUGGACAAAACUUAACAAGCUUUUGAUUGCUGACACUCGAUUCAAAACAGAUGGUCUUGAGGAAGGCAUUGAGUAUGAAUAUAGAGUGUAUGCUGAAAAUAUUGCAGGAAUAAGUCCCCCAAGCAAAAUUUCAGAAAGUGUUGUUGCACAUGAUCCAUGUGACUCCCCUGGAACCCCUGAAGCUAUUGUUAUCACAAGGAACCUUGUCACACUUCAGUGGGCAAAGCCACAAUAUGAUGGAGGCAGUGCAAUCACAGGUUAUAUUGUUGAGAGGAAGAAGUUACCUGAUGGCCGUUGGAUGAAGGCCAGUUUCACUAAUAUAAUUGAUACACAAUUUACAAUCACAGAAUUAACAGAAGGAGACAGAUAUGAAUUCAGAGUAAUUGCAAGAAAUGCAGCUGGUGUUUUAAGUGAACCUUCUGAAAGCACUGGGCCAAUUACUGCACAGGAUGAGAUUGAAGCCCCCUCAGUCUCCAUGGAUUCAAAAUUCAAGGAUGUCAUAAUUGUGAAUGCUGGUGACACAUUCACAAUUGAUGCUGACAUUGCAGGAAAACCACUCCCUGACAUCAUGUGGCUAAAAGAUGGAAAAGAAAUUGACAGUGCUACCCAAAGAAUGGAAAUUAAAUCCACUAUUACACGUACUGUUCUAACGGUUAAAGAUUGCAUAAGAGUAGAUGGUGGACAUUUUGUCCUAAGUCUCAGCAAUGUUGGUGGAACAAAACAAGUGCCUAUAAACGUCAAAGUUCUGGACAGGCCUGGUCCACCAGAUGGGCCUCUGAAGGUAACUGGUGUCAGAGCGGAGAAAUGUUAUUUACACUGGAGCCAUCCAACACAUGAUGGUGGAGCUGGUAUAUCUCAUUACAUCAUUGAAAAGAGGGAAACCAGCAGACUGUCUUGGACUAUGGUAGAACCCAAAAUUCAAGCUAUCAGUUACAAAGUCACUAAACUCUUACCAGGUAAUGAGUACAUCUUUAGAGUCAUGGCAGUGAACAAGUAUGGUAUUGGCGAAUCACUUGAAUCUGAUCCAGUCAUUGCAAAAAAUCCUUUCAAGACACCUGGUCCUCCUUCAACACCAGAAGCAAGUGCAAUCACUAGAGACUCAAUGGUUCUUACAUGGGAACGACCAGAGGAUGAUGGUGGCUCACAAAUUGAGAGCUAUGUCUUGGAGAAGCGUGAUAAAGAGGGUGUCCGAUGGACAAAGUGUAACAGGAAAAGACUAACUGAUCUGCGUUUUAGAGCCACUGGAUUAACUGAAGGGCACUCUUAUGAGUUCAGAGUAUCUGCUGAAAAUGCUGCAGGUGUUGGCACACCAAGUGGACCAUCUGAAUAUUACAAAGCCUGUGAUGCAACCUAUCCACCUGGCCCUCCAAGCAAUCCCAAAGUGACAGACCAUUCAAGCACAACUGUUUCUCUUGCAUGGACUAGGCCCAUUUAUGAUGGUGGCGCAUCAGUCUCAGGAUAUAUUGUUGAGAUGAAAGAAGCCAGUGAUGAUGAAUGGAUUGUGUGUACACCACCUACUGGUGUACAAACAACACACUUCACAGUGAAAAAACUGAAGGAAAAUGCAGAAUACAACUUCCGUAUUUGUGCAGUUAAUAUUGAAGGUGCUGGAGACCAUGUUGAUGUUCAAGGUUCUGUUAUCGCUGCUGAGAAACUUGAGGCCCCUGAGGUAGAGUUAGAUGCUGAUCUGAGAAAAAUUGUGACUGUUCGGGCAAGUGCAACACUGCGCUUGUUUGUCACAAUCAGAGGAAGCCCUGAACCUGAAGUUAAAUGGACAAAGGCAGAAAGUCCCCUAACAGAGCGUGCCCAAAUUGAAGUCACAAGCUCGUACACCAUGCUUGUCAUUGACAACGUCGACCGAUUUGAUACUGGUAAAUAUGUUGUGACACUUGAAAACAAUAGUGGCACCAAAUCUGCAUUUGUUAAUGUCAGAGUCCUGGACUCUCCAAGUGCUCCAGUAAACUUUGUGGUUAAAGAUAUCAAGAGAGAUUCAGUCCAACUACAGUGGGAACCACCACAUAUUGAUGGGGGAGCCAAGAUUACUCAUUAUAUUGUAGAGAAACGUGAAUCUAAAAGAAUGGCAUUUACAACGGUGACAAACAAUUGUGUCAGGAAUUCAUUCAGGGUUGAUGAUCUCCAAGAGGGAGGUGUUUAUCACUUCCGUGUACUAGCUGUGAAUGAACUUGGUGUUGGCUUGCCUGCAACUACCACUGAGCCCAUCAAAGUUUCUCAAGCACCUUUACCACCUGGUAAGGUUACACUUGUAGAUGUAACUCGCCAUAGUGCAAGCCUCUCAUGGGAAAAGCCAGACCAUGAUGGUGGUAGCAAAAUAACAGGCUACAUUGUAGAGAUGUUGACUAAAGGAUCAGAAAAAUGGACUGUGUGUGCUACAGUUAAAGCACUGGAAGCCACAAUUGAAGGACUUACAACAGGAGAGGAAUAUUCAUUCAGAAUUAUAGCCAUUAAUGACAAAGGAAAGAGUGAUCCUAAACCCCUGGUAGCACCUGUUGUGGCCAAGGACAUCACUAUUGAACCAAUUAUUAACCUGUUAUUUAGCACUUACAGUGUUAAGGCCGGAGAUGAUCUCAAAAUUGAUGUUCCAUUUAGAGGCAGGCCACAUCCAGAAGUGUCAUGGAAGAAAGAUGGCCACUCAUUGAAGCAAACAACCAGAGUAAAUGUUUUGACAUCUACAACGUCCUCUAAGAUUAUCAUUAAGGAUGCAACAAGGGACGAUGCUGGAAAAUAUGAGAUCACGCUGACUAACCCAAUUGGUGUUAAAUCAGCUGAAGUAACAGUUAUUGUUCUAGACAAACCAGGCCCACCAAGUGCAAUCAGAGUAGAUGAAGUAAGUGCUGAUUACAUAUCAUUAUCAUGGGAUCCUCCAGUUUACGAUGGUGGUUGUCAAAUCAACAACUAUGUUGUUGAGAAGCGCGAUACAACCACUACAACAUGGCAAAUUGUUUCAGCUACAGUGGCAAGGACAUCAAUUAAAGUAUCUCGCUUGACACAGGGAACGGAAUAUCAGUUCCGUAUUGCUGCUGAAAAUCGUUAUGGCAAAAGCCAUGCUGUUGACUCUGCCCCAAUAGUUGCACAGUACCCCUUCACACCACCUGGCCCUCCAGCUGAUCUUCAAGUUGCUCAUGCCACAAAGUCAGGCAUGUUAGUUACAUGGAAACGACCAGCCAGCGAUGGUGGAAGUCCAGUCAUUGGAUAUCACUUGGAAUGCAAAGAACAGAGUAGCAUUCUCUGGACGAAAGUCACUAGGGGUCUUGUUGCUGACACUCAGUUCAAGGUAACUGGUCUUGAAGAGGGUAUCCUCUAUCAAUAUAGAGUAUAUGCAGAGAAUAUUGCAGGCAUUGGACCUUGCACAAAAGCCUCUGAGCCUGUUGCUGCAAGAGACCCAUGUGAUCCUCCAGGUCAGCCAGUUGUUGUAAACAUAACAAGAACUUCAGUUUCUCUCUCCUGGACAAAACCUGAAAAUGAUGGUGGAGCCAAGGUGACUGGUUAUAUUGUUGAGCGUAAAGAACUUCCAGAUGGACGUUGGUUGAAGUGCAAUUUCACCAAUCUCCAAGAAACAUAUUUUGAUGUCACAGGCCUAACUGAAGAUCAGAGAUAUGAUUUCCAUGUGAUUGCAAAGAAUGCUGCUGGUUUACUCAGUGAGCCAUCAGAGGGUACAGGCCCUGUUACAGUAAAAGAUGACGUGGAUCCACCCCGUAUCACAAUUGAGGAUAAACUCAGACAGCUUGUUGUAGUCAAAGCAGGAGAUAUACUAAGAAUUGAUGCUGAAAUUUCUGGCCGUCCAAUUCCAGUGAUUUCAUGGUCAAAGGAUGGAAAAGAAAUUGAAGCAAAAGCAAGAGUUGAAAUUUCUUCAACACUUAUGUCUACCACACUGAUUGUCAGAGACAGCAUUAGAAGAGACUCUGGGCAGUAUGUUCUCACAUUACAGAAUGUUGCUGGCACCAGAUCUUUAGCUGUGAACUGUAAAGUCCUCGACAGACCUGGUCCAUCAUCUGGACCACUGGAAGUUACUGGCUUGACAGCAGAAAAAUGUACAUUAACUUGGGGACCACCACAAGAAAAUGGUGGUGCUGAAAUUCAGCACUACAUUGUUGAAAAACGUGAGACAAGCCGUCUUGCUUGGACCUUGGUCUACGCAGACAUGAAGGCCACAACAUGCAAAGUCACAAAACUGCUUAAGGGCAAUGAAUACAUUUUCAGGGUUCGGGGAGUGAAUAAAUAUGGAACAGGUGAAGCUCUGGAGAGUGAUGCCGUUAAGGCAAUGGAUCCAUUUACAGUACCUGCUGCACCAACAAAUGUUGAAGUUACAAGUGUAACGAGUGAAGCAAUGACAAUCUGCUGGGAACGACCUGUCUCUGACGGCGGCAGUAGUAUUAGUGGCUAUGUAAUUGAAAAACGUGAAAAAUCAGGUCUCCGUUGGGUCCGUGUGAACAAAAGGCCUGUUUACGACCUAAGAGUCAAAGCUUCCAAUCUCCGUGAAGGAUGUGAAUAUGAGUACCGUGUCUAUGCUGAGAAUGCUGCAGGUUUAAGUGCACCAAGUGUGCCUUGCCCUUUGACAAAGGCAGAAGAUCCAUUGUUCUUGCCAUCACCACCAGCUAAACCGAAGAUAAUUGAUUCUACCAAAACCACAAUAACCCUUGCUUGGAACAAACCGUUGUUUGAUGGUGGUUCUCCAGUUACAGGAUACUCUGUUGAAUACAGGAAAACCAAUGACGAGGACUGGAUUGUUGGAGUCAGACACACAAAGAACACUGAGUUCACUGUUGUAGGGCUGACAUCAGGAACAGAUUAUGUCUUUGUGGUUAGAUCAAUCAACAAAAUUGGUCCAAGUGAGCCAAGUCCAGAAACUGAUCCCCAAGUAGCAAAAGAGAGAGAAGAAGAGCCUGUUUUCCUGAUCAGUAAUGAAAUGAGAAAGACAUUAAUUGUCAAAGAUGGUAGCUCAUUUACUUUAAGAGUCCCAUUUAAGGGGAAGCCUGUGCCACAUGUUAUGUGGAAUAAACCUGAUGUUGAUCUGAGAGUUAGGGCAGCAAUUGAUACAACUGAUACUUGCACAUCUAUCACAGUUGAGCAAGCUACAAGAAAUGAUUCAGGCAGAUAUAAUGUGACUCUUCAAAAUGUUGCUGGAACAGCUACGUUGUCACUGAAUGUCAAAGUGCUUGAUUCACCUGGACCACCUGCCAGCAUUGCAGUUAAAGAAGUGACCAAAAACUCUGCAAUUGUUACAUGGGACACACCAGAAAAUGAAGGUGGUGCUCCUGUAAAGAACUACCUUGUAGAUCUACGUGAGGCAAGCAAAAAGGGAUGGACAAGGGUUUCAGAUAGUUGUCCUCGGCUUACCUUCAAGGUAACUGACCUUCAAGAGGGAGGUGUUUAUUAUUUCAGAGUCACUGGCGAAAAUGAAUACGGAAUUGGAGUACCACUUGAAACCAAAGAGGGAACUAAGAUUACAGAAAAACCAAGUCCACCAGGAAAGCUUGGAGUAACUGAUGUCACAAAAGACAGCGUUGCCCUUGCUUGGACUAAACCUGAGCAUGAUGGUGGCAGCAGGAUUACCAAUUACCAGGUUGAUGCUCUAGAAAAAGGACAACAAAAGUGGAUAAAGUGUGGUGUGACUAAAACAACACAUUUUGUUGUCUAUGGCUUGAGAGAGAAUGCUGAGUACUUCUUCAGAGUUCGUGCUGAAAACCAUGCUGGGUUUAGUGACCCUAAAGACAUGGUUAUGCCCGUGCUUGUUAAAGAUCAGUUAGAGGCACCUGAGAUUAACAUGAAGGACUUCCAGCACAACACUGUCUAUGUAAAGGCUGGUUCAAAUCUCAAGGUUGAGAUCCCUCUUACUGGUAAACCACUACCAAAGGUUUCUUUGUCAAAGGAUGAUCAUGUUCUGAGAUCAACCAUGAGGUUCAACUCUGAAGUAACACCAGAGUGUCUUGUCAUCACUCUGCGUGAGAGUGUUGCCCAUGAUGCAGGCAGAUAUGACAUUACAGCCUCCAACUCAAGUGGAACCACCAGGUCCUUCUUAAAUAUUGUAGUCCUGGACAGACCAAGUCCACCUGUUGGCCCGGUUGAGAUGUAUGAUAUCACAGAGGACAGUGUAAGUCUGAAAUGGCUCCCUCCUACAUAUGAUGGCGGUAGCCCAAUCACCAACUACAUUGUUCUAAAACGUGAAACAACUACUGCAAACUGGGUUGAAGUUUCAUCUGCAGUUGCAAGAUGCACAAUCAAGAUUAUGAAACUGUCUACUGGAAUUGAGUAUCAAUUCAGAAUCAGGGCAGAAAAUCGCUUUGGUAUCAGUGACCAUAUUGAUUCUCCACCUGUCACAGUCAGUCUCCCAUAUACAAUUCCUGAGGCUCCUUCAACACCAUGGGUAUCUGCUGUCACUAGAGAAAGUAUUACUGUUAACUGGAAAGAACCCACUUCUGAUGGUGGAAGCCAUGUAUUUGGAUACCACCUUCAAAUGAAAGACAAAAACAGCAUCCUGUGGAAGAAGGUGAACAGAACUGUCAUUCGUGCCACACAUUUCAAGGAGACAAACAUCAGUCCUGGCCUGAUCUAUGAGUUCAAGGUUGCAGCAGAAAAUGCAGCUGGCAUUGGUCCAGUAAGCAAGAUCUCAGAAGCUGUUCUUGCAAUUGAUGCCUGUGAACCUCCAACUGAUGUCCGUGUCACAGAUGUCACAAAGAAUUCCAUCAGCCUUUCCUGGCAGAAACCUUCUUAUGAUGGUGGAAGCAAGGUGACUGGGUACAUAAUUGAGAAGAAAGAUGGUCCAAAAGGAAAAUGGUCAAAAGCUAAUUUGACAAAGGUUUCUGACACCAAGUUCACCGUAUCAGGUCUGACUCAAGAUGAAACUUAUGAAUUUAGAGUCUUGGCAAAGAAUGCAGUUGGUUCCAUCAGUAACCCUUCCGCUACUGUUGGACCAGUAACCUGUGUGGACACUUUCGGUGCCCCUGAGAUUGAACUUCCUCAGGCAUAUCAUGAAGUUCUAAAGUGCAAAGCAGGAGCAUCAGUUCAACUUAAAGUUGGUAUUAUUGCUAAACCUCAACCAACAAUUGAAUGGUUUAAAGAUGGAAAAGAGCUUGAAUCUGGAGUUCAGACCAUGAUUUCGAGCACCACUGAUUCUGCAUGUGUCUCGAUCAAGGAUGCCACACGUUUGAACUCUGGAACAUAUGAACUCAAGAUAAAGAAUUCUUUGGGCUCAGCAUAUGCUGCCAUCAGAGUACUUAUCCAAGACAAACCAGGUCCACCUGCAGGAGAGAUUCAGUUCAAGAAAAUCACUGCAGACACUAUUACUAUCAUGUGGGAUCCUCCAGCUGAUGAGGGUGGUGCAAUGGUCACCCAUUACAUUGUGGAGAAACGUGAAAGUAGCAGAAUCAUGUGGUCCAUAAUCUCUGAGAAACUGGAGGACUGCAUUGUCUCUGUUCCAAGGCUGAUCAGAGGCAAUGAGUACAUCUUCCGUGUUCGUGGAGUGAACAAAUAUGGAGUCGGAGAUCCUUUAGAAUCUGAGCCUGUCAUUGCACAGAACUCCUUCGUACCUCCCAGUCGACCCUCCAAACCUCAAGUCACCAUGAUUACCAGAUCAACAAUGACUGUGGUAUGGGAAAGGCCAAGCAUGGAUGGAGGCAGUGAUAUUGAUGGAUAUUAUCUGGAGAAACGAGAAAAGAAGAGUCUUCAGUGGUUCAAGGUCAUCAAAGAUCCAAUUCGUGAUACUAGGCAGAAAGUUAGCAAUCUCACAGAGGGGAAUGAAUAUCAGUAUCGUGUGUGUGCAAUUAACAAAGCUGGAGCAGGUCAAUACUCUGAUGCAUCCAUCUUCUAUAAAGCAUAUGAUCCCAUCGACCCACCAAGCGAGCCAACAAAACUUAAAGUUGUUGACUCAACCAAGACAUCAAUUACCCUUGGAUGGGUGAAGCCUGUUUAUGAUGGUGGCAGUGAAAUCACAAGCUAUGUAGUUGAGCAAAUGAAGGCUGAUGAAAAAGAAUGGGUUACUAUUAGCUCUAAGGGUGAAGUAAGAACCACUGAGUAUGUGGUGUCACAUCUAAAACCAGGGGUGUACUACUUCUUCCGUGUAUCUGCUGUUAACUGUGCUGGAGUUGGACGUCCGAUUGAAAUGAUUCAACCAGUACAAGCCAAAGAUAUUCUAGAGGAGGCUGAUAUUGAUCUUGAUAUUUCAAUGUCAACUCAGUAUACGGCAAAGGCUGGAAGGGAUGUGGAGAUCAUGAUACCUCUCAAAGGCAGACCUGCACCAAAUGUCACAUGGAGAAGGGGAGACAGGAAUAUUGGUGGCGAUGCAAAAUAUACUAUUAAUAAUACAGAAUAUUCAACAACACUUAUCAUUCCGAAGGUCACUCGGGAUGAUUCAGGCAAAUAUCUUCUAGAGAUUGAAAAUGGAGUUGGCGAGCCAAAGACAGUUACUAUAUCUGUGAAGGUGUUAGACUCACCUUCUGCUUGCAGUAAGUUGGUAGUGAAAAAUGUCACACGUGGUAAACUCACUCUGAGCUGGGAACCUCCCCAUAUCGAUGGUGGCUCUCCUAUUACCAAUUAUAUAGUUGAAAAGAAGGAUGCUAAAAUGAAGGCUUACUCCAUAGUGACAACAGAAUGUGCCAACACAUCAUACAAGGUUGAAGGCCUGUCUGAAGAGAUUGCUUAUUUCUUCCGUGUAUCUGCCGAAAAUGAAAAUGGCGUUGGUGACACUUGUGAGACCACAGAACCUGUUAGAGCAACUGAGACUCCUGGUCCUGUAAAGAACCUUGUCAUGGAAGAUUCAACUAAUACAUCAGUUACUUUAGCAUGGACAAAGCCUGACCAUGAUGGUGGCAGCCAUAUUUCUGAGUACAUCAUUGAAAAGAAAGCCAAAGACGAGGAGACAUGGACCCUUGGUGGUACAUGCAGACGCUGCAAGUUUGAAGUAACACAUCUUAAGGAAAACUCUCAAGUUUUCUUCAAAGUAUAUGCCAAGAAUGAGAAGGGUUGCAGUGACUUCUCUCAAAUUGGACCCAUUACUGUCAAGGACUUCCUUAUCCCACCAGAGGCUAACCUCAUAGACUAUCCCAAUGGUGAAUUAAGUGUCCGUAUUGGACAAAAUAUAAAUAUUGAAUUACCAUACAAGGGUAAACCCAAACCAACUGUUCAGUGGAUGAAAGAUGAUGUUCCACUGAAGGAAAGUGAACAGGUUCGUUUUAGACAAACAGAGAAUAAAGCUACUAUGAUUGUGAGAAAUGCAAGAAAGGAGAAUGCAGGCAAAUACACUUUGGUCCUUGACAACAGACUUGUCAAGAACUUCUUUGACAUCAGGGUUAUCACUCUUGGUGCACCCUCUGCACCAGUAGGCCCCAUCCAGUUUGAUGAAAUCAAAGCCCAGAGCAUCAUUAUCUCAUGGAAUGAGCCACAGGAAGAUGGCGGGGGAGAAAUUACUUGCUACAGUGUGGAAAAACGAGAAACGUCUCAGGCAGCCUGGAAAAUUGUUUGUUCAAGUGUGGUAAGAACCACAUUUAAGAUUCCUAACCUGGUUAAGGGGACAGAGUACCAAUUCAGAGUACGUGCAGAGAACAAAUAUGGAGUAAGCGAACCUCUCACCUCAUCAGAUGUUGUUGCCCAACACCAGUAUAAGCCACCAGGCCCCCCAGGAAAGCCUGUAGUAUUUAAUGUUACAAGUGAUGGCAUGACUGUGUCAUGGGAUGCUCCCAGCUUUGAUGGUGGCUCUCCAGUUACUGGAUAUCAUCUUGAGAAGAAAGACAGAAAUAGCCUUCUGUGGACCAAAGUGAAUUCUAAUGUCAUAUCUGGAAGAGAGUACAGAGUAAUUGGUCUCAUUGAAGGCCUGGAAUAUUCAUUCAGAGUGUAUGCUCAGAACAAUGCUGGAAUGAGUCCAGUCAGUGAGCAAAGCAAGCACAAACUUGCUAUUUCUCCUGUUGACCCUCCUGGCACGCCUAACUGCAUUGAUGUUACACGAGAUUCCGUCACACUUCAAUGGGAACCACCUAAACGUGAUGGAGGCAGUAAGAUUGUGGCAUACAGUGUUGAGAGACGCCAAGGAAGAGCACGCUGGCUGAGAUGCAAUUUUAUUGAUAUCAGUGAAUGCCAGUUCACAGUGACAGGCCUUGCUUGUGGUGACCGCUUUGAAUUCAGGGUAAUUGCCAGGAAUGCUGUUGGAACCGUCAGUCCACCUUCACAGUCAUCUGGCUACAUAAUGACCAAGGAUGAAAGUGUAAUUCCUGAGAUUCAGUUCAGUGCUGAAAAGACUCUAACAAUCAAGGCUGGAGAAAACAUCAAACUGAGUUGCACUAUUAGUGGUCGUCCCGUACCUCAAGUUACAUGGUAUAAGGAUGGAAAAGAACUUGACAAAAUGCUUAUUGAUAUUACAACCAUGAUUGGAUCAAGCUCACUGUUCAUUAGAGAUGCUGAUCGUGACAAUCGUGGAAUCUACACUGUUGAAGCAAAGAAUAGCUCUGGAACAAGGAAGGAGGACGUUCUUGUCAGAGUGCAAGAUACUCCUGGACCACCUGAGGGCCCACUUCGCUUUACAAAUAUCUCUGCUGAGAAGGCAACUCUUUGGUGGAGUCCACCAGAAAAUGAUGGCUGUGCAGCUAUCACUAAUUAUGUGAUUGAGAAGCGGGAAACCUCCCGAAUUACUUGGGCACUUGUUACAUCCAAGUGUGAAGCCUGCUCUUUCAAUGCCACCAAUUUGAUUAAGGGCAAUGAGUAUCAAUUCCGUGUUUCCGCUGUCAACAAGUUUGGCGUUGGCAAACCAUUGGAAUCAGAUCCAAUUGUUGCUAAAAUGCAAUACACUGUACCAGAUGCUCCAGGAACACCUGACUGCACUCAUGUGACAGGAGACAGUAUUACUUUAUGCUGGACAAGACCUAGAUUUGAUGGUGGAAAUGAGAUCAUGCACUACAUCCUUGAAAGAAGAGAGAAGAAGAGCUUACGAUGGAUAAAAGUUUCAGCAAAGAGGCCAAUUACUGAGCUGAGGCACAGAGUUACACACUUAAAUGAAGGAAAUGAAUAUGAGUUCCGUGUUAUGGCUGAAAACGGUGCUGGUGUUGGACCUCCAAGUGGCACCUCCAGACUAUUUAAAUGCAGAGAACCUACAAGCCCACCUAGUGCACCAACAGUGGUAAAAGUCAUUGAUUCAACAAAGACAUCCGUUACUCUAGAAUGGACCAAACCAGUCUUUGAUGGUGGUAUGCAGAUAAUUGGUUACAUCAUUGAAAUGUGCAAGGCGAGCCUUGAGGAAUGGCACAGAGUUAACACUCAAACUUGCAUACACACAAAGUACACAGUUACAGAUUUGGAACCAGGUGAAGAGUACAAAUUCCGUGUUUGUGCUGUCAAUGGUGCUGGGAAGGGAGAGACAUCUGAGAUUCCAAAUGCAGUGCAAGCCAUAGACAGACUGACAUCACCAGAGAUUGACAUUGAUGCAGACUUUAAACAGACACAUAUUGUCAAGAAUGGUGGAACAGUUACUCUGCAUAUUCCUUUCCGUGGAAAACCUGCUCCACUGGCUACAUGGACAAAGGCAGAUGGAGAACUUGGUGUAAUGGUAGAUAUUAAUACUACAGAUACAUUCAGCACAUUGACAAUUGAAAAUUGUACCAGAUAUGAUUCUGGAAAAUACACACUCUCUCUUGAGAACAACAGUGGUCGUAAAUCCAUUACAUUAACGGUGAAAGUGCUGGAUACGCCUGGACCACCUGGUCCUCUCUCAUUCAAGGAUGUGACAAGAGGAGCUCUGACUCUUAUGUGGGAUGCUCCAGUUAAUGAUGGUGGUGCCCGUAUCCAUCACUACAUUGUUGAAAAACGUGAAGCAAGUCACCUUAGUUGGCAGGAGGUCAGUCCCAAGUGUACACGCCAAAUUCUCAGAGUAACCAAGCUUUCUGUUGGUGUACCAUACUUAUUCAGAGUCAUCGCUGAAAAUCAGUAUGGACAGGGUGAGCCUUAUGAAAUGUCAGAGCCUAUUAUUGCCACUGAAGAGCCUGCACCACCCAAGAGGCUGGAUGUUAUUGAUACUACAUCUUCAACAGCCUCUUUGGUAUGGUUGAAACCUGAACAUGAUGGUGGAAGCCGCAUCACAGGAUAUAUUGUUGAGACCAGAAAGAAAGGCUCCGAUCACUGGAUUGUUGGUGGUCAGACUAAGUCUUUGAAGAUGGUCCUUGAGGGCUUAGUUGAGAACACAGAGUACGAAUUCCGUGUAAAGGCCCAGAAUGACACGGGAAUCAGUUAUCCAAGAGAUGCUCUCUCUUCUGUCAUCAUCAAAGAACCUCGCAUUGAACCAACUGCAGAUCUUAGUAGCAUCAACAAACAGCUUAUUACCUGUAAAACUGGCAAUUCCUUUGCCAUUGAUAUUCCCAUUAGUGGCAGACCAACUCCUAAAGUAACAUGGAAGCUUGAGGAGAUGAAACUCAAGGAAACAGACAGAGUGUCCAUCAAGACAUCCAAAGAUAGAACCACCCUGUUAGUAAAGGAUGCCAAGAGAGGUGACAGUGGAAAAUAUUACCUCAUUCUGGAAAAUGCUGCAGGUGCCAAGACAUUUACUGUAACUGUUACUGUUUUUGGAAGACCUAACCCACCAACAGGACCUGUUGAAGUUUCAGGAAUCACAUCAGAGUCUUGUGUGUUGACAUGGGCUGAGCCUACAGAUGAUGGUGGAACAGACAUCACUAAUUACAUAGUUGAGAAACGUGAAUCUGGUCAAACCUCAUGGCAAGUUGUGAACUCAAGUGUGAAACGGACAACCAUCAAAGUGACGCACUUAACAAAAUACAUGGAGUACACUUUCCGUGUCUGUGCAGAGAACAAGUUUGGAGUCAGCAAGCCCAUUGAAUCCCAAGCUAUUGUUGCUGAGCAUCCAUUUAUUCCACCAAGUCCACCAACCCGCCCAGAUGUGGUGUCAGUGUCUGCUAAUGCCAUUUCUAUUAAAUGGGAUGUACCAUAUCAUGAUGGUGGAAGCCAGGUGACUGGAUAUUGGAUUGAAAAGAAAGAGCGCAACACCAUUUUAUGGGUACGGGAAAACAAGAUCCCAUGCCUUGAGUGUCACUACAAAGUCUCCAAUCUUAUUGAAGGACUUGAAUAUCAAUUCAGAGCAUAUGCAAUGAACAUUGCUGGUCUGAGCAAAGCCAGUGAAGCCUCAAGACCAGUGCUGGCUUUGAAUCCAGUUGACCCUCCAGGCAAGCCAGAGGUUUAUGACAUCUCAAGAUCUUCAGUUUCUAUUAAGUGGUCUGUGCCAUUCAAUGAUGGCGGCAGCAAGAUUGUGGGAUAUGUAGUUGAACGCAAGGCAUCCACUGAUGAUGAUGAAUCUCGCUGGUUGAAGUGCAACUACACUACUAUCACAGACAACUUCUUCACUAUAACAUCACUUGAGGAGGGGGCAGUGUAUGAAUUCCGUGUCUUUGCCAGAAAUGGUGCAGGAGUUCACAGUAUGCCAUCUGAAUCAACAGGACCCAUCACGUGCAAGGAUGAAUACACACCACCAAAGGCUGAAUUAGACAGCAAACUUGUGGGUGAAACAGUCACUGUUAGGGCUGGAUCAGACCUUGUCCUUGACGCUGCAGUCGGGGGUAAACCUGAACCCAAGGUGUUCUGGUCCAAGGGUGAGAAGGAGCUGGAGCCUGGUGACAAGUACUCGUUGACAUACACUAGCACAAGAGCUAUGGCAAUCAUCAAGUCUUGUGACAGGAAUGAUACUGGAAAAUAUAUCUUGACUGUUAAAAAUGCAAGUGGAACCAAGACAGCAGCUGUUAUUGUUAAAGUUCUUGAUACACCUGGGCCUCCAGCAGGUAUAAUCACAAUCAGCAGAGUCACAGAAGAAAAAUGCACAGUUUCUUGGAAGAUACCACUUGAGGAUGGAGGAGAUACUGUCUCUCACUAUAUUGUUGACAGGCGUGAGACCAGUCGACUCAACUGGGUUGUCAUGGAAAUUGAAUGCAAAACUCUGUCAUGCGUCAGUACAAAACUCAUCAAGAACAAUGAAUAUAUUUUCCGUGUCAGAGGUGUGAACAAAUAUGGACCCGGUGUACCACUGGAGUCUGAGCCAGUUGUUGCAAGAAAUGCAUAUACUGUUCCAACACCUCCUGGGGCACCAGAUAUUGUUGCCGUCGGAAAGCAACAUGUCAUUAUUGAAUGGCUGAAGCCAGAGAGUGAUGGUGGAAAUGAAAUCAAGAACUACCUUGUGGAUAAACGUGAGAAGAGCGGUGUGAGAUGGACAAGAGUGAACAAAACAUUCACCAUCUAUGACACCAGACUCAAGAUCACCGGCCUGUUAGAAGGAAGUGAAUACCAGUUCCGUGUUGCAGCUGUCAACGCAGCUGGCCCUAGCAUACCAAGUGAAGCUUCUGAAUAUGUUCUCUGCAGGGAGCCAACAUAUACUCCAGCUCCUCCGUCAACUCCUCGUAUAACCGAUUCUACCAAACACAGCAUCACUAUGACCUGGACCAGACCUAUGUAUGAUGGUGGCUCAGAUGUCACUGGUUAUGUCAUUGAGAUUCUGGAGGAAGGAAUGGAACAAUGGUAUAGAGCCACUCAGAAGAUCCUGACCACCACUGAGUACACUGCAGCUGGUCUGACAAGCAACAAAAAGUAUAGUUUCAGAGUGGCUGCAGCGAAUGCAAUGGGCACUGGAGAAUUCAGUGAAGGCAGUGUGGAGACUGCACCAUCAGAAAGAGUUGAAACUCCUGAUAUUGAGUUACCUGAAGAUUUGAAGAAAACUGUUUGCCUGAGAGCUGGCAGCACUUUAUAUCUGAAUGCAACUGUACUUGGAAGACCACCACCAGUUAUUACCUGGAGAAAGACUGGCAUUGACCUCCAAUCCCGUGGAUACAUUGAAACAACAGAAAGCACUACAGCUUUGACAGUGGAGAAGGUGCACCGUUAUGAUGCUGGAAAAUAUACAAUUGAAGCUGAAAAUCCAUCUGGCAAGAAGACAAUUACCAUUCUCGUUAAGAUCUAUGAUACUCCUGGACCCUGUGGUGCAGUCAAUGUCAAGGAUUACACAAAAGAAUCUGUCGUCAUUACAUGGGAUGUACCCACGAUUGAUGGAGGGGCUCCGAUCAGCAAUUACGUAAUUGAAAAGCGGGAAGCAUCAAUGAAAUCUUACAAAACAGUGACGACCGAAUGCAAGAAGACACUCUACAGAAUCACUGGCUUAGAGGAAGGAAUACGAUAUUUCUUCAGAGUAUUGCCUGAAAACAUAUAUGGCAUUGGAGAACCUUGUGAAAUCAGUGAUUCAGUACUAGUAUGUGAAGUUCCAUCUGUUCCUCAAGAUUUGUACGUCAUUGAUAUUACAAAGUCCACUGUGGUUCUUGGAUGGCAGAAACCAUUUUAUGAUGGUGGCAGUAGACUUACUGGAUAUGUUAUUGAAGCCUGCAAGACAGGUACUGAUCGAUGGAUGAAUGUUGCAACUGUGAGGGCAGCAGUUUCACAGCACACCAUAGCCUCUCUGAAUGAGAAUGAGCAAUAUUUGUUCAGAAUCAGAGCUGAGAACAGCAGAGGUCUCAGUGAGCCCAGAGACCUGAUGACACCUAUAACUAUUCAGGAACAGAAAGAUAAGCCAAGUAUUGACCUCCUUGGCAUUCCUCAAAAGAUUGUCAAUGUCCCUGCUGGCAAGCCAAUUGUGCUCAACAUUCCCAUUAAAGGAAGACCUGCUCCAACCUGCUCAUGGUUCUUUGGCGGCAUUAAGAUGAAGGACACACUUGACCGUAUCAAGAUUGAGACAACUGCUAAAUACACUAAACUGACAGUUCGAGAAACCACAAUAGACGACACUGGGGCCUACACUCUUGAAGUAAAGAAUAUCACAGGAAUGGCUACAGAAACCAUUAAAGUCAUCAUUCUUGAUAAACCUGGCAUUCCUGUUGGGCCUAUGAGAAUUUCAGAAGUGGAUGCUACAUCUGUUACAUGUACCUGGGAACCACCAGAAAAGGAUGGAGGUGCCAAUAUCAGUGGCUAUGUUGUUGAACAGCGUGAUGCUCAUCGCCCUGGAUGGCUGCCUAUCUCCGAGUCUGUCACAAGACCAACAUUCAAAUUUACUAGACUAACUGAAGGAACAGAAUAUGUAUUCCGUGUGGCUGCAACAAAUCGGUUUGGCAUUGGUGCAUUCCUACAGUCUGAAGUUGUUGAGUGCAAGAGUGUCAAGACUGUACCUAGUGCACCAAGCAUUCCUGAAAUAUUUGAUGUGUCUCAUGAUGGCAUGACACUUACUUGGAAACCACCAGAGGAUGAUGGUGGCUCUUCAGUGGCUGGCUACAUCAUUGAGCGUAAAGAAGCUGGAUCUGAUAGAUGGCUGCGCAUCAAUAAGAACCCAGUGACAAUGACAAGAUAUAGAUCCACAGGACUUGUUGAAGGUCAUGAAUAUGAAUAUAGAGUGACAGCUAUCAACUCUAGAGGCACUGGCAAACCAAGUUUAAGCUCUAAACCAGUGAUUGCAAUGGAUCCCAUCGAACCUCCUGGCAUACCAUUGAACCCAAGAGUCACAGAUACCACCAGGACAUCUGUAUCACUGGCAUGGUCUCCCCCAGAGGAAGAGGGAGGAGCCAUUGUUACUGGUUACCUGAUUGAGAUGCAGAAGGUUGACCAGGUUGAAUGGACCAAAUGCAACACAACACCAACUAAGAUUUGUGAAUACACAUUGACACAUAUGCCACAGGGUGCUGAGUAUAGAUUCCGUGUGAUGGCAUGCAAUGCUGGUGGAGCUGGAGAACCAGCUGAGAUUCCAGGAGUGGUCAAAGUCACAGAAAUGCUUGAAUAUCCUGAUUAUGAGCUUGAAAAGAAGUACCAGGAGGGCUAUAUUGUCAGACAAGGUGGAGUCAUCAGACUGUCUGUGCCAAUUAAGGGAAAACCAUAUCCAACCUGCAAGUGGACAAAGGAAGGCCGUGAUAUUUCUCACAGAGCUAUGAUUGCCACCAGUGAGGAGCGCACAGAGCUGGUGAUCAAGGAAGCCCAUAGAGAUGACACUGGCACCUAUGAUCUUUUGUUGGAGAAUAAAUGUGGAAAGAAAGCCGUAUACAUCAAGGUUAAAGUCAUUGGACGCCCAGAUCCACCUGAGGGCCCAUUAGAAUUUGAUGAUAUUCAAGCUCGUUCUGUGAGAGUCAGCUGGAGACCACCUUCAGAAGAUGGUGGCUCUGAUAUCCUUGGUUACAUUGUAGAGAGACGUGAGGUACCAAAGGCAGCCUGGUACACUGUGGACUCUCGUGUGGUUGACACAUCAUUAGUGGUCAAAGGAUUAAAGGAAAAUAUUGAAUAUCACUUCAGGGUGUCAGCAGAGAACCAGUUUGGAAUUAGUAGAUCUCUAAAAUCAGAUGAAUCUGUUAUACCAAAGACUGCUCUCUGUCCACCAGAGCCUCCCAGCUUCCCGCCAGAAAUUAUGGAUGUCACAAAGACCACAGUUGGUCUAUCCUGGUCAAGGCCAAAGGAUGAUGGUGGAUCUCGUGUCACUGGAUACUACAUUGAGAGAAGAGAGCUGUCCACUGAGAAGUGGGUGCGUCACAACAAGACUCACAUCACCACAACAAUGUAUACCCUCACUGGUCUCAUCCCUGAUGCAGAAUAUCAGUUCCGUGUGAUUGCUCAGAAUGACAUUGGUCAAAGUGAGCCUGGACCUGUAUCUGAAGCAGUUGUAUGCAAGGAUCCAUUUGAUAAACCAAGUCAACCAGGUGACAUUGACAUCAUCUCCAUUACCAAGGACUGCAUCACCAUUCACUGGCUGCGUCCUGAAUGUGAUGGUGGCAAAGAAAUUCUGGGAUAUUGGAUUGAAUUCAGACAAGCGGGUGAAAGUGCCUGGAAAAAAUGCAACAAGGAGCGUUCAAAAGACAGACAGUUCACCAUGGGUGGUCUCAUGGAGGCAACAGAAUAUGAAUUUAGAGUGUUUGCUGAAAAUGAAACUGGACUGAGCAGACCCCGUAGAACUGCUAUGGGCAUCAAAACCAAAUUGAGUGUCGGAGAGGCUCCAAGUCUGAAGGAAGAGAUGAAAGAUACUACCACUAAACUAGGGGAAUCUGGAACAUUGACUUGCCAGAUUGUUGGAAGGCCUCUUCCUGAAAUCAAGUGGUAUAGAUAUGGAAAGGAACUGAUCCAGAGUCGUAAAUACAAGAUGAGUUCUGAUGGCCGAAAUCAUUCUCUAACAGUGGUAACCGAUGAACAGGAAGAUGAAGGCCUGUACAUUUGCCGAGCUAUUAAUGAGGCGGGUGAAACUGAAAGCAGCGGGAAGCUUCUUUUGCAGGCUGCACCUCAAUUCCAUCCUGGUUUCCCACUGAAGGAGAAAUACUAUGCAGGCUGUGGAACAAGUCUACGCCUUCACGUUGUCUACAUUGGACGUCCUAUCCCACAAAUCAUGUGGUUCUAUGGCAAGAAACCUCUGAAUCCAUCAGAGAAUGUUAUCAUUGAAAACACUGAAAAUUAUACUCAUCUGGUUGUCAGAAAUGUGCAGCGUAAGACAAACGCUGGCAGGUACAAAGUACAGAUGAGCAACAAAUUUGGCACAGUUGAGACAGUACUUCGUGUUGAAAUCCAAGAUAAACCUGUGAUUCCUGAAGGACCAAUUAUUGUUGAAGCUCUUUUGAAGAACUCUGUCAUCAUCAGCUGGAAACCACCUAAGGAUGAUGGUGGAUCAAUGAUCACAAACUACAUUGUAGAAAAACGUGAGGCAAAAGAGGGCGAGCAAUGGCAUCUUGUGUCAUCAUCUGUCUCAGGAACCACCUGCCGCAUUACAAACCUAAUUGAGAGUGCUGGAUAUUACUUCCGUGUUUCUGCGCAGAAUCAAUAUGGCAUUAGCGAGUCCUUGGAGAUUCCUGCUGUUCUCAUUAUCAAGAGUCCAUAUGAAAAACCUGGAAUCCCACAGCAGCCAGUUGUUACUUAUGUCACAGAGGAUUCUUGUGUUGUCACAUGGAAACCCCCAACCAGCGAUGGAGGUGCCAAGAUUAAGAAUUACUUCCUUGAAAAGAGAGAGAAGAAACAAAACAAAUGGAUUGCUGUUACAACCGAGGAAAUUCAUGAAACACAUUAUACAGUCAAAGGCUUGAUUGAAGGCUUUGAAUAUGAAUUCCGUGUGAAAUGUGAGAACAUUGGUGGCGAGAGUGACUGGAGUGAGGUUUCAGAGCCAGUCGUUCCAAAGUCAGAUACAGCACCCCGUGCUCCAUCCUUCAAAGAGGAACUGAGAGACAUGUGUGUCAAAUAUAAAGCCAAUGCAACAUUUGUCACCAAGGUUCUUGGUCAUCCCAAGCCAGUCGUUAAAUGGUACAAGGGUGGAAAAGAAAUUUUACCAGAUGGAGAGAAAAUCAAGAUCCAGGAAUUCAAAGGAGGCUACCACCAACUUGUUAUCAGUAAUGCUGAUGAGAAUGAUGUGGCUGUUUACCAAAUUAGAGCCACUAAUCAACAAGGAUCAAUUUCUACAACUGUAACCCUUGAUGUUGAAGUUCCUGCCAAGAUUCACUUGCCCCUACACCUCCAAGGUAUGGGAGCUGUUCAUGCUGUUCGUGGUGAGGUGGUUACCAUUAAGAUUCCAAUCAGUGGUAAACCAGAUCCAGCAAUCACAUGGCAGAAGGGACAAGAGAUACUGAAUAAUACAGCAUACCAUCAAGUGAUUGUUACAAGAUCCUUUACAUCUCUUGUGUUCCAAAAGGGAGUUCAAAGGAAGGAUGCCGGUUACUAUAUCAUUUGUGCCAAGAACCGGUUUGGUGUUGAUAAGCAAACAGUUGAACUUGAUGUUGCUGAUGUACCUGAACCACCUAAGGAUGUGAAAGUUAGCGACAUUGGCAGAGAUACCAUUACACUCACAUGGACUCCUUCAAAUGAUGGUGGAAGUGAAAUUAUCAGCUACAUAGUAGAAAAGUGCCCAGCAUCUGGUGAUAGAUGGAUCCGUGUUGCACAGACUUCUGAGCCUCAGUAUACUGUAAUGAGUCUAUUUGGAAAGACCAAAUAUCAGUUCCGCGUUAUUGCUGAAAAUAGAUUUGGUCUCAGUGAGCCAUCUGUACCAACUGAACCUGUGACACCAAGAGAAGAUAAAUUUGCCAUUAGAAAUUAUGAUGAAGAAGUGGAUGAAGUGAGAGAAGUUACAAAGGAAGAAGCACCUCAUUCUAAGGUGAAGAAUGUUCCUUCUCUUUACAGAAUCUCAGAGGAACUAGCACGGUGUGGACAUUUUGGAAUUGUUCAUCGCUGUGUUGAAAUUAGCUCCAAGAAGACUUUCAUGGCUAAGAUCAUUAAGGUGAAAGGUGCUGAUAGGGAGCUGGUGGCAAGAGAAAUUGAGACACUCAAUAUUGCAAGACAUAAGAACUUAUUGUAUCUACAUGAGUCUUUUGAUAGCUUGGAGGAAUAUGUUCUCAUCUAUGAAUUCAUGUCUGGCAUGGAUAUCUUUGAGCGUCUUGGAACAAACUUUGACCUGACUGAACAGGAAAUUGUACGGUACAUGAGACAAGUUUGUCAGGCGCUGAAGUUCUUGCAUGGCCUCAACUAUGGUCAUUUUGACAUAAGACCUGAUAACAUUGUCUAUGCCACAAGGAAGAGUAGUACGAUCAAGAUCAUUGAAAUGGGCCAGGCUAGGCUGUUGACACCUGGAGAAAAUAUCAGAAUUCAGUUCACUUCCCCUGAGUACUGUGCACCAGAGAUCCACAACAGUGAUUUUGUUACCACAGCCACUGACAUGUGGUCAGUUGGUGUCCUUGCAUUUGUACUCCUUAGUGGCCUCAAUCCAUUCGCUGCUGAAUCAACUCAGAAAAUGAUUGAGCACAUCUCCAAUGCUGAAUACAUAUUUGAUAGUGAGGCCUUCAAAGACACCAGUCUUGAGGGCAUGGACUUCAUCGACAGGCUACUGACUAAAGAACGCAAACAUCGUAUGACUGCAUCGGAGGCUUUGGAACAUCCUUGGCUUAAGAUGAAAAUAGAAAACAUCAGUUCUAAGGUGAUAAAGACCUUGAGACACAGACGAUACUACCAGUCACUAGCCAAGAAGGAGUGGAGCACUGUGAUUUCAGCAGCUCGUGUUGCCUAUGGUGGCAGUUACAGAAACCUGAGAAAUGUUGCAUUUGGCAGAGUCAAGGUUGGACAUGCAGAACAAGGCCUGAGAGCAGGCCCAGUCAUGCAUGGCUCUGCUGAAGAAGGUGGCCAUGUUCGAUUUGUAUGUAGCAUUCAAAACUAUGACAGAAACACAGAGGUAACCUGGUACUUUGGCUCUCGUAAAUUGAUAGCCAGUCACAAGUAUGAAAUCAGCUAUGCUAGUGGAGUUGCAAGCAUCUACGUCAAAGACAUUGAGGAAUGUGAUGAUGGACUAUACAGAUGCAAAGUUGUCAAUGAAGAUAGGGAGGACAAUGCCUACGCAGAGCUGUUUGUUGAGAGUGUGAGGUCUCACCGUGAAUACUUCCUGGGACGUUCACUCAAGAAGCCCAAACGUAGAAUUGAUAAAACAAAACUUCUUCAAAGGCCACCUGAGUUUACUCUGCCACUGUAUAACCGUUCAGCAUACAUUGGUGAGGAUGUACGCUUUGGUGUAACAAUAACUGUACAUCCUGAGCCACAAGUGACGUGGCUGAAGGCAGGACAUAGAAUCAAACCCGAUCCCAAGAAAUUCACAAUUACAAGUGACAAGGGUCUUUACCAGCUAAUGAUUCACAGUGUUGAGCUUGAGGACGAUGGUGAAUACACUGUUGUAGCAAACAACAAGUUUGGUGAAGACAGCUGCAAGGCACGCCUAACAGUAACACCUCACCCUGUUGUUGAAGACACAAUGAGACCAAUGUUUAAGCGCCUUUUGGCAAAUACAGAAUGUGUUGAGGGACAAAGUGUCCGCUUUGAUUUGAGAGUGACAGGGACUCCACAACCAACACUAAAAUGGGAAAAAGAUGGCAAGCCCCUUGAGUUCAGACCACAAGUUGAAGUUGUUCUAGAAGACAUAGGCCAUCAUGUUCUCCAUAUAAGAGAAACACUUCUGGAGGAUUCUGGCACUUACAAGGUCACUGCAACAAACUCAGCUGGCUCAGCUAGUUGUCAAGCCACUCUCAAGGUUGAACGUUUAACUUACACCAGAAGGGAGUUCAAGAGUGAGGACGACAAACAGAAAUAUGUCCAAAAUCAAAUAGAAAAGACGCUGAAAAUGGCACAACAAUUUUCUAAAGCAGAAGUGAUUGCACUUAAUCCUGUGGCACAGGAGGCAUUGAAGGAAGCUGCUGAAUUAUAUAAACCUGCAGUAAGCACCAAGAAUGUCCAGGGUGAGUUUGAUAUCUCUGAUAAAGAAGACAAAGAAAUCAAGAAAAUUAAAGAGGAGAGUAGGAAGAUCAGAAUGCCUUAUGAAAUUCCAGAGGCCCGUGUGCAUGACCCAACUGUUCUUACAGAGGACGUGGGUAUCAAACACUUUGUGGCUUUAUCUGACAUGAAAUGGUACAAGAAACUCCGUGACCAGUAUGAGAUUUCUGAGCGUAUGGAGAGAGUUGUGCAGAGGAGACAGAAACGCAUCCGUCUUUCCAGAUGGGAGCAAUUCUAUGUCAUGCCUCUCCCCAGAAUCACUGAUCAGUACAGGCCAAGGUGGCGUAUUCCAAAGCUUACACUAGAUGAUCUGGAAACUGUAAGACCAGCAAGGCGUUCACCAUCUCCUAAGUCAGAGGUUUCUUUCAGACAGAGAAGACGUUCCCUAGGUGAUCUCUCAGAUGAAGAAUUAGAGGAGUACCUGACAAAGAGAAGAACAGAUGUAGAGAGUCAAGAGAUUGAGGAAGAACUUGAACUUGGCUUUUCUGCCUCUCCUCCAAGUGGUAGCCCUGUUCGCUUUGAAUUAGCUGCACUGCGUCAUCCAUCACCUAGGGUUGUCCACAAAACUGAAGUUACACAUCUGGUGGAGACCAAACAUGUUGUGGCAGCAGAAAAGCCUCGUGGUUCUCCACCUCCUAUUUCCCAUUUCAUGAGAAGGAGGAGAUCUUUGUCUCCAACAUAUAUUGAACUGAUGCGUCCUGUCUCUGAAUUGAUCAGACCACCUCGUGCACGUGUGACCGUUGAGGCUGAAGGUGAGAUUGUUGAGAGAAGAUCUCCCACUCCUGAGAGGACACGUCCACGCUCUCCUAGUCCUGUGUCUCCUGAGAGAAGGUCCUCAAGGUCCUCGUCUAGAUUCGAAAGAUCUGCAAGGUUUGACAUCAUGUCUCGAUAUGAGGCAAGAAAAGCUGCUCUCAAAUCUGAGCGCAAAUAUCAGGUUGUGACACAGCAACCCUUUAGCCUUGACCAUGCCCCACGCAUCACAGUUAGAAUGCGCUCACAUCGUGUACCAAGUGGUCAGGACACUAAGUUCACACUGAAUGUCCAAUCAAAGCCAGAAGCUGAAAUACAGUGGUUCCAUAAUGGACAACCAAUUCAGGAAAGCAGCAAAUAUCACUUUACAAACAUGAGUGGAGUUCUGACUCUUCAAAUUAUUGAUUGCCAAGCAGAAGAUAGUGGCACAUACCGUGCUGUCUGCACAAACUUGAAGGGAGAAACAUCAGAUUAUGGAACUCUUGAUGUCUCAGGAGGAGCUUUUACAACAUAUUCAUCAAGACGCAAAGAUGAUGAAGCUCCAACAGCAUUUGUACCUGAAAUUACAAAGACUGACUAUUAUCAUACAACAUCAAUCAGGGCCUCUUCUGCCUCAAGGACACACUUAGAGAUCAAAGAGGCCAAGACCAAAUUUACUGAAAGCCGUGAAGUUUCUGCUUUUGAAAGAUACAAGUCUGAAAGGCUUACGUCUUCACCCAUCAGACAUGCAUCUACUGAAUACCUGUCAUCAACUUCAUAUUCAUCCUCAGAACGAUAUACAUCUGAAUCUAAAACAAAAACAGUCGAGUCUAUAGCUGCAACAGAGGUAACAGCAAAGAAAGUCAAAGCCACUCUGUCAGCCAAAAUACUUACCAAACCGCAAUCUCUAACAGUAUCUGUGGGCGAGUCUGCAAGAUUUACCUGUGAUAUUGAUGGAGAGCCAGCACCAAGUGUCACAUGGAUGCAUGAGGGACGUGCUGUUGUCACUUCCCAUCGUGUACAUGUGACAACAACACAGUACAAAUCUACAUUCGAAAUAUCUUCAGUUGAGUACUCCGAUGAAGGUAGCUACUCUGUACUAGUGGAAAAUGUAGAAGGAAGGCAAGAGGCAAAGUUUACCUUGACCAUUUCUAAACCAGCACCAAAAGUGGAAGUUGUUACACCAUCUCCACAAGUUAAAUCUCCUGAGCCAGCAGUAAAAACACUUGAGCCUUUAGUGAAACCAUCAACACCUUCUAUGACAUCACCAGAGCCAUCAGUAAAAUCUCCUCUCACAUCUCCAGUGCCAACAGUUAAGUCUCCAGGGCCUUCAGUGAAAUCACCAGAACCUGCUGGUGUUAAGUCCCCUGAACCUCGGAUUAAAUCACCAGAGGGAGUCAAAUCCCCACUAAGAGUGAAGUCUCCUGAGCCAAGUACUGCUGCUCCAAGAGUUAAGUCCCCACCACAAGUGAAGUCUCCUGAAGCAGUUGCUUCCCCUCCACCACCAGUCAAGUCUCCAGAACCAGUUAAAUCUCCCGCAGGUCUGAAGUCUCCUGAACCAAUAGCAUCUCCUCCAAGAGUAAAAUCUCCACCUCCGCUCAAGUCUCCAGAGCCAGUAUCUUCACCUUUUAGAGUGAAAUCUCCAACAGGCAUGAAAUCUCCAGAGCCAAUCACUUCUCCUCUGAGAGUUAAAUCACCAACAGGCUUUAAGUCUCCUGAGCCUCAAAGGGUCAAAUCCCCACUAACAGCAAAGUCUCCUGAACCAAUAAUGUCACCCAAAAGGGUUAAAUCCCCACUUACGGUGAAAUCACCAACACCUACAAAGGAGGCACCUCCAAAGAUCCUCCAGCAACUCAAAGCUGAGGCAUUUGAAGACAAGGUGAAGAUGAUCUGUGUGGCUGAGAGCUCUGUGAGGGAGAUUGUGUGGUACAAGGAUAGCAGGAAACUAAGCCAGAGUAAUCGCUAUCAGAUGCAUACCUCCGCUGAUGGCACUUGCUGUCUCUUUAUUUCUGAUUUGUCUGAGAGUGAUCAGGGUGAAUAUUCCUGUGAAAUGAUUGCAGAGAGUGGAGCAGUUGUAAGAACAUCAUUCUCCUUCACUGGCCAAGUGUUCCAGUCCAUCUAUACAAAAAUAACGACUUUUGUGUCCACACGUUUGGCUAUAAAAGAAUCAACAUCCUCCAAGAUCCAUGAGGGAGCUGAGAUGGUUAUGAGAGAGAGUGCUACUGUCAGCAGCAUGCAAGAAAGCUUCUCUUCAAAAUCCAUGCACAUGGAGAGCACAAUGCAGGAAACAUCAUUCAGCAGUUCAUCCAUGGCUGAAAUGAAAUUUGAAACAAUGUCUAUGUCCAGCAUGUCGUCCAUGACGUCUGAAUCAGUGUAUGCUGUGAGCUCAAGCAGUGUUAUGUCAAGUCAUUCACAUGCUGAGGGGUCUUCAAUUAGAGCCAUGUUGCAUAGUGGUCAAGGUCUAGCACCAAGAAUCGAAGCCCUUCCAGAAGAUAUCAGCAUUGAAACUGGAAAGGUUUUGACUGUAGCCUGUGCUUUCUCUGGAGAGCCCUCACCCCGCAUCGAGUGGUCUCGUGGUGGAAAAAUACUUCCAACAGCUGAAGAGAGUGGGAGGUUCCACAUUGAGACCACAGAGGACUUGACUACACUCAUCAUCACUGGUGUAAAACAGAGUGAUGCUGGGGUGUAUACCCUAAAACUGUCCAACGAGCAUGGAUCUGACACAGCAACCAUCACCAUCAGUAUUCGAUCGCUGUAAAACGAAUAAUGAUCAAAUCUAUCCCCGUUUCCUGAUUACGUGCCUUUUUAUGUAUUGAAUGAGCAAAUAAGAUAAUAUUUACUUGAUAAAUGCCUCGAUAUCUGUUCCUGUAAAUAUAUCUAUUUUUAUACCAAACUUGACAUUAAUUUAUGCCAAACUAGACUAAAGUCUAAAGUUGUUAUAAAAUGUGCCAUAUUGGAUAAUUAUGACUAGGAUUUUUGAUCCAUUUUUCUGUGACAUGUACAUAAUGUAUAUAGCCGAAUAUAACGGUUAUGGGAAAUGUAUGAAUUGUUAUUUAUGACAAUAUUAACUGAAACAAAUGGAACUAAUUGUUUAUCAGGAGAAAGUUUCUCAUGGAAACGAAUACCCUGUUAAACCUGAAACUAAACUCUGUGCCUCAACAAUAAGUUGAAGUCUUAAGAUUGCCUCAGCAGGUAGAGAGGCUCCCUGUUGAAGUUUUACUAGAUCUGAGAGACAAAGAUAAACACUGCAUGUAUGCACAUGCGGUGAUCUUACCGUACUCAUAUGAAUUUAUAACUUGACCAUAAGACCUUGAAUGCUGUUUGCAUCUUACCCUCAUGUAAGCAGCAUGACUAGGCCUUGUGUUCAGACUGACUAUGUCAUACCACCAUUUUAUUGACAUGCUCAAAGUGCGAGCGGCCUGCACUUUAUGAGCUAAGAUGUUAAAUGUGCUCUGUUUCUGUCAAGGGACGGCUUGAAUACACUUUCAGAAAUAACAUCACCUGGCCAAUAAGGAAAGUUUAUCUUGUACUUCCUUGCAGAAGCAGAGCCUCCUCUUGGAGGAUUGCUUUGUUGCCUUGUGUGUUUGUGUGUUAGCUUUAGAACUCACCUUGAUAGUGGUUGGGCAAACAUCAAGCAAGUGUACCACAGCAACAACAUCUGCUGUGUAAAGAACUAAAUUGAUACAUUAACUACAUGUCCCACACUUUGGUUUGAUUUUAUUUAGAACUGUAGUAUUAUUUAUAAAUGCAACCUCCUUGAGUAUUAUAAUUGAUUCAAUAAAGCAUGUUUUCAGCACUAA